Pelobates cultripes (western spadefoot toad) is the source of this 95078-nucleotide messenger RNA. The record is from the annotation of a GenBank genome assembly. NCBI's taxonomy places the organism in Eukaryota, Metazoa, Chordata, Amphibia, Anura, Pelobatidae.
CAAGCAGUCACAUGACAGCUCGCCCUGCGAAGAUGGCUGACGACCUGCCUUCCGAGUUUGAGAUUGUCAUUCUCGGGACCGGUAUGAUUUCUAAAGAUAUUGUAAAAUAGGGGUUUGGGGUGGGAUAAAUUACAUGGGGGGGGGGGGCCAUGUGACUGUGUCAUGAGCAUUGUAACAUAAUGAAUAGCUAAUCUUACCUUUAAUGCUGUGGAAUCCACUUCUCAUUAUGCUCAGCCACCUGAAUUGCUGGCUGAGAAUCAUAAUGCAUGAUUUCACACUAUUUACUCAUGGUACCAUUCAUUCUUCCUUAGUAUUUUCUCUCUCUGUCCAUAUAUACAUGCAUAUGUACACACAAUGCAUGUAAAUAUCAGUAUUUAGGCUAUUUGUACCUUAUCUGUCCAUAAUCCCAGCUAAGUAGGAAGUGAGGUCAGGAGGUCUGUUAUAAAGUGCAGUGCCAGAUAUGUUUAACUCCUUAACCUCUUAAGGACCAAACUUCUGGAAUAAAAGGGAAUCAUGACAUGUCACACAUGUCAUGUGUCCUUAACCCCUUAAGGACACAUGACAUUUCUGACAUGUCAUUACUCCCUUUUAUUUCAGUAGUUUGGUCCUUAAGGGGUUAAGGACACAUGUCAGAAAUAUUCCAUUAUGAUUCCCUUUUAUUCCAGAAGUUGUGACCUUAAGGGGUUAAGGAUACAUGUCGGAAAUAUUCCGUCAUGAUUCCCCUGCGCUUGCUAUGAAAUUUACGUUAUUUCAAAUUGUAUGUAAGCGCUUUCAGUGUGUUGGCAGCUUUGUUUGGCAUUUCAUCCUGCCUUUGGUGCACACCAGAUGACACGCCACAUUAGGAGCAGCUGCAUCGCAAACUUUCUGAUCUGUCCAGCCCAUCCUAGUUUCACACCUAACCAACAACAUAUUUAUUUUUUAUUUUUUUUACUCUUGAAUUGUAAGGCGUUGCUUCCUGUAACCAGGACAGUCACGUUUAGGACUCUUUUUUUUUUUUUGUCAACUGUAUAAACCCAUUUCAAAUAUAUAUAUAUAACCAUACAAGACAAGGGACAAAAGAUGUGUUCAUUUUUCUAAUGGCUCUAGAAUAAAAAAAAAAAUAGUAAAGCAGUUCUCUAAAAACCAUGAUCAAUACUGUGCGCUGUAGUUUUUAUGGUUCCUGGAGGUGACCAACAUCUCCCAGGUUAGAGUCACACCAUAUAUUAGUUAGUAAUUUGGUACUUACCCAGGUUCCUUAGGUACCAUAGCCCAGUCUUAUCUUCACUUAUACCUAAAUUAGAAAUUUCCCAUCUGCAUUAGAUAUAACAAUUUUUUGUUCCUUUUUGAAUGGAAUUCAAGGGCUCAGAGCAUUGGCUGAAUUGGGGACUACUGUUUUUUGCGGUGUCUGUGAAGAGGAUUGGGACCACUGACAGCUUGUGUUUGUGGGAAGUUACCAGGAAACUCAUGAAGUCAUGAGGAAGAUAAAGUGUGCUAUCUUUGUCCCUUGUCCUGUGGUGCUAGGUGCCAGAUGCCAUAUCAAUAUAAUUGAAAUUAAGUUUUUAUGGUAGGGGUUUAUGAACACUUUUACUACAAAGUCUGUUCUGCAGCACCGAUGUGCUCUGCCCCUUUAUGAAAUUCUUCAAAACAAAAGCCUUGGACUGCUGCUGGCCAUUAGUUUGUCCUCUAAGCCAGUCAAUACCUCCUCAGUCACAAAACGGCUUGCGAAAUAUAUGUACGUUUCUCAAGCUGUUUAGUAUGACUGGGGAGCUACUGAUUGACUUAGUGUCAACUAUCCGCACUAUGCCAUGCAGCUGCACCCUGCAUCUGUAUGAGGCUUCAGUUUGGAAGAUUUUUGGAAAAUGGGCAUUGGACACGGUGGAGCAAACGGUGCUAGAGAGGAGACUUAGAGGUUAAACUUUUCCCUGAAAGUAAGCCAGGACCAGGGACCUCCUGGCACCAUUAAAACUGAAUUUCGAUUAAAGGACCACUAUAGGCACCCAGACCACUUCAGCAUAAUGAAGUGGUCUGGGUGCCAGGUCCAGAUAGUAUUAACCCUUUUUUCUGUAAACAUAGCAGUUUAAAAGAAACUGCUAUGUUUACCUAUGGGUUAAUCCAGCCUCUAGUGGCUGUCUCAUUGACAGCCGCUAGAGGGCUUCCGCGCUUCUCACUGUGAUUUUCACAGUGAGAAGACGCCAGCGUCCAUAGGAAAGCAUUGUGAAUGCUUUCCUAUGGACUGGCUGAAAGCGCGUGCGGCUCUUGCUGCGCAUGCGCAUUCAGCCGAAGAGGAGGCGGAGUGGAGGAGGAAAGUUCCCCGCCUGGCGCUGGAGAAAGAGGUAAGUUUAACCUCUUCCUCUCCAUCCAGCCCGGCGGGAGGGGGACCCUGAGGGUUGGGGCACCCUCAGGGAACUAUAGUGCCAGGAAAACGAGUAUGUUUUCCUGGCACUAUAGUGGUCCUUUAAGUUGUUUUGUUGCCCUGGAGUGUUCCUUUAAAGGACCACUCUAGGCACCCAGACCACUUCAGCUUAAUGAAGUGGUCUGAGUGCCUGGUCCUUCUAGGGUUAACCUUCCCCUAUUUCCGCUAGUGGCUGUCUCAUUGACAGCCACUAGAGGCGCUUGCUAUGUGACCGGCUCAAUGCGCGCGCAGCUCUUGCCGCGUGUGCGCAUUCAGCCGACGGGGAGGAGAAGAGGAGGAGGAUCGGAGGAGGAGAGCUCCCCGCCCAGCGCUGGAAAAAGGUACGUUUUAACCCCUUUUCCCCCUUCCAGAGCCAGGCGGGAGGGGGUCCCUGUGGGUGGGGGCACCCUCAGGGCAUUAUAGUGCCAGUAAAAAGAGUAUGUUUUCCUGGCACUAUAGUGGUCCUUUAAUGAAGUGUUCUGGGUGCCAGGUCCAGCUAGGGUUAACCCAUUUUUUCAUAAACAUAGCAGUUUCAGAGAAACUGCUAUGUUUAUUAAUGGGUUAAGCCUUCCCCCUAAUCCUCUAGUGGCUGUCUCAUUGACAGCCAGUAGAGGCGCUUGCAUGCUUCUCACUGUGAUUUUCACAGUGAGAGCACGCCAGCGUCCAUAGGAAAGCAUUAUGAAUGCUUUCCUAUGUGACUGGCUGAAUGCGCGCGCAGCUCGUGCCGCGCGUGCGCAUUCAGCCGACGGGGAGGAGAAGAGGAGGAUCGGAGGACGAGAGCUCUCCGCCCAGCGCUGGAAAAAGGUAAGUUUAACCCCUUUUCCCCUUUCCAGAGCCGGGCGGGAGGGGGACCCUGAGGCUGGGGGCACCCUCAGGGCACUAUAGUGCCAGGAAAACGAGUAUGUUUUCCUGGCACUAUAGUGGUUCUUUAAUGGAACAGCCUGAAGUAGGUAACAUCUGGUAUUCCAGAUGUUAUGGACUACAUCUCCCAUAAUGCUUUGCCAGCAUUAUGGUAGAUGUAGUAUACAACAUGUGGAAUGCUGCUUACAUACUCCUGCUCUUAGGCACUCUAAAAAGCACUCCAGGGACUUUGUGCAAAAGAAAAUGCUGUUGCAUAAUUAUAUUUGGUCAAUGUUUCUGUUUAAAUCAUAAAUUUUCAUCAGGACAAUUAUACAAUAUAUACUGUUUCCAUACACACAGAGCUCUAUAUGCCUGGCUCAAUUAACCUACAUACAACCAAUGAUCAGUCUGAUCUGUUGGGGGCUACAGUUUCAGAUGCUGUAUGAGUGUAUCACUUGUGAGGAUCUCUGAAAACUUGCACUGGGAAAUAGCUAAAGACAGGCAAUGAGAACGUUGUAGGCUAGGUUUCUAUAUCAACACCUAAACAUUGCUAAUGGCAGCUUUUAACACUAUCAUAUUUUAAGUGUUCUCCUCCUGUAAUGGAUAUACUAAUAAUCUAAAAUGUAAAUUGUAUUUGAGCAAAUAUUCUUUUCUGGGUACUACACUGUGUUUCUUUAUUUUAUUGAGUUUCUCCUUGUUAUGUGUCAGGAUUACUAGUUGAUCCAGUACGUAGUACUGUAUCACACCUAGGAUUAAAAGGUAAUGUCUUACCGGGCCUUAGAAUGGCCGGACUUAACGUACCACAGAAUAGUCAGAAUACUUGCCGAAUUCAGAGAUACAGAAAGAGACACAAUGAUGAGGGAAAGCCAAAAGUCAGGGAUAUAAGAAUACAGGGAAGCCAAAGUCUGCAGCGGCCGGCGUCCAUCAACAUGCUGCAGGGGUCAGGCAACCACUAUCAAUGUCACAAGGUGCGGAUGAACAUGUGACAUUAUGAGAGGGGGAAAAAGGGUAGAGAUGGGUCAGUGCUCAAGGUAUUGGUACAGAUAAGACAAUGGAUAAUUGGGCAGCACACCAAGGUAGUAAGGCUCCCUCAGAUGGCCUUACAGGUAGACAAAGCAAUAGAGUAGAGGGUAGUAGAUAGGCGGUGCCAGUAAUAAAGAGCAAAGUAGAUAAAAAUAAUAAUAAUAUAGUCUAAGUGAUUUAAAAGUCCAGUAGUAGAGUUCAAGAAUGUCUUUUGCAGGACUGUAUGUAGAAGCCAACGAAAAUGUAGAAUAUGGGAUAACAGCUCCGUAAGUGGAAGAUGUUCUUACACUCCGUAUGUGGAAAUAAGAGACAACGAAUGGUGCAGUAUAUUCAACAAUCAGAUGUUAUUCUAGUAAAAGUAUAUAUGAUCCUACUCACGUUUUAUAGAGCUAAUGGACUAGCUCUAGUAUGAAGUGUGUACAGUGGUAUAAUCCCCACUUAUAGGAUACGUGAGGUGUUGUCUUGUCUGAGGGAAGGUCAUAUGAAAUAAAAAUAAACAGCAAUAGUGUUCUCUAUUUAAAAUCAGGAAAGCAGAAAAUAAAAUAUAAAGUGGUUACUCACAUUUACACGAGCAGGCGGACUGCUCAGUGUAUAGGGCUUGAGUGGUAUCCCCACCUAGGAUUCUUUGGACUAAUGUCUCACUGGAACAGGAUAAAACACAGAAGCCAGGUAAAAUAGGUAAAAUAAAAUAAAAAGAUAUUAGUUUUUUUUUUUUUAAAGUAAAAAGGCAACUCACAGUGAGGAAGUGACCAAAAUAACUUUAAUAAAAUACAAUACAGUUUAAAAUAUCCACAACGCGUUUCGCCAGCAGACCUUUUUCAAGUGGAAAUGCAGAGAACAUUUUCACUUGAAGAAAGUAAUUAAUAAACAUUUGGGAUUAUUAUGGAAAUACAAAGACUUACUACCCAACAGACUGAAGACAGUUUUUAGUGGGGGCUCCCAUCAUCAAAAUAAAAAUUGUCAAAAUCCACAGAGGUCCCACCAAAGGAAUUUCUAUCAACAGAGAUAAAUGAGGGUGAAGCAUGUAAGGAGAGCAUGUAUAACAAACUAAGAGUAACUGAGAUUAGCUUUCCAGCUCAUUACGUGACUUACAAACUUAAAGAUAUGAUGACCUGCAACAAUUAUCAUGUAACAUGUCCUUGAAUUCCUUUGUGGCUUGCAUUAUGUAGGAAGAACAACUAGAAAACGAUCUACCAGAAUCUGAGAAUUUAGUAGAAAUAUUUCAAGAAAUUCAUGCAACAUAGUGUCGGCACACUUAGUCACAAUGCAUAACGCCAAUGCAAACCUAUUUGGGUUCUCAUCUAUUCGUAAACUAAAAAGGCACUAGAGAGGGGUAUUUAUGAGUUUACAAUUCAGCCGAUAUAACAAAUGCGGAAAUAUGAAAUCACACCAGGGAGUGAGUUAAGAGAGUUAGACAAAGCGCCCGCAAUCUCAUGCAUUAUACAUGAAUGGAGUCUUAAAGGAGAGGGACGACCGAGUCACCAUAUAAAAUCAUUUAUUAAGCCGAUUACCAGGUGAAACCCAUUUGGCUGAAACUUAUAAAAGUGAAUUGGAACUGUGUGGCAACACAGAUCAUCUCCUCCAGCGGUGAACUUCAAGUAGAACACUGAACAUUAAGCAGGCAUACAGAAACCCUCUGAGUUCAUAUGCGCAGUAACCGACUAUACGCAGGUAACAUCUCUUUCAAAUGUGAAAGUCCAUUAGAAUUUUUUUUUAUUUUAUUUUUUUAAUAAACACUGAAACAUUUUAACUUUAUUGCACUGUUAGCGGUGCUUUGUCUCCCCCUCCCUGCUAUUUUAUUUUUUUCCACUAUAUACCCUUGGAUCCAUCUGUGAUUGGAUUAUUCUUACAGGUGUUUUACAUGGAACUAUUUUAAAGACAGAUUGUCUGUGAUUAACUACAGUUAUUUCUGCGUACGUAUUACUUUUAUGCUCUUCAACUAACAGCACGGCCUUUAUAUUUCUUUUACUAUAUGUGAAUGGUAGGUUAGAGGGAUUCCCCCCCCCCCUGAAAACAGGACUGCUGUCCCUAGAUGUCGUUUAGACUUAUUACAGCUUCCUAACACUAAGCCAAUUGUUAUCUCUAAUUCUCUUAUUAGAGAAUAGUGCCCCUAGAGCUAAGACUACAUCAUAACAAUAUUUAUUUUUUUGCACUAUUAUUUCUUUUUUGUUGUUGUGUUGAUUGUUUACAGUAACAUAACAUUGAAAUAAAAUGCUGUUGUAUAGACAUGUAGCAUUUCAAUGUGUGAUUUUCAAAGACCUUGGAGUUUUUUUUUAUUAAUUUUUUUUUAACUGUGGCUAAUAUAUUUGUCUUUGUAUAAAGCAUUGCAUAAUAAUUUAUGAAGGCCUCAUAUUUUCUCUACCCCCUCCCCCCCUUCUCAUGAAAACUGUUGAAAAAAAUAGAUUUGGCCAGCAAUCUGCACUCAGGUAGAGCAGGAAAAAAGAUUUAACCAUUAAUAAUUUGUAAUAGCACAUUAGGGAGUGCUCCAGAUCCACUGUACUCAUAAAGGAAGAUAUAUUUAUCUUCUAUAGUAGUCGAUAGACUGUUUAUGACUUUAGACACACAAGUACUUUCAACUUAAAACUUAUCUUCAUUUCAGGAUCUGAUUUUUCAUUUGAUGAAAACCCAUUUUUAGGCAUUGAUUUUCUUUUUUUUUUGUAAAGUGAUAAUAAAUGUGUAAAGCCUGAAUGCUAUUAAAAUGAUAGAAAAUGAAAGAGAGCUUUGGGAAGUUUUUUUGUUUUUUUUAAAUGUUUACUCUAAAAUCUAGGCAUUGUUUGCAGUACUUGUCAUUUUAUUAGACCACCUGUAUUAUGGAUCCUUUAAGGUGGAUAUUUUUAGUUGAUUAUGGAGUAAGUCAUUGUUGUUGUUUUUUUGUUUGUUUUCUUUUAAUACUGUUUUUUUUUUUUUUUUUUUAAAUACUCUUUUUUUUUUUUUUUUUUGCCUAUUAAUUUUCAGGCGGUGAGACAAAAUCUCAAAAACUAACAGCACCCAAUGGCCUGCUCAUCUACUGUUGAGAUAAUGAUUAGUUUCACUUCUUAUUUGGACAAACGCAGAGGAAGUAAAAUUCUUCAUUAUGUCAUAGAAACAUAGAAACAUAGAAUGUGACGGCAGAUAAGAACCAUUCGGCCCAUCUAGUCUGCCCAAUUUUCUAAAAACUUUCAUUAGUCCCUAGCCUUAUCUUAUAGUUAGGAUAGCCUUAUGCCUAUCCCAUGCAUGCUUAAACUCCUUUACUGUGUUAACCUCUACCACUUCAGCUGGAAGGCUAUUCCAUGCAUCCACUACCCUCUCAGUAAAGUAAUACUUCCUGAUAUUAUUUUUAAACCUUUGUCCCUCUAAUUUAAGACUAUGUCCUCUUGUUGUGGUAGUUUUUCUUCUUUUAAAUAUAGUCUCCUCCUUUACUGUGUUGAUUCCCUUUAUAUAUUUAAAUGUUUCUAUCAUAUCCCCCCUGUCUCGUCUUUCCUCCAAGCUAUACAUGUUAAGAUCCUUUAACCUUUCCUGGUAAGUUUUAUCCCGCAAUCCAUGAACCAGUUUAGUAGCCCUUCUCUGAACCCUCUCUAAGGUAUCAAUAUCCUUCUGAAGAUACGGUCUCCAGUACUGUGUACAAUACUCCAAGUGAGGUCUCACCAGUGUUCUGUAUAAUGGCAUGAGCACUUCCCUCUUUCUACUGCUAAUACCUCUCCCUAUACAACCAAGCAUUCUGCUAGCAUUUCCUGCUGCUCUAUUACAUUGUCUGCCUACCUUUAAGUCAUCAGAAAUAAUCACCCCUAAAUCCCUUUCCUCAUAUGUUGAGGUUAGAACUCUAUCAAAUAUUCUGUACUCUGCCCUUGGGUUUUUACGUCCAAGAUGCAUUAUCUUGCACUUAUCCACAUUAAAUGUCAGUUGCCACAAUUCUGACCAUUUUUCUAGUUUACCUAAAUCAUUUGUCAUUUGGCUUAUCCCUCCUGGAACAUCAACCCUGUUACAUAUCUUAGUAUCAUCAGCAAAAAGACAUACCUUACCAUCAAGACCUUCUGCAAUAUCACUAAUAUAAAUAUUAAAGAGAAUGGGUCCAAGUACAGAUCCCUGAGGUACCCCACUGGUGACAAGUCCAAGCUUCGAAUAUAUUCCAUUAACUACAACCCUCUGUUGCCUGUCACUCAGCCACUGCCUUACCCAUUCAACAAUAUUGGAAUCCAAACUUAAAGAUUGCAGUUUAUUGAUAAGCCUUCUAUGUGCAACAGUGUCAAAAGCCUUACUGAAAUCUAGGUAAGCAAUGUCUACUGCACCACCCUGAUCUAUAAUUUUAGUUACCCAAUCAAAAAAAUCAAUAAGAUUAGUUUGGCAUGAUCUCCCUGAAGUAAACCCAUGUUGUCUCUGAUCUUGAAAUCCAUGUGUUUUUAGAUGUUCAUCAAUCCUAUCCUUUAACAUGGUUUCCAUCACUUUCCCCACUACUGAAGUAAGGCUUACUGGCCUAUAGUUGCCCGACUCCUCCCUAUUACCUUUCUUGUAAAUGGGCACAACAUUCGCUAACUUCCAAUCUUCUGGGACUACUCCUGUUAACAAUGAUUGGUUAAAUAAAUCUGUUAAUGGUUUUGCUAGUACACCACUAAGCUCUUUUAAUAGCUUUGGGUGUAUUCCAUCAGGUCCCAUUGAUUUAUUUGUCUUUACUUUUGACAGUUGAAAUAGAACCUCUUCCUCUGUAAACUCACGUGUAAUAAAUGACUCAUUUAUCCUUUUUCUCAACUGAGGUCCCUUUCCUUCAUUUUCUUCUGUAAAUACAGAACAAAAAUAUUCAUUGAGGCAGUCAGCCUGACCUUUAUCCUCUUCUACAUACCUUCCUUCUUUUGUUUUUAAUCUAACUAAUCCUUGUUUUACUUUUCUUUUCUCAUUUAUGUAUCUAAAAAAUGUUUUAUCCCCCUUUUUUACUGACUGUGCUAUUUUCUCUUCUGUGCUAUGUCAUUAUGUCAAUAGCAGAAUUUCUCUGUCAAACUGCUUGAAAACUAUUAUAGCUAAACAUAGACUGCACACAUUAACCUCUAAAAUAAGUUGUGAUGCUUACAAUGUACCUUUAGGUUUACCUUAUAUGCCUUUGUGCCUAUUGUACAUCUGCUAUAGUGUACGAAAGUAAAAAGCAGGUUUAUCUGAUGGUGAUGUAUAAAUAGAAUAUACAUGGAUACAUUAUCCUCCUAAAUGUCUUUAUUUUAUCAAGGAUUAACAUUAAAGGGUUAUUCCAAGCACCAUGACCACUUCAGUGAUUUGAAGUAGACGUGGUGGCCGAAGUCUGUAUGUGCAGCGUUUCACAUUGAAACGAUACACAUACAGAGAAUAACUCCUUAGCUGCUGGAGAUGUAACAAGAGUUGGAUAAAGAGGCUGGAUAAUGUUGAUUCUUUGCAUUUUAUUUUACACAGAAUAUCAGUCAUUGGCUAAGAGCAGGUAACUGAUGUUCUCAGCCCCUGAAUAGCCUUGGCUUCUGUUGCUCUGCAGAAGUGUGUCACGGGACCACCAGGGAGCAUCAGAGCCUGGCGGGGACCCAGGUAAGAGGAGACCCUUUGCUAAACCCGGGAUAUGAACCAAUAUACUCUUGGAAUCAUAACCACUACAGCGGACUGUAGUGGUUAUGGUGCUUGGAGUAAUCCUUUAACCCCUUCCCAAUGUACUGGGUAUGUCCGACAAAAAACUGCCGUAAACUACGCUUGUACUUACCUGGACCGGUGUUCCCAGUCGGGGUGGACUGCCUGAGUCCCCAGCAGUCCCUCUGCAGUAGCUGCGUCCACCGCAGCCCUCCUGGGCCAUGGGAUCACUAUAAUCACAUGGCCGCAAUAGCAGUCUAUGCAGCUGCCAGCAGGGGCUAUCAGGCAGUCCCCCAGACAGCCAAAAAGUGUAAACAAAUAAUAAAAUAAAAAUAAUAAAACUGUCCGCUAACGCUCAAAACCAAUCAGUAGUUCCAGUCCACAUUAAUUGAAGAAGUACGUAUUUAAAAAAAAAAAAAAAAAAAAAUUAUUUCUGGAACAGAUCUGGAGAGCCAGAUUUGGAGUUACCCAGUUUCAUAAACGGUUGAAACUAAACGAGUAAGGAAGCUCCAUGGACCGUCUGGCAUCAUAAAAACUUUUUUGCUAAAGUUGUUAUAAUGCCAUACGUGUUCCUUUAAAAAGGACUGGGGGGAAAGAUUCAACACCUGUCUUGAUUGUCCUUUUAAAUCGCUAAUCAAACCUUUCUAGUAUCUGAUUCCCAAUCUCUUCAUCUUACUACAGUUUACUAUUCGUAAUAUAUGUUAUUAUAGUGCAAUACGUAUCAUUACAUCGUUAAUGCACGUUGUGAGGUUAAAUGUUCUGAUGGCAAUAAACAAGGUAUGCAUUUUAAGGCGGUCCUGGUUUCAAGUUGCUGGUAAUUCUUGAUAAUUUCUAUUCCUAUGAAGUAGUUAUUCUUUAUAAACGCAGUCACAGUAAAUUUUCCGUUCUAUGCAAUUUUCUUUCCUUUCUGAUGUUCAGUGAUUAUAAAUAACACAUGAAAUGACUUCCAAGGUAGAAUGCAGGGAUCCAUUUUGAAAUAUUCUAUAAAGUAGAAAAUGAUUUAUGGUUCCAUAUGAUUUUGGCUGAAAGCACUCGGGCUUUGCUAGGUCAUCAGAGCCCUGUCAGGAGAAUCUAUUAUUUAUUGUUUGAUAGGGCAGGACGGCUGUAAGUAGUUUAUUUUAUGUUUAUACUGUGUAAGUACAGUGUUAAGAAAAAAAAAAAAAAUCUGUUCUUCAGCAUUGAAAUUAUAUUGUGCAAAAGCAAAACAAAAAAUAUAUAUUAAUUUAACAGUAUUACAAAGCAUCAUGCUAGAAAUCUGUGUAUUUUCCUAUUUAAUUUUUUUUACAUUUUUUUUUCGUUAUCUGACCAUAUUCAGUUUUUGCGGAGAAGUUCCUUAAUAAAAAAAAGCCCACAUAUUAAUCUGAAAUUAUUGGAUCCGCAAAGAUUCUUUUCAAUCAACAUACAGAUUGUUUCACAGUUUGGAAAAAUACUUGUCAGGAGCUGACAUCUAAAAGCUGAAAUUUCAUUGCUGGUCAUUAGCAGAUAGCUGUACAAUUCAAGAACAAAUUUCUGUCAGUUUAAAAGUAGUAUUGUGCAAGGUGCACAGCGGCUUAUUUAACCCGACACAUGACAUGUGUGACAUGCCAUGAUUCCCUUUUAUUCCAGACGUUUGGUCCUUAAGGGGUUAAAGGAUCACUUGCUGAAAUUAUUUAUUUGACUCAAACUUUUUACAAUUGUGACGGUUUAUAAAAGUUCAAAUUUUAAUAGAAACUGGAACUUUUAUAAUUGGGGCCAUAAACCUGUAUUUCCGAUUCUGUUACUUCCACUAAUCUAGCGAUAGUAGCAACCGCACUGUGUUUGUGUGCACCUAUCUUCCCCUCUUUUACAAUGAGCUGCAUUACAUCGGAAAGCUGUGAUCGCAUGCAUGCUCGCAGCUUCAUUGAGAAGCCUCAGACUGAAGUAUUUCCGGGCACAGAUUGAAAGUCAGGGCUGGAGGAAAAAAGGAACGGUUUACAAAGACUUUGGACAAGAGAUCUGGAUUUUUCGCAAGCUGUUUUUAGAUUUACCCUGAGUGAAAAAAGCAUGUUUUCAUUGUGGGUGUAUCCACUACAAUGACAUAUUAAUUUAAUAUGGUUUAAAUUUAGAUACCUAGAACCACUCACAUGAUAUGGAGCCUAUAUUAUAUUGGCUCGGUAAAAUGGACCUCUGCUUUUAGGGCAGCAAUACAUCUGUAACAGUUUAACAGAAGUUGGAGCCCAGUUGUAGGAGAUGGCACAAGGAGGAAGCAAAAACCAAAAACACAGUACAGAUAAAGGGAACCCCUGUUUUGGAUGGUACAACUGUGCGUGUGUAUUGAUCAUAAUUGUGAGAGUACUUUUGAAAACAACUGCCUGAAAGUACAUAAAAUGCUGCUUUACUGCUAUAUUAGCUGUCCACCUAGAUUAAAAGGACAAUAUAGGCACCCAGACAACUUUAGCUCAUUGAAGUGGUCUGGGUACAGUGUCCAAAGUCCCUUAACCAUGUAAAGGUAGUUACUGCAGUUUUUAAUAACCUUUGAGGGUUAACUCCAUUAUCUUUGAGGGUUAACUCCACCUCUGGUAGACAGCCACUAAUGGGACUUCCGGAUGGUCGCCGUUGCCUAACUUACACUGGACGUCCUCACGCUAUGCAUGAGGACCUCCAGCGCCACUUGAAACCGCAUAGGAAAGCAUUAUAUAGUAGGGGAAGUACCAAUGCAAGCAUGGCCAGCUAAUCAACAAAUUUAUAAAUGAUCUUGAAAUAGUCAUUGAAAGUCAUGUUUGGGCAUCUGUUCUAAAGAAGGAUAUUAUGGCAUAUUAUAUGGAUAGUAUAGAAAAAACCCAGAGACAGGCUACAAAAUUAAUAAAAGGAAUGGAUCAUUUUAGUUAUGUGGAAGUUUAACAAAUUUAAAUAUGUUUAAUUUAGAAAAACGACGCCUCAUAGGGCAUGAUAGCAAUAUACAAAUAUAUUCGGAGCCAAAACAAACCAUUAUCUGGGAAAUGUAAUCAUAAACAGGACUAUGUGUUAGAUUGGUAGUAUCACUUAACUUUAAUAAAGAUUAAUAAAUAUUCCCAACAAAAAGUGUUUAUUCAUGCAAAUCUGUGCAAAUAUACUCACCUAAAGCGCGUUUCACCUUGAAGGCUUCCUUAGUCAGAAAUGGUGAUCUUACAAGUCCAUUGUAUUUAUCGAAGGUCAUUAAAAGUUUAUUAUCAAAGUUCCAUUGUUCAUUAUUAGACCAGCUUGCAUUCCUCGCCUCUCUCUAAAGUUCGUCAAGCCUCUUUCUAGAUCUCUUGUAUCUGCCAUGACUCUUUACUGCCAGCAUGGCCGCCAUUUUGUGUGUUCCAAGACUCGUUUUGGAAUAGAUAUGUGCGGCUGCCAUCUUGGUCCACGCUUUGUUCCGGUAUUGCCAUUGGCCAUCUUGUUAUGCUCGGAUCGCUUUCUAUCGCUUGUUUCUUUGUGGGAGCUAAUAUUUUAGCCUAAAUCCCUCUUUGGGAUGAUUAUAAAUCUGUCUUCUUUCAAAUAUAUAUAGGAUAAACAGGACUAUACAUAAGACACAAGGUCAUUUAGACUAGAAGAAAUGAGAUUUGGUCUAAGGCAAAGUUCUUUACAGUAAGAACAAUAAGGAUGUGGAAUUCUCAGCCUGAAGAAGUGGUUUUAUCAGUCUGUGUUUUAACAUCAACUGGAUGAAUGCUUGCAAAUGCGUAACAUUCAGAGAUAUCCUUUUUAAUAUGUGGGGUAAAAGCUUCUUGAUCCAAGGAGAUAUGACUGCCAUUCUGGUGCCCUGAGGGAAUUUUUCCAGUUUGUUAAAAAAUUGGAAAGUGUUUCAAACUGAGUUUUUUUUUUUUUUUUACCUUCUUUUAGUUCAACAGCGAAAACAGAUGUGAGAGAGGCUGAACACGUGUCUCGUUUCAGCCUUUGUAGCUAUGUAAUAAACUUUUAAAAAAUUAAAAGUAAAAACUUGUUGACAUUUGUCUUUUAAGGGAGUUCCUUGUAUCAUAAUCUACCCAAGGAGUACACAGAGUUAUGGUGUUUGAAAUUGUCUAAUUCUGGAAGUCAACCCAGAAACACUUCUGGAAAAAAGUCUUUCAUCCCUUACUAACAAUGCUGUUACUUUUAGGUCUGCCAGAAUCCAUCAUUGCUUCUGCUUGCUCUAGAAUCGGACAGAGGGUUCUUCAUGUUGAUGAGUAAGUAAAUCAUACUCUAUAGAGGCAGCACUUGUUUUGUCACAGCACAGGAGAGCAGGAUUUUUUUUCUGGCUGUCUAUAUUGCAUAUUUCUGUCGGUUAUAUGCUUUGAUUAAGUUUAUAAGUAAUAUAAUUUUCGCUGUCCACUUUUAUUUCACACUCAUCAUUGCUUGUGUAACUCUUCACACCCCCUCCGUUCAUUACCCUGUCCAUAGUGUAAUUUCACUGCCCCCGAUGUAUUGCUCAGCACCCUCCUGUAAGAUGAUCCCCCUCUACAUUUUUUAGUUUCACAGGACCCCAUAAUAGUGUAUCCCUCUAUACUCUCCUUUAAUUUCAUCGACCCAAGUGCAUUAUUCUUUACCCCCAUUUAAUUUCAUGGUUCCAAGAGCAUCACUCCCUAUGCUGUUUUUAUUUCAUGCUCUCCAGUGCAUCCCUAUCCAUCAUCCUUUUUUAUAAUAGUUAUUAAAUUAUGAAAUUCAGUUACUACCUAUGAAUCACUAAGCCAAUGACAAUAUGGCUCCAAGGUGCCUAGUAGAGAAAGGUGGUUCAGCUUGAUACUUCAGCCGAUCUUUUAUUGUAGUAGUCACUGGAGAGUAGGAAUAUUGAACAGAGAAUAAAGGUGAAAUGCUGGUGGCUAGGACUAUAGUAAACUCCGACUUCAUAGAGCAAAAUAAAAAGACCAUGUAGUUAUCAAAACAGAUGGUAAUGUUAAUGCAAUGAAACAAACUCUCCAUUUUCUUCUUCUUGUCCUACUGGAGGUGCACAAAAACAACUGGAGAAAUAAUGUUUAUUGCCUAAUGCAAAUAUAUAUACUAAGGUAUUUCUGUAAUAUAAUAACUGGGAGCACAGUUUCUUGGAAAGACCGCUCUGUCCCUUGUUUUAAAUUACAAACAAAACAUUCACUAACUUUCAAAAAUGUAAAUCAAAUUAACAGAGGUGGAAAAAAGACUCUACUGAAAGUUUUCCAAAAUUGAAUGUUGUGACUUAAAUCGUAUAGACCAGUUGUCUCCUUUACUGAGUAAUCCUACUUGGUUUGAGAGAUACAUAAGUUUAUUAUGAAAAAAAUAUAUAAUUCUUCCAUGUUAAAUGUUUUUUCCACCAUGACCACAUCUUAUUUUAGAAGGGGUUAUGGUGGUAAGAGUCUGUAUGUGCAGUGUUUCUGCUUGAAAUGUUGUACAUACAGAGAUGUCGUCAUUUUUAUAUUGGGGGCUAAUUGCACCCCAAGCACAUGUGACUUAGGCAGGCUACUUGAUGUGAAGUCUGUACAAAAAAAUACAUCUGCUGUCAGCAAGUGAUGCGACAGACAACAUCAACUUGUUACAAAUUUGGUAUUAAAUAAUAAGAAAGUCGUAUUCAUGGUUUGUGCAAUUUGCCGGGUUGUGCAACCAGUGUUAAUUUUGUCAACUAACAAUUUUUUAGUCAGAUGUUAAUCUACUAAAGUUUUUGAGAUUUAGUCGACUAAAACUAAAACAAUUCAGAUGACUCAAAUACGACUAAAACAGCUUUUUAGUCAAAAGACUAUGACUAAAACUAAAUUGGAAUUUGCCACCAAAAGUAACACUGGGGGAACGAGAGUGGGGGGAGGGGUGGAAGACACAUGAGGUGGCAUGGGGGGACCUAGAGAAUGAUAUAUGUGGAGGAACUGAGGGAGGAAUGGAGACACAUGGGCGGCUAUGGGAAUGAGAUGUGGAGGAGAUUAAUCUAGUGACUGGGAUUGACACAAAGCGACAGAGGUGCUGGGGUGGAAAGAUGCAAGGUGCUCUGGGAGCGGGAAGGAUACCCACAAAUGGGACUAUGGAGAGAAUGAGAGCCACAGAGGGGCUGGGCAAGGGGCAAAAGAGACAAAAACUUGGGGGGAGACAUAGAAUUGCUGUUGAAGGGGCAAAAGAGACAGACUGGAGAUUGAGAGGGAUACACCUAGAGGGGCUGGGAGGACACAGAGACAAAGAGGGUCUGGGGAAGGGGCAAAAUAGACACAUAGAGGCGUUAAUUAAACUCAUUAGAUUUUAGUUGUGUCGACUAAAAUCUAUUGGAGAUUUAGUUGGCUAAAACUAGACUAUAACUGAAACAAUUCAGAUGACUAAAACCAAAAUGGCUUUUUAGUCAGAAGACUAGGACUAAAACUAAAUUGAAAUGUGCCACCAAAAUGAACACUGUGUGCAGCAAACCUACAUAUGACCAUUACACCUUAAUUAAGGCAGGGAUAAUAAACCCUAGCACUGCAAAUGUUUGACUUCCCAUGAUCCUUUGUAUCACAAACCUCAUCAGUGGCAAACUUAGGUUUGUGUUUUAGGAUAUUCCAGAAUCUUUAAAGAAAACAAGCCGUUGGAAAAGCCCUUUUGGGAGGAAGCUCCCAAAACUGUGAAACCCCCCCCAAAAUUAAGCAUAUUUUUACUCUUUACUCAUUACGAAUGUACAGUAUUAAUUACAUUGUAAUUGUUUGUGAUUAAUAAAGGUGCCAAUAGCUCUGUAUUUAACAGUAGUAAAGUGGUCCAUUAUAAGACACUGAGAAGAACCUUUGUUGAUUUAUAUAUUGCAGCCCAGCCUCACCAUCAGCAGCAGCUAAUCUCAUUCAAAAUAGACACUUGAUUGCCUAGCUGUCAUAAAUUCUUGCAGACUGAUUUGAAACUAAAGUUAGCUUCUGCCAAAUUGUAAUUGAAGGAGGACCAUUUCUGCUUGCCAGCUAUCUGUCUCAAUAAAUGUAGUCUGUGGUUCUUUUCACAAAGCCACAUUCGCUGUAGAUAUUAAUGAGAUGUUGACAUGUGAAAUUUCAAGGAUAGACAUUAAGUGAUUUAGAAAAGUAAUUUGCAAUUCAAAAUGCCUAAGAACGGCAUUCAGUCCUAACUCGGCACAGCGAACGGGAAACUCACGGAGGCAGAGUUGAUUGUGUAUUUUUUUUUCUCUCUCCCUUUUUUGAAAUUAAUCUAGUUCCCACAGUAAUUUGUUCAUUUGGUCAGCAAAAUUUCUUUUACCCCAUUGCUCUUAUUGUUCGUGACUUGUAAUAAGACUUCGCUCAUAAUUUCAGUUUUACUGAAGGAUGUUGAUACAAAAUUUGUGACGUGAAUAGUUGUUCUAUUUUAUGUUCUCCUUUUCUUAUUUUAUUUUUUGUAUUUUUUUUUUGUAUGUGUGCUUUAGAAUUCUGUGAUCUAAAAAGUGAGUGCAGUUUUUCUGUCACAUGUUACAAUUAUUUGUAUAUCCUUAAUAGGAGCUUAUUUGGAGCACAGCCAUUGGAUUUAUAUUGAUUAAUUCCCCUCCUGGCUUGAAUGAGUCAAUUAUAAUAUGUUUAUGUACACGUCUGGCUUUAUUGCUUUUUUUUUUCUUUUCUUAUAUGGUAUAAAUUUAACAAAUUAUAUAGUGCUCUUAUCCAGAUCAUUUUACAUAUAGCAAUCAUACAGUAAUUAACAAUUAGUCUGUGAUACAGUGUAUAUAAUGCUCUUAUCCAGUGCGUUUUACAUAUAGCAAUCAUACAGUAAUUAACAAUUAGUCUGUGAUACAGUCUAUACAGUGCUCUUAUCCAGUGCGUUUUGCAUAUAGCAAUUAUACAGUAGUUAACAAUUAGUCUGUGAUCCAGUGUACAUAGUGCUCUUAUCCAGUGCGUUUUACAUAUGGCAAUCAUACAGUAAUUAACAAUUAGUCUGUGAUACAGUGUAUAUAGUGCUCUUAUCCAGUGCGUUUUACAUAUGGCAAUCAUACAGUAAUUAACAAUUAGUCUGUGAUACAGUGUAUAUAGUGCUCUUAUCCAGUGUGUUUUACAUAUGGCAAUCAUACAGUAAUUAACAAUUAGUCUGUGAUACAGUGUAUAUAUUGCUCUUAUCCAGUGCGUUUUACAUGUGGCAAUCAUACAGUAAUUAACAAUUAGUCUGUGAUACAGUGUAUAUAGUGCUCUUAUCCAGUGCGUUUUACAUAUGGCAAUCAGACAGUAAUUAACAAUUAGUCUGUGAUACAGUGUAUAUAGUGCUCUUAUCCAGUGCGUUUUACAUAUGGCAAUCAUACAGUAAUUAACAAUUAGUCUGUGAUACAGUGUAUAUAGUGCUCUUAUCCAGUGUGUUUUACAUAUGGCAAUCAUACAGUAAUUAACAAUUAGUCUGUGACACAGUCUAUAUAGUGCUCUUAUAGAGAGCAUUUUACUUAUAGCAAUCAUACAUUAGUUAACUAUUAGUUUGUAAUCCAAUAAAUUAGAAUGCAAUAAGGUUGCAAUGGAUGCGGUACAGGGAAUGUGUGUAGAGAUAGAAUAUUAGAGAAAGAUGUUUAGAAGAAGUUUCUAAAAGUGGAGAGGGAGCAUGUUCCAGUAUCAAAGACAUUGAAGUGAAAAUGAAUGAAAUUCACAAAGAGCACAGGGUACUGUUCAUAAACUUAGCUUUGUAUCAGAGGCACCGGUAUUCCUGACGGCACUAGGUCUCUCUGUACUUUCAUCCAUCUUGACUCAUCAAGCGAGGUGUCUGGACUCUGCCAACAUAGUACCCUUUGUGUUGAGGGCUGGAGAAGGUGCCUCACCACAUGACUACACUUGGUACCCUUGUUACUCAUUUAUGCACAUGCUCGAUUUUGAUUUUGUUUUUUGUUUUCACUCUUAAAUUUAUUUUUAAGUUCCGUUACUCACCAGCUCACCUGACUAAACCCCGACGAUACCUGACCUGUGCCCAUGAAUCUCCUGGGGUACCACAGAUGGUUAGCUCCACCGAACGUUCACUAGGACAGGGGUAGGCAACCUUUUAGUAGUUCUGUGCCAUAACAAGGUCUUGAAGUCCUUUGACGUGCCAGUCCUAUUUUUAUUUUUUCAAUUUAAGGUGUGUAUGUUGCGGUAUUGUGCUUGCGUUAUUCAUGGGUGCUGCAGUUGCUUUAUAGCAUUGUAUUUGUGCAUAUGUGGGCUGUUAUAUUGUAUAUGUUCAUGGGUAGUUUGUGGUAUUGUGUAUAAUACUUCUUAAUGUGGACUGUGUAUAGGGGCUGCUUGUGUAGAUGAUAUGUCACAUUGUACUUUUGGUGAUGUGUGUGUAUGUGUGGGGCAGCUCUGUGUAUAUCUAGCAGGAUGGGUGGCUUCCCUGUAGUCCAGUGGGGAGAAUGACCACGUACAAGUCAAGGGCAGGAGAUGUGAUCGCUUCUGAGGGCUGCUCUACUCCAGUGUGGAUUCUUGUGAUGGGAGUUUUAUGAGAUCACAUCAUCUUAGUGCUGCACUGUGUAAAUUGUAAUUAAAAAGGAGCACAGGGGUAUGGUGUAACGGACGUGGAGGUAAGUAAAUGAAAUAGGCAGAGCUAUAGCGCGAUAUGAAUGAGGAGAGAUAGGGAGGAGCAAGGCUACAUAUUGACUUUUAUACAGAUGUAACAGAUGUAACACUUUUGAGUUUUUCAUUAAAACCUUCAUAGAAAUCUUUACAAACAAAAUUAUAUAAAGAAUACUUUUUUCGCAUGUACGACCCGAUUUAUUGCCAAAUUUGGCAAUGGGAAGAGUUUCUGCCUUCACAUCCUGCCAUUUCCCAUCAACCUUUGCAAGUGAGGGCUGAUUGGGGCAUGCAGCUUCUCACCAGGUGAACAAUAGAUAUCAACAUCUUAUACAGAUUAUGGAAUACUAUCUGUGAAAGAUCCCAGGUUUUCCAUAUGUUAAAUAUAUAUAAUAUUGGACUCUCUAAUGGCCAAAAAACUUGUGGCUCCUGUUAGCAGUUUUUAGCCCUUCUGUUAAAGGACCACUAAAGUCAAUAGUCUAUAUGUUUAAUCGUUUAAAGUAAAACAUUGCCGUUUUGCAUAAAGGUCCCCAUUGCUCCUCUAAUGAGAAUUAGAUUCGCUAUUGUCAGAGGAAGCUAUACCUCCUCAAAGACCUCCCAGUAGGAGGAAUGGUGAGCAGCACCAAGGGGGCUUUAGUGCUGGUAACAAGUGAGUACUGUAGAAAGCUUUUUUUUUAAAAAAGAAGUUUGUAUUGCAACUCGGGGGUAAGGGCACUUAACUAGAUUGGGAACAGGGAUACUUUAGCUUUAGGAAUACCGGUUUUAAGUAGAUCAUAUAAAGAUUGGUUUUUAGGGAAUCUAAGGGACACUAUAGUCACCAGAACCACUACAGCUUAAUGUAGUUGUUCUGGUAAGUAUAGUCAGUCCCUGCAGCCUUUUUACAAUAAACACUGUCUUUUCAGAAAAAAGGCAGUGUUUACAUUACAGCCUAGGGACACUUCCAGUGGCCACUCCUCAAAUGGCUACUAGAGGUUCUUCCUGGGGCAGUGAUGCAUACUGUGCAGCACUGACAUUCAGUUUCUCUACCCUCUGCAUGGAGACACUGAAUUUUCCUCAUAGAAAUACAUUGAUUCAAUGCAUCUCUAUGAUGAGAUGCUAAUUGGCCAGGAUGUUGUUUGACUCCGCCCCUGACCUGCCUCCUUGGCUGAGAUAAUCAGAAUUGAUUAUCUCAGCCAAUCCACUGCUUUCCUAUUAGGAAAUAUUAUGAUUGUCUGAGAUCAUCACCUCUGAUGAUGUCAGCCAUCGAGGCAGAUCAGGGGCAGAGCCAGCACCAGCAGACUGGAAUAAAGGUAAUAUUUUACUAUAUUUAGGGGGUGGGGGAGGGCAGGGAAGUUAAAUAUUGCUUUUAAUACUAUAGAGCAGUGGUUCUCAAACUAUCCCCCCUUUGAACCGGUGGGGGUUAUCCCAGCUUAAUGCUAGCAGGGAUGCAGGCUACCAAUUUUUAUUCCUCGUUUUUAUUCCUCAAAGUUGCUCAUUUGUGCAACAUGUUUACUUGUCUUUUGUCACUGUGCCUGACCCUUUUUCUUCACCACUACUGUGAAUAAGCAUGUUUUCAUUACAAAAAACAAGUGCAGCACAUCUUGAAUGUAUGAUUUGUUUAAAUAUUGUCAUUAUACAUCUUGUCAUAUGUCAUUACAAAAGCUUGUACUUAUCAUGCACUCCUAGAAUAAAGAAUACAUUUUGUUUUAUUUUUUUAAAAAGGCACAUGUCUGCGUUUAAGGUGAUAUCUCAAAGGAAAAUGUUAAAGCAUUUCCGAAAUUAUUUUUUACCAAACUCGCUCCCUCCUGAGCACCUCCAGACCUAUCUUAGACUAGCCUAGAAGAAACGAGAAUAGCGUACCUUUCUCUUUAUUUAUGUGGCCACGUAUUAACCUCAGACAUAACUCUUUAUUGACGGCCUGUAUAUUUUACGUUUAAAGCUGUCAUUAGUGCUUUUUUUUUUUUAAGCUCCAUAUAAUAUUCCUUUGAGCAUUACAUUUGAAUGUAGACAUUUGGUUAAGAGCGAUAUACCAACCUGGCCAAGAAUCUUAACCAUUAAUCUGUACAUUCCUGAAUGAUGAAUUUUAAGUGAUUCCUUUCUAUCUGUAAAUUUAUCAUUUCUUUUAAAUUUUUUUCAUUUAACAUUUAUUUUUUCUUUAAAUACAAAUCUUUGAUAUAACUUAACUCUGACAGUUUGGAAGUGAUUGCAAAGUACAUUUUUAUGAGAUCCUUUUAACACCGAGUUAUUUUUUUAUUUCCUCACAGGAGAAAUUACUAUGGUGGGAAUUGGGCCAGCUUUACAUUUUCAGGGUUACAGACCUGGAUAACAGAUAACAAGGUAAAUUGAAUGACUAAUUACUACUUGAACCUUACACGUCAGGGACAGAAGCAAAAUAUAUAUACAUUUUUAUAAUUUUCUUUUUUUUUCUAAAAAUGUUUGUUUAUGUUUAUACAUGUUACGGGAUGUGGUUUUUCACACCUUCAUAGAGCAGGUGCGUUGAAUUGCAACAGGGAGAUCCUGACUGAUGUCAAGUUCAAGACAAGACAAAAUAUAAAACAACUAUUAAUACAAACAAGCAUACAUAUGCAAAAUAUAGCGUUCUUUAAAAAGUAAUGAAACCUACAUGGCUGUCGUAUCAACUAAAAAUUAUCAUUUGUUGCUAAAACCUAGACUUUUUUUUUUUCUUUCUGUUUUAGUUGAUGUGGCAGCCAUAGUAUGGUAAGAACUUUUAUUCUCAGAGGCUUUGACCAAAUAAUGAUCUUUGUCUUGCGACUCAUCUUCAUGAUUCCAUUGUGUUAGACAUAGCAUGUAGAUUUAUCCUAUUUGCAUUCUUAUAGAUUUAUCCUGGAGGAGGCAGUCAUGAGUAGAUAUGUGCAUUUUUUGCACCACUCCUUAAACUAAUUGAUUUGUUUGACAACGAAUCAAUUCUUCCAAUACAGAGCCCCUUUUGACUAGUUUUAGACUGAUCGAUCAUCUUAAAAACUAUUAGAAAGGGUCUCUAUGCUGGACAAAUCUAUUAAUUGUCAAUCUUUUAUUUGUUUAAGAAAAAGUGAUUCAAAUGAACAUAUGUAGUCGUGAGAGUUGGUUGCCUGGCCACUAGUUGGAAUUUAGCAUUUAGCUAACAUUCAGCUUUGCCCUACCCCACUCCCCACACACUGUCCGUUGGUUAUUUCUUGCUAUAAUACAUUCAAAGUCAUUCAUUCAGUUAAAAAACUGUAAGGAAGAUACUCUGCAGAGGUAUUGUAAUGUUCCAAGGUAUGCUAGUCAGAAUGUGACAUAACUUCACUAUUAUGCUUUGUGGUGCUUUAAGUACUAUACAAGAGGUAAGUCUCUCUUUAAAAUUCUCUCCACUAAAUUCCUAACAAGGCUGACUCUUGUAUUGAUUUCCCUUAGAAGGAAGACAUCACCAGUGAAGUUGCCUCAUACACUGAUCAUAUCUCUGCCAAUGAGAAAUGCAUUCUACUCAACAACAAGAACAAGACCAUUCAGAAUAUUGAAGUUUUCUCUUAUUCGGGGUAGGCAAAUCUGAUCUUUCGUCAUUCUUUUAGUUACAAACAUUAUCUUGGUUUCCCAACAAUGGGAAAAAGCGACUUUAAAAGAAAUAUUUCUCAUGACAUGGUAUUUUUAUGUCCUUGCAAUCAUAUGUCACCCUCCAUCACAGCUGACCGCCAUCUAUUAUAAAUAGCCAUGGAGGCACAUCAUGCACUGCUCCAGAUGUGGAAAAAUGGUACUAUCAUGCCAGCUGUCGUAGAGCUUCAACUCCCAAAAUGCUUUGCCAUACUUAAGACAAAUAGCACAAUGCAUAAAAUAGCUCAUAUAUUGGCCGACAUUAUGGAGGUGUUAUGUAAAAUAAACAAUUCAGUGGCAUAGCUAUUAACGUGGACUAGUCACACUUAAAGCCAGUGGAAUAUUCUUACUGUAACAACUCAGACUCCACUUAUUGUUAUGGUUCUAUUGUUAUGUUUACUCUUACUGUUUUAAUUUUUUAAUUAUAAAUUCAGAGAACGAGGGACUUGUGUUCUUUGGUGCGUAUGCUUGGUGCUUGCAUGAGCAGUACAUGUACAUGUCCCAGGAUUCUAACUGUCCCAAUUGUCGCUCUCUCGUGAUUUUGCUUUUAACUAUUUUUUGGUUGGUGGUGUUCUGUUCUCUAUCUGAAGUUGCUGUGCUGUGUCUCUCUGGUUGUCAGCUGACUGAUUAUAUCCAAAGAAAUCAGAAAGCUUAUAGUACAAAAACUGUGUUUCAGGCACUGUUAUUGGAAAGGUGACCUCUAAAAUCCAGUAGCCGUGAUACUUCAUGAUUACUCAGAUUUUAGAAAUGUGCUCAGAAUAGAUUUUUGUAUGUAAUCGUAUACACUGAUCAGACACAACUUUAAAACUGACCGGUGACGUGAAUAACAUUGAUUAUAUUGUUACAAUUGCACCUUUUGAGAGUGGGCUAUAGUAUGCAUCAAGUGAACAGCCAGCUCUUGUUUGCUAUGUUGGAAGCUGGAAAAGUGAGCAAGCGAAAGGAUCUGCGUAGCUUUGACAAGGACCAUAUAAUGAUGACUGGGUCGGAGCAUCUCCAAAAUGGCAAAUUUUUUUUGGUAUUCAUGGUAUGCAAUGGUUAUCACCUACCAAACGUGAUUCAAGAAAGGACAACUGGUGAACCGGCAUCAGGGUCAUGAGCACCCAAGGCUCAUUGAUGCACGUAGGGAGCAAAGACUACCCUAUCCGGCUUUAUCACAUAGAAGAGCUACUCUAGGUCAAAUUGCAGAAAAACGUAAUGCUGGCCAUGAUAGAAAGGUAUCAGGAUGCAGUUUGCUGCAUAGCCACAGACCAGUCAGAGUGUCCAUGAUGACUCCUGUUCACCCUCAAAAGUGCCUUCCUGGGAGACGUGGCUGUGAGUACUGGACCAUGAAGCAAUGGAAGAAGGUUACCUAGUAUAAUGAUUAAAUAAUGUUUUCUUUUAAAUUUGGUGAAUGGUCGUGUGUGUGCGCAUUGUUUACCUGGGGAAGUGAUGGCAGCAGGAUGCACUAUCGGAAGAACACAGGCCAGUGGAGGCAGUGUUAUGCUCUGGGCAGUAUUCUGCUGGGAAACCUUGGGUUCUGGCAUUCAUGUGGAUGUUGCUUUGAUACAUACCACCUACAUAGAGAUUGUUGCAGACCACAUGCAUCCCUUCAUGGCAAUGGUUACAUAGUUACAUAGCUGAAGAGAGACUUGCAUCCAUCAAGUUCAGCCUUCUCCACAUAUGGUUUUGCUGUUGAUCCAAAAGAAGGCAAAAAAACCUAGUCUGAAGCACUUCCAAUUUUGCAACAAACUAGGAAAAAAUUCCUUCUUGACCCCAAAAUAGCAGUCAGAUGUCUCCUUGGAUUAAGCAGCUAUUACCCCACUAAUUAGAAAUUAUAUCCCUGUAUGUUAUGUUUUUGCAAGUAUUUAUAAGAUUGCAUUUAAAACAUCUGUAUGGACUCUGAUAAAACCACCUCUUCAGGCAGAGAAUUCCAUAUCCUUAUUGCUCUUACUGUAAAGAAAACAACCUUUUCUUUGCCUUAGAUGAAAUCUCCUUUCUUCCAGCCUAAAUGUGUGACCUUGUGUCCUAUGUAUAGCCCUGUUUAUGAAUAGAUUUCCAGAUAAAGGUUUGUACUGGCCCCGAAUAUAUUUGUAUAAUGUGAUCAUAUUCCCUCUGAGGCACCGUUUUUCCAAACUAAAGAGAUUUGAAUGUUUUAACCUUUCUUCGUAACUAAAAUACUCCAUUCCUUUUAUCAGUUUUGUAGCUCGUCUCUGCCCUUUUUCUAGUGCCGUGAUAUCCUUCUUUAGAACACAUGCCCAGAAUUGCACAGCAUAUUCAAGGUGUGGUCUUACCACCGAUUUAUAAAGAGGCAAAAUUAUAUUUUCAUCCCAAGAAUUUAUGCCCCUAUUUAUACAUGACAAAACCUUACUGGCAUUAGCAACUGCAGAUUGACAUUGCAUAUUGAUGCCUAAUUUGUUGUCUAUAACAAUUCCCAAAUCCUUCUCGUGUGUGGUUAUCCCUAAUUCUCUACCAUUUAGGGCGUAAGUUGCAUGUGCAUUCUUGACCCCGAAGUGCAUAACUUUGUAUUUCUCUACGUUAAAUUUCAUCUGCCAAUCUAUCCAAAUCCCUCUGCAGCAAAGCAAUAUCCUGCUCACAUUUGAUUACAUUACAAUGUUUUGUGUCAUCUGCAAACACUGAAACAUGGCUUUCAAUGCCUAUGUCAAGAUCAUUUAUAAAUAUGUUAAAUAGAAGCGGUCCCAAAAUAGAACCCUGUUUAUGUUACCUGUUGACAGUGUCCUCUUUUAGCCGAAUAAUAUGCGCUGCCACAAUUGUUCUGGAAUGGUUUGAGAAACAUUGCAAAGAGUUCAAGGUGUUGCCUUGGUCUCCAGAUUCUCUGGAUCUCAAUCCAAUUGAGCAUCUGUAGGAUGUGCAGAAUGACAUAUCCGAUCCAUGGGGGUCCCACCUCACAAUUUUCAGGAUUUAAAGAAUCUGCUGCUAAUGUCUUGGUGAGGUCUUGUGGAGUCCAUGCCUGGAUGCAUCAGAGCUUUUUUGGCAGCAUGAAGGAGACCUACAUGAUAUUGAUCAAAUGGUUUUUAUGUUGUGGCAAAUCAGUGUAGAUAUUGUUAAUAUUUAUGUGAGAAUGUUAUAUGUUACAGCACCAUUAGAGUUGUGUGAAUGGUUUAUCUUUAAGUAUUUCACUCUAGAUGACUAUAUCAUUAAGUUCAACCAUGUCAGUAAAUUUCCCUUAAGACUGGUUAACCAACUUAGCGACUGAGGUUUUUAUGAGAUUCUGUGGGUUCCUGAGUGAGGCUUGUUUCCACUUUUGUCAUUUGUUUGUUCCACUUUUAACUGCACCCAUACAUAUGAUCUAAUUCAGAAAUGCUACACAAAAAAAAUAUAAAUUUGUAGAAAUUAAGUUCCCCUCAGGGUAGUUAAGCAGGAUCAUUUUGAUAAUCUUCAAUUAACCAAUUGAUCACAAAUCUUUGCCAAAAUUGCUGUUUGCUCAAUACUCAGACUUAUAUUGUUGACCAAUUGAUUUAGUGUGCACAUGUCACGUUUGGGACUAAAUAGCAGGCCUUGUUCCUCAUUGCUGAGCAACUCUGUAAUAGCCAAUUGACCGCUGAUUCAAGCAUGCACUACUUGAUGGUAGGGAUAGACAACAAAUGAGACUUUUGGAAAAUAACUAAGGAGGGAAGUUAAAGGAACAAAUGAAAAUGUAUGUGAUGUAUAGUUCCCAUGAUGCUCAGCAGACGUAUUAGCCUAGUAUGGCAUCAUGGGAAUUGUAUGUUACAAAAAAUGUAAGGAUUUGUCUUUUAAAAUGUUGUGACCUACCAUUUCUGCAAUGCUCGCUUAGCCUUUUACACUUUACAUUAGUGAUGCGGCUAAUUUUGACCUUUACAUCGCUCACAUGCACGGGACACUGAAAUACAUGCAAACAUCAACAUUCGCACACAGUAAUAUCAAUAUAAACACUUACUGGUGUUGCACUCACAGAGGAAACACAACACACGCAGUACAUGAGCAUACAGAGAUCUGAGUAAAUACAGGAGCACUGACAAUCCUACGUACAGCAUGCACACAUUGACACCGUACACACAAUAUGCAUGGUAUUCCACAGUGAGACAUAUAUGUGCAUUUGUGAUGGAUCUACACACAAUUCCAAAUUUACAAAUGCAUUGCAAAGUAUAUGUUUGUGUUGCUUUAAAAGGACAUUUUUGACAUGAACAGACACACUCACACAAUUUAAAAUAUGUGUGAGGAAUAAGUUGUCGCUAUAUAAAAAACAAUAAUAAUAAUAAUAAUGUGUGUGCAAUGGUAUAAAAUAUAAGAUUCCAAGCGCUUCUAUAGUGUAAAGAGGCAGCUUCAACUCCCCAAAUCAGAGUCUCUGCACAUGGAUACUGUAUUUAGGAGUGCAGGGAAGCAGCGCCUUAAGGAAGUCCUCUGUUCAGGAUCAAAUUGGAACAAUAUGGACAGAAUAAAGUGCAGUAUUUCGAUAUUAUCGGUGAAUUAAAUAAAAGAAAUGCAGAUUUUAUAAGUUGUAAUCGCCUGUGGAUAUGCUUGUUAUCCUGGUCUUUUGGCGAAGGACAUCUAGGGCAAGUAUGUUUCGCUAAGAUGCCCAGUAGUCAAGUAGCAAGAAUUUACUGGUAUGGAAUGAAAAUGAAGAAGAAUAUAGUGCUCUCAUUUUCUCAGUCCAUAUAGCAUGGGUGAUAUAUUCCCCACCAAGGAAUUCAAUGUGAAAAUCCUCUGGAUAAAAUCUUCAAGGUAAAAUCAGGAAGGUUCAGGUAUGGUAAAAAAGCAAACUAAUUAUUGAAAAAUAAAGGUUAAAAUCAUACAUACAUAGGGUAAAACACCAAUGCAUUUCGCCAAAGGUUGCAGACUUUAUUAAACUGUUACAGAGGAUGGACCUAUCCUGAAUAUAUAGCAAAUUCUAAUGUAACUCUCAAGUGACAUCAUAGAUCAUGUGACCAAUGAAGCAAUUAACUUAUACACAGAUUUAAAAAAAAUAAUUUAAAAUGAAGUAUGUGAAGAGUAAUCAAACACAAACCGGUAGGGACAAGUGAUUUAAAAAAAAAAAUAUAUAUAUAAGAAUGUAAAUGUAAAAAAUGGGAAGUGACCAUAAAAACAAGACUUCGGAGAGCCCAUUGAGAUGGCGUUGUGACCAUUCUUGUACAGCUGAAAAAGUUAUUAAAACCUAUGUCACUGGAUCUAUGUGGAUGUAGGUAUUAUUCGAAGCCUAGAAGGGUGGAAAAUAAGUCUAUAAAAGCCUAAUACACUAAAGGCCUAAACUUCCCCAAAAUACCGGAAGUGAGGGAGAGGCCAAAACAUGAUGGGAAAUGUAGUUUGAGAAUGGAGGGGAGGGAGGGAACUCUAAUAAAACGCAUGUCAAAAAUGUGUAAAAAUGCAGGAAUUCUUAAUAUAAAAUUUUAAUUGCAAAUAACAGCUCAUGGAAUAAAAUACAAAUCCAUGGAGUAGAAGUAAAAGUCUGGAAACUUAAAAACAUAUAUACUAAUCACAGAAAAUUAAAAAUAUCAAAAUCAACAUUUAUACCAGGGGGUGUCAAGAUGUUUAAUUUAAAAACCCAACUCAUCUCUUUUUUGUCCAACAUUUUAGUGAGAUUUCGACCCCGCCAGGGAAAGGUUAUUUUAUCUAUGAUGUACAUUUUUAAGUAUUUGGGAUCCUUCUUGUGAAUUAAAUGUUUUAUGUCAAAGGCUAGUGCACACUGUGGGGUUUUGCACAUAGUAUCUGAAGACCUAUUGCCAGUUCUGGAGCACUGCAGAAGCCGCAAAAACACGUCUAGAGUACGCAUCGUUUUUAUCUUAUUUUUGCAUAUAUUUUUAAUUCAUUGUCAACAUAUAAUGCAUUAAAAUCAAUGAGUCACCCUUGCCUGGAGUGACUCUUUUAAUACUCGUCAUAAUUUGAAAAUCUGACAUAUCCACUUUAACCCUUUCUUUAAUUUUGUUUAACAAUGAAUAUGGUUCAUUUGACCCUGUUGGCUUGUAUGGUGGUUGACUGAUUAUCUGGGUGAUAGGUCUACAGCAGCUGGAGUGUCAGUAUAAUACACUGCCGACUGCUAUCACAUUGACAAGUGACACCUUCAAGUAAAAUUCCAUUUACAAAGUAUCUGUAUUUAUUGGUGCAUUGAAACAAUGGAGGGAAGGAGGAGGAAGUAACCCGUUUUGUUUAUAAUCUAAUAUCCACCAUGGCUGGCUAGUCCUUGAGCAAAUGUGGCCAUAAAUAUCAUCACUCAUCCACAUAAAGCACCAGACAGAGAAACUCCUUUGGUACACACUGCACUUUUCAAACAAAUGCAUUUUCUAUUUUUUAUUUAAACAAUCAGUCACUGACAUUGUGUGAUCUGUCAUUUUUGUGUUACCUGUAAAAAUACCCUCAUAUGAGGGUUGUUCAGUAAAUAAAGCGAAUAAGGUACAUGUCCACUUGACCGUGGACUUUUCACGAGUGUUGUAAUUACUUAAAGGGGAAGUUUCUAUAAAACAAACUCUACAUCUGUGGCAUUUAAAGGGUUGCUUGCAGGAUGGACAGCUAGACUUUGAUGGAAGAACCACGAGUAGGACUGUUUUGGGUUGACAAGAGUAGACCCUUAAAGGGAAAGUCUUCAACAUUGGCCCAAGUUGUCCACAAACCUGGCUUAUCCACAUUUAUUUUUUAAUACAGUUUCGAUGUCUCUCACAGUAAUCAUUGUCUCUUUUUCUGUGACUGGCAAAGCUUAGAGAUGCUUUUCCAGGCCUGUUCUUGACAGUUGCUGCAUUCUGAGCACUUUGUCAGAGUUGCUUUGAAACUGUUUUUUUGUUCCAUUAAUUCUUGUAGAUAAGAAAUGCUUUCGUUAUGCUCAUUCUGAACCUGUUGUAUGUGUGAACAAAGUACGGGACGUGGACUAUAGAACCUUUUAGAUGAGCGAUGGGUCAUGCCAUGCAUUUCAUUGUGGGGUGCAACCUCUUGCAUAUCUGGAACCCAUCUUGGAAUAGAGAUACACAGUCUUCAAUGAGUACAAUGAUCUUCAGGCAGGUAUAAUGUUUGAUUUGCUAGUAGCUUUGCUGGCAUGACAGGUUAAUAAUGCAUAUACCUACGUGAAUCUGAGUCUGCCAUUCACCAUUUUUGACCAUGAUUUAUUUAACCAACACGUCGUGAAUCAUGUAUAAUGUAUAAUUUAUAUUUUAAUUGAAAUAUCCUUGUUUAUUAGCAGUGUAGAAAACCAACGGGACACAGUCACCCAGCGCACCUGCUAUGAUGGCCCAACUUAGUAGAAUUGGCCCCUUCCUUGUACCUCUUUACCUUUCACUGCAGACACCUGUAAUAGCCUUUGAAGUUCAUUAUUUCACAUCAGAAUGCCUUAUUCUCUCUUACUACAACAGUAUAUCCACUUUAUUUUUUGUCUCUUCCUAUUCUGAGGGGAAAGAUCUUACUAAAGCUAAAUAACAAAAAAGUUUUAAAGAAUAAAUAACAGAAAAAUAAAUCACCAAAAGCCUUAUUUAUAAGGUCGAUUUUUCUGUUGCACAUCACCAGUUAUUACACACGAAAAGUGAUUGUUCGAUGAGGCAGAAGAUCAAGAUCAAGCGUCUUUCUGAGCGUGUUCAGCAGAAAAUCGUGCAUCAAGCAUGUUAUCAAACAGAAAUCAUGAUUAACCCGACAGCAUUAACCUAAAUAAUAAAAAAAAUGAAAAAAACCCUUAUCUGCAUUUAGUCUCAUUGUAUCCAACCCAAUGAAUAUGCCCACAGUAGGACACAAUACAAAAACAAAAUCUCUAGAUUUAAUAAGACCCUCCAUUGCUCUUUCUGUUUGCCAUGGUCCAGCAGGAAUUUUGGGUCUGCACCUCAAGACCCCACAGUCUCACCUUACAGGAUAAGGCUCCAUUACCAUUGCCAUAUUGGAAUCUUAUUGAGUCUCUGAUUUUUUGAUGGUUCAAGGAUGUAACGGACCGUUUUGCCCAAAAGAGGUUAAAAAAACCGUUUAGGCGAUAUUCCCCUUUUUUCAGAUGCACAGACAGCUACUGCAAUCACCACUCUCCCGAACUGGAGACACACGAAUACUGGAAACAGCCGAAUAAGAAAAACCAUGCAAAUAGGUUUACACUCCUAGCACACAAACUGGAACAGCAUACAAUAAAUCCUCCCCCAAUAAUGAGACGACACUUCACUUUGAGGGUUAACCAGGAACUGUUUUACUGGGGCUAACUGCCCGGCUUUUAUGCAUGUCUCCCACCUGGUGGACACUCCCCUAGGGGACCAAAUGGGAGACUGUGACACAAAGGGUAAAAGGACCAAUCACAGACUUACACAUUUCAACCAUCCCACAAUGCAUCACAAUCCCUCCUCUCUGCUCUGGAGAUAAUUGAGAUGUAAUUCAAUUAUCUCCAAAGACAGAGGCAAAACUCCAUUAACCACAUGACAGAAAACAAACAGUAAAAGACACAAAAUUACCUACAGUUACAUUCAGUACAUAAAACAUAUACGUUCUACAUAUCCCCAGAUAGCUCAGGUCUGAGCGCACAUUAUUAAGCGAAUGGCGCUCAGACCACACGAAUACAUUUUAAACGCCAUGGAGCCAAAAUCUUUACACAGUCAGUUUCAUGCGAAUGGGCUCCAUGGGAUUCCUAUCUGGGGUACAACACACUCAAACAAAUCUACCGAACACCUGGCAGAAAAGCACGAAUAAGUCUUUUCUGUAGGGAAAAAGAUGUCUUUUAACAUGGGGCCAUAGUCCAAAGGCAGCAGGCGAGCAACCAGGCUUCUCCAGUGUACAGUGGUGAGGUUGGUUUCGCCACAAAGGAAACUUAACUCCAUUGUGAGGCGUUAUGCCUUUGGCUUUGCAUAGGGUCGCUCAAAUUUGCCUUGGAUUUCUCCACUUUUUCUCUCCUAGUCAACUCAACUUACUGGUCGGAGAGUAUUUGUUAUCCAUCUCUGGGUCUUUUUCUUCCCAGGCUAGUGCCUCUAUCUUUCUAUCUAUUUCAUGGUUUGUGUAGAUAUUCAUAAAUAUCCCGCGCAAACCUUAGGAGCCACUCACUUUGUUUAGGGUGGAAUCAUGCAGUUAGGAGAAUUACAAAUCUUAUACCCGUCACUGGCACUUCUAAAUUACACAGAACACAUUUUUAAAUACAUCACUACUCCAUGGUUUAUCAUUAAUCCUUAAUUAAGGCUCUCUUAAAUAAAGUUAAAUCAAGGGUACCAGGAACAGGCCCUACAUAUUCAGGGCCGCGGUUGGCGCUUUAUAAAUGCCAGUAAUAAAUAACAGUAAUCUUGCCGGCCAUUGACAUGUUCUGGAGCCCCCCCACCAAAGCCCAGGGUGUUAUUUAAAAAAAAAAAAAUUUAAAAAAAUUAUGAUUCUUUAUUUUUGUAGUGCAUUGAGAACAACACAGGAUAUAACAAAAUACAUGUCAAAGGAGAGCAUUAGAGAGUGCCAAUAAGGAAAUAAGCAAAAACGUAAUUCUCACACAUGCUAGCGGGAACGAUAUUAGAGGCUGAAAAUGAGUAGAGGCUAAAUGCAGGAACUCGAUAAAAACAAUAAAAAUGGUAACUUAUAAGGUUAACCCUGCUGAGGUACAGUGACCCUAUUGUAGCCCAAUGGAAAAAGGCUUCAGUCACCACUAUUUUGAUCAUGAUCGAAGGAAAAAGUUUUUAAUUUGCCUUUGCAUUGAGCUUUCUUUUUUGUGCAGCUCUUUUUGCAGGUGAGACUGACACUAAAACAAACUCCCAGUAAUAAACAAAAAAGAACUCCAGCACACACAUUUGAUUGAGGAAUCAGCAGAACAACAUUUCGGUCUCACAGCCUAUCUCCAGCCCAUGGAUUGUGAGACCAACACGUUCCUCUGCUGAUUUGUAUUCAAUAAAGAGGUCUUCCUGAAACUGAUCUGUGUGCUGAAGUUAUUUUGCAAUUCUUAUACUAUGGUCUGGUGACCUGUGGACUGCGUAGGUGCACUGAAAGAAAAUAUGUUGAGAAGUGCAUGUUGACAACACUUUAGUGUGAUUUUUCUGUAAUAAUGACUUCCUGGAGGAAAAUGGGAAUAUCUCUGGAGGGGCAGACCUGGAGAAAUGCUCAGGUAUGGGCAUGUCUCCAAAGGCACGUUUUAACCUUCUAAAUGCCAGAAAUGGAUACAACAAAUCACAACAAAAUGUGAUAGCUGCCUUCCUGACACUCCAAGUGCUAAUUAAGACUAAUUACCUCAUCACUGCACUUGUAAACUGCUAUCAACAGUGGGUGAAAAAUCUAUUAGAUGUAGAUCUAAUCUUCCCUUGUGUCGGCAAUGAAAUGAUAUUCUAAUAUUUACGUUCCCUUCAAAGCAACUGGGUAAGACUCAAGAACUUCAUUCACUUAAUUAGGUUUCAUGGUUUAUUUUCCCAUAAAAUCUUUUUUUUUUCUCUGUUUAAUAAUUAUACCUUGUAGUUGAAAUUAAUAUUAAUGAUCCUUGCUCCACUUCAUCUGCUAAUAUAGAUGUGAAUUGAGAAGAAAUGUCUUCCUUUUCUUUAAAAGAAUUCUCUCCCUUCGCGAUUCAUCAUUGUGAUUAGUUUCUCCUGCUUCCUGCAUAUCAAAAUGAUAAUUGAGUUUCAGAGGACAGAUAGAUUAGGCAGAAAAAUCAUUUAGAAUGGACACAUUUAACUGUAAUGUCACAGAACAGAGAGAGUUGCAAACUGUCUCAAUAUGGAACCGUUAAAAAGAAAUGUAAAGAUAGGAAUGUUAAAUUUUCAUUUGUUCGCGUCUUCUUCGUAAGCUUUGAAAGGAAAAUGAUCCAACCAAGCAUAUUGUGAUGAUAUUGAAAAAUAGUUCUUUCUGUCACUAUUGUCUUUGAUGAACACGUUUCCAAUAAUCUGGAAUGUAUUUUAUUUUACUUUUUUUUACUUUUUUCGUGUAGCAUUCUUAUCCAUAGUGACUUCAUAUAUUCAUAGUGACUUCAGAUGAGGCAUAAGAAUGUAUAAUUGCAUAUUUUAUUCUAAUGAUUUAGCUCCUAAGUUGCCUCCAGCGUCCGUCUCGGCCCUCCCUUGGUGACAUCCGGCUUCCCUAUUUUCACUUACAGGAAGCGUGGAGUGCCGCCGAUUGGCUGAGAGUGGUUAGCUGAUGCUCUCAGCCAAUCAGUGACUUUCCAUUCACUUAACUGGCUUGGAAAGAAACAUACCUUUUCAACGCCAGUUUAGAGAAUGGGGAGUCUCUGAUUGGCUGAGAGCAUCAGCUGACUAUUCUCAGUCAAUCAGCGGGGGCCCCUGCCCGGCGGCUCUCCAUGCUUCCUGUAAGUGAAAAUCCUGAAUACGGAUGCCUCCUGGGGGCAACUUAGGGGUAAAACUGUUUGAGAACAGUUUAACCCCUUGAGGUAAAAGUGCCUCCAGGGGCCUCCUGGCACCAUAACAACUUUGUUUAGAUGAAGUUGCUUUGGUGCACAGAGUGUUAUUUUAAUGGUGAUUUAUGUAUCGUAAUUUUUAAUGCAUAGUCCUUAUAUUGCAUUAACAAUGGGGGGUUAUUUAACCUGAACAGUUUUCCUUAACUUAAAAGUUCUACAUAGAUACACAUGGGACUGAAAUUAUGCAGAGAGAUAAAAAGAAGCAAAUAUUGUACAGCACUUGGAAUCAUUUGUAGUAUGUGACUAUGUACUUAAUUAAAAUCAAACCUUUAUCUAACACAAGUCUUAUAGGUAGUAAAUGUUAGUGGCUUCUCACCCUUAUAUAUCAAGCAAUAUUUUUAAGCAUGUUGUUGCUCCUGAAAACUAUUGUCAUCUUCGUGAUUUACAAUUGAUCUUUUCAGAGUUGCAUUGAUUGGUGGGUGAUUGCAUCAGCUCUUUAUCAAACAAGAAACUUCUUCUAUUACCAAAAAUUAUUUAUUGGUAGAAAGUCAGUUUUUUAUUUUUUUUAUAUUUCUUAUAGCAGUGAAGACUCUGAUGUGGAAGAAUCUGGAGCACUUCAUGUGAACCCUGCCCUAUUAACAACUGAUGUUACAACAAUAGAUCCCACAAUCGAAGCCCCUUCACAAAAAGGUCCCUCGGCAGACAACCAUUGUAAAAAUCCUCAAAAACAAGAAGAGAAGAAUGGGCCAGGAGGAACAGAAAAUGCUGAUCCAAACUUGUUAGCUGAAGGUGAUCACCUAUCAGAUGAGACCACUAGCACAGACUCAUGUCCUGUCCUGGAAUCAAGCGACACUGCAGACACGGGACCAAGUUCUCCUCAAACCAACGAUCAAAUCGCAUCUACGCCUGUUACUUAUUCACACAUUGUUAAAGAAGGUCGAAGAUUUAAUAUUGAUUUAGUGUCAAAGGUCAGCUUUUAUUUAAUACCAAUAAUUAUUUAACAAAAACUGUUGUCGCUUAAGAUGCAGAACAGUGGAAUUUCUAAAAUGUGACUGAGUAUUGUGGGAUAUGUAGUUUAUAUGUGUAUACAUUGGUGGUAAAGUUAUUAUUAGUGUAUAAGGUAUGACAGUGUUCAUGUGUUUUGUACAAGAUUACAGUUCUGCAUGUUUGGGGUGUGCAUGAUCUUUUAUCUUUUUUUUUUUUCCUUCUUAAAUGUAAAUCUUGGUUCUGGUUUCCAUUAUAAGUGGAAAACUUAACUAUGGCAAUAGAAUGGCUGUUAGAAGAGAUUAGGUGAUUUCUUGUAAUAAUAUGUUGUUAUUUGAAGUUUAGCUGUCAUUUCGUCUGAACGUUUUUUUUCAAUAUGGUGAAAGCCAUUUUAAACUCUUAGAGGCCACCAAUCAUAAUAUGUAUUUUACAGAGAUGUUUGAAAACCAAUUCUUAUCCAGAAAAAUUGUAUUAAGUUUCAUAAAAAUAAAUUAAAAAUAUCCCAAAAAGAAAGACAGAUUUAAAAGUUGACCAGCAAAGACAUGAUGGGUUUUUAAAGAAGUGUAUGACAUUAAAAAUUGAGUUUGUCGAACAUAAAUAACCAUUUUUUUUUUCUUCUUCUUGAUAGUUUCUCUAUUCUCGAGGAAUGUUAAUUAAUCUGCUCAUCAAGUCCAACGUCAGCCGUUACACCGAGUUUAAAAACAUUACCAGAAUUUUGACCUAUUACGAUGGGAAAAUUGAACAGGUUUGUUACAGUGGAUUUCUCGUCCCUUAACUAAUGAACAGUGGAUUCAAAGGGUUACUGUGACAAAGAAAAAUAGUUGCAGCUGUGUGUUAGCAUCAGAAGUGUAACUAUGGAAAAAUAUUGGUGGGCAGAUGCAGACCCCAGAGUUCUUCACCCAAAGUGACCUAAUUAUACCUGCUUUAUCAGUAGUUGUAGUAGAGAAUCUGUAACCGUCCAUGGCACAUCUGUUUUUGUGCCCUGAACACCAGGUUUGGUAUUUUGUCACUUUCUUAAAAAAUAAAAUAAAAAAAAAGACGAGGUAGUGCCAUAAAUGGUAAAAAUUGGGAAAAAAAUAGGAAAAUUAGUAAACCUGAGGAAUAUGGAUGUGUAAACAAGCAGUACACUAACCUAUAGACUUUAUGACAAAUAAACUAUUACUUAAAAGGAUUCUAUAGUGCCAGGAAAACAAAGCCGUUUUCCUGGCACUAUAGAAUCAUACAGUGCCCCCUCUCUCGCGCAAUAGCCGAGCUCGCAUUAGGAUUUUCCCAUCGAAAGCAUUAUUCAAUGCUUUCCUAUAGGGACACAUCUGACGUUGGAGGUUCACAUACAGAGCGUGAGGGCGUCUAGCUUCAGAUAACGGCCCAAAGGUCCGUUUCAACCCUGGAAGUCCCUCUAGUGGCGAGGUGGAGUUAACCCUGGAUAGUAAUUAUUGCAGUUUCUCAGGGUUAAGGGACAUGGGACAUUGCACCCAGACCGCUCCAAUGAGCUGAAGUCGUCUGGGUGCCUACACUGUCCCUUUGAAUUGUUCAAGUAGUGUUUUCAUUAAUGACGUGAAAUGAAUUAGUGUUUCAUGUAAGAAUUUAGAACUUACUUAGGAGUUUUAAACUUAGCGGGGAAUACUAUUUAUUGACUACCUCAACUUCUGCUAAAUGCAGACCUAUCUAAAGUGAGAGUUUUAUUGUUAAAAUAUACUCUUCCAAUUCAUUUGUUUAUAAAUAUGGAAACCUAUUUUACUGGGAAAAAAAGUUGGGUAAAAGGCAGGAUGUUUUUACCAACUGCCUUUAGUCAUACCAACAGUUUAUAUCACAAAGCAUAUGUAGCAGAAAUUGAGUUUUACAUAUUGGAGCGAAACAUCAAUGUUUACAUUUGUCCAAAACCACUCCUCUAGUGGCUGCCAAACUGAUAACCACUAACGUCAGUUCAUACUUAAAGAAACACUAGGAUGUCUGGAAUAGAUAUAUACUUCUCCUUACUUUAAAAAGGUGUUAAACUCACCCUUUUUCAAGCGCCGCGCUGGUCUUUUUGCAGCUGACUCCACCUCCGUGACUGUGAUUAUCAAAUUUGACGAUCUCAGCCAAUCCAAUCUUUUCCAUAGGAAGGUAUUAGUAGGCUAAUGCCGUGCUGCGCCAGUCAGCAUCUCCUCGUAGUGAUGCAUUGGUUCAAUGCAUCUCUAUGAGGAAUGUUCAGCACCUGUAUGCAAAACUGUGCAGCACUAACCCAUGAAGCACCUCUAGUGUCCGUCUGAGUGACUGCACCUAGAGGUGUUACUAGGAAGUAAUGUAAACACUGCCUUUGAUCUGAAAAGUCAGUGCUUACAUUAAAUAGCCUGCAGGGACUUACCAUACUUACCAAAACCACUACAUUAAGCUGAAGUUCGUCUGGUGACUAUAGUGUCUCUUUAAGAUAUUUUCAAAAUUUAUGUUCUGCAUUUUCACACAGCUCAUGGCGACCCUGAACAUGUAGGGGAGGAGCUGCUAAUAGUAAAAACCUCUAAUGGCUAUCUGAGUGGCAGCCAGUACAAGUGCCCUCAGGGGCAAAUGCAAACACUGUCUUUUCAUCGAAAAGGCAGUGUUUGCAAAAAGGGGCUGCAGUUUCUUUGCCCCAAACCACUACAUUAAGCUAUAGUGCUUCUGGUGCUUAGUGUCCUUUAACACAAGUUGUAGGUGAUUUUCAUUGGUUUAUUGAGUAGUGUAAUUUUCAGAGAAGUGAUUAUAAGAAAUUAUAUUCUCAUUCAUAAAAAAAAAUAAUCUGUGUUUCUAAUUUCCUAUUUUCUUGCUUUGUUUAUUGCUUUAGGUAAUUGAACUUCACAUUAUGUUCUGCUUUGAAAUGCCACAGGAAUUUUAAAUGCCACAGGAAUUAGUUCAGGCACCCUGAGCUAAUUCCAACCACGCAGUGCUAACAGAACACAUUACAGCACGUGAAAAUGCUCAGCAGUCCCACCAGGUGUUUACCUGAUCUGCUCUUUGUUGAUUCUUUCUGUUGGUGGUGUAUGAUACACAACAAAAAAUCUUUAAAGAGGAACCAUCAUUUUUCUGUAAUACUUUAAAAUCACCAAUACAUUAAAGGACCACUAUAGGAACCCAGGCCAUCUUAGCUCAAUUAAGUGGUCUGGGUGCCAGGUCCCUCUAGUUUUAACCCUGCAGCUGAAAACAUAGCAGUUUCAGAGAAACUGCUAUGUUUCAACUGAGGUUAAUCCUGCCUCUAGUGGCUGUCUCAAUGACAGCUGCUAGAGGCGCUUCCACGAUUCUCACUGUGAAUAUCACUGUGAAAAAUGGCCGGUUUUAAUGCGCGCGCGGCUCUUGCCACUCAUGCGCAUUCAGAGCUGACGUCGGCAGAGGGAGGAGAGUUCCCCAGCGCUGAGGGAGCCCGGCGCUGGAGAAAGGUAAGUGACUGAAGGGAUUUUAACCCCUUUAGCCCAGCGGGAGGGGGUCUCUGAGGAGUGGGUGGGACCUAAUGACCCUAUAGUUCCAAGAAAACAAGUUUGUUUUCCUGGCACUAAAGUGGUCCUUUAAGUAAAAUAGUUGUGUGGAUAAGCAAACAUUAAAGCAACACUGGACACCGUACCAACUUAAUUUCAAUUUCAAUUAUUGUGCCUCGAGGUCCUACGCAUAAUUGUACCAUAUGGGGUUAAACCGCUUACAACUGUUGAUGGCACCCGUCAGCUCAACCUCUAUUCUCCAAGACUUCGAUGAGCCUUCGACUGGACACCAGUGAUAGGCUGAGAACUUCGGCUUACCACGGGUACCCUUAUUGAAACAUAAAUGUUUGUCAGUAGAAUAGGGGCCGAGCUGGUGGGUGCUGUCUAUUCAACAUUGGGGCUAAACGGUUCUUUAACAUUGUGCUGCCUGGAGUAUUCUUCUAAACUACAGUUCUCUAUUAACUAUGACGUGUUUUUCCACAGGUUCCCUGUUCAAGGGCGGAUGUGUUUGCCAGCAAACAGCUUUCCAUGGUAGAGAAGAGGAUACUAAUGAAAUUCCUGACAUUCUGUGCAGACUAUGAGCAGCAUGUUGAAGAAUAUGAAGGUAGGACAUUAUGUGUAUUUGUCUAAAAAAAUAAACCUUGUGUCCUUAACAGUAAAGUGUAUGUAAAAAGAGGAAACAAUAAUAGAGGAACAAAUGUUGGAUAAAAGUCAUAAGUCUGAAUGGCCACACUUUAUUAAAUGAUAUUCACAACUGUCACCAGAAUUUUCUUAUCCAUUUUUUAUGAUAAGAAUGUUUGCAGCAUGUAAUGAAAAGAUAUGAUGUUUUUGAAAUAUGUAAAAAUACCUAAAAAUCAGGUUCUUUCUUUUACAGAACACUAGAUCCCUCUGCCAUAUUCACACACCUUUGUUGGCACUUAAGUAGAAUCACUCCCUGCACAAAACGGUGAUGUUAUCAGCCAUCACUCUGUGGGGUCUGCCAGGUCCGAAUUUCGACCACCUUGCCAAUUCUCAGAUUUACUAAAGCAAAGUGUGGUCAGAAUUCGGUCGGUCCAACCGAUUCUGUAACAUUGAUUCGGAUGAGCAAAUCAAUGUUUUUUCAAACUCAUCUGUUGACACUGUUGCACAUAGAAGGCUUAUCAAUAAACUGCAGUCUUUAAGUUUGGAUUCCAAUAUUUUUGAAUGGGUGAGGCAGUGGCUGAGUGAUAGGCAACAGAGGGUUGUAGUUAAUGGAAUAUAUUCGAAGCUUGGACUUGUCACCAGUGGGGUACCUCAGGGAUCUGUACUUGGACUCAUUCUCUUUAAUAUUUUUAUUAGUGAUAUUGCAGAAGGUCUUGAUGGUAAGGUAUGUCUUUUUGCUGAUGAUACUAAGAUAUGUAACAGGGUUGAUGUUCCAGGAGGGAUAAGCCAAAUGACAAAUGAUUUAGGUAAACUAGAAAAAUGGUCAGAAUUGUGGCAACUGACAUUUAAUGUGGAUAAGUGCAAGAUAAUGCAUCUUGGACGUAAAAACCCAAGGGCAGAGUACAGAAUAUUUGAUAGAGUCCUAACCUCAACAUAUGAGGAAAGGGAUUUAGGGGUGAUUAUUUCUGAUGACUUAAAGGUAGGCAGACAAUGUAAUAGAGCAGCAGGAAAUGCUAGCAGAAUGCUUGGUUGUAUAGGGAGAGGUAUUAGCAGUAGAAAGAGGGAAGUGCUCAUGCCAUUGUACAGAACACUGGUGAGACCUCACUUGGAGUAUUGUACACAGUACUGGAGACCGUAUCUUCAGAAGGAUAUUGAUACCUUAGAGAGGGUUCAGAGAAGGGCUACUAAACUGGUUCAUGGAUUGCGGGAUAAAACUUACCAGGAAAGGUUAAAGGAUCUUAACAUCUAUAGCUUGGAGGAAAGACGAGACAGGGGGGAUAUGAUAGAAACAUUUAAAUAUAUAAAGGGAAUCAACACAGUAAAGGAGGAGACUAUAUUUAAAAGAAGAAAAACUACCACAACAAGAGGACAUAGUCUUAAAUUAGAGGGACAAAGGUUUAAAAAUAAUAUCAGGAAGUAUUACUUUACUGAGAGGGUAGUGGAUGCAUGGAAUAGCCUUCCAGCUGAAGUGGUAGAGGUUAACACAGUAAAGGAGUUUAAGCAUGCGUGGGAUAGGCAUAAGGCUAUCCUAACUAUAAGAUAAGGCUAGGGACUAAUGAAAGUAUUUAGAAAAUUGGGCAGACUAUAUGGGCCGAAUGGUUCUUAUCUGCCGUCACAUUCUAUGUUUCUAUGUUUCUACAGCAGCAGAAUCGCAAAUUAUCAUUCACUUGCUAUUUGCAAGUAAGUCAUUUGAAGAACUAUUUGCCCGCUUACAGCGCUAGCAGGCAGAUAGUUAAAUACCCUCGGAAUGGGGGAUAAAAACUAGCAACUCGAUAGCAGUGGUCACUAGUUUCCAUGUUUAUGUUGUAAAAUGUCUCCAUUAGAGCAACAUGGGGGUCUUAUUGAUCCCCAUAGAAUUUUUAUUUACACUUUUUUUUUAUAUAUAUAAAAUGUUGGACACACCUGAUCCCAACCCAAACCUGUCAUAACCUAAAACAGGUCCUACAAAACCAAACAUACAAUUUAUCAGAAAGUUCCCAAAAGUAAUAUCAUAUAUUCUGUUGCUUUUCUUUGAUCCGAUUAGCCUGCUGUUAGAAUGUGUCCCCGAACAUGGCAAUCCUUGUGACAAUGACACACUUGCCUUUAUUGCCACCUGUUAGAGGGUUCUUCUGCUCUUCCCUGUCACGUGAUGCUUGGCAUUGAUCUUUGUGACAAAUAAUUGUCAGUUGAGGUGAAAGGGAAACCUUUUAAAUCUGAAACAACACAUCUAGUUAAAAUUCUAUGAACACAAAUAGAUGAUGUUUGUUGUACUAUGAGUUUAUGUAAAACUGUGUGUACCAUGAUAGGUAGACUUAAUGUAAAUAGUUACAUCAGCUAACAAUUACAGUUUUGUGAUAGAAAAAUAUAAAUUUCAUUUGUUUGUUACAAGGAUGAAUGUAUAUAUUAGAGUCCUUGCCGUAUUUAAACCUUCCCAUUUCCAGCAAGACUUUCUAUUCUUUGCAAACUUUCUUAUACCUAUGAUUACUUUAUUCUUAUUCUCUUUUACAGAUCACAAAGAAAGUACAUUUUCUGAGUUUUUAAAAGUUAAACGUUUAACACCAAAUUUGCAGCACUUUAUCCUGUAUUCUAUCGCCAUGGUGUCAACAACUGCUAACACUGAAGAUGGAUUGAAAGCGACACAACAUUUUCUGCGGUGCCUUGGGUGCUAUGGCAACACACCUUUCCUCUUCCCCCUGUAUGGUCUCGGGGAGCUUCCCCAGUGCUUUUGCAGGUAAGUCUAACUUAUUGCAAAAAAGAAAGAAUUAGAACUCUGAGAACGGACAAAAGCUUAGAGUAAACUCUAAUAGCUUGCCCUUCGGUACAGCCACGCUCAGGUCUCAAAAUAGUUAUUUACUAAAGUGGGAAUUGUCAGGAUGUCAAAGUGAAUUAUGGCUUUUAGACCAAAAUAGACGAACUGGAAGCACCGCUGACUUGGAGAAUUUUUCAAAUUCCGCUCUUUUGGCAUGAAAUAUGAAAUUUCCUCUGAAUUCUAAACAAUUUUCCAUUUAGUAAAUAACCCUGUAAAUCAAACCUUGAGAAUCUAAAUUAAGAUAAACUGUCUGAAAACGAAGUUAUUAGAAUUGUUGUUAUAGAAAGUGCAUACCAGGGGUGUGUGCAUGUACUCACCCUGAUUGCAUUCUACGGAACUAUAUAAAUGUACAAAAAAUGGAUAUCAAAUCAAAUGUUGCUGUUUCACUGCUUUCUUGAGUAUGAAGCACCUCUAGUGGCUGUCGGGAAUAUGGCACUAGAGGUGUAUUAACACUGCAAUGUAGAAAUUGCUGUUUCUGCAAAAAUGCAGUGUUUUAGAUUGUAGGGUUAAAAUAAUGAGGCCUCUGCACUCAGACCACUUGAUUGAGAUAAAGUGGUCUCGGUGAUUUUAGUGGUUCUAUAAACCAGCAGAAACGUCCCCAUUCUUCAUUUAAAUCUGCUUACCUUUCCCAUUAUAUUUCCAUUGUGUGAAAGUGCACAUUGUUUUUACGGUAGAACCAUCUCAUGAAUGUAUUAUUGGAAACUGAAAAGGAAAUUUACCCAAGAUGGGCUCAUAUUGACAUUAAUAGUGUGCCAUCUUGGCUGUAUGCUAAGGAAGAAUGUCUCUGAAUCACAUAAGGAAUGAUUAGAAAUUUAAGUUGAUUUCCACGAAGUGGUUAGGCAGUGCAUUUCAUAGGGAAAAUUAUAUUCAGCAGAAUAGAACCAUAUAUUAAAAAAACAACAGUAACAAUGGCUAGCUUUAACUCAAAUAUGACAGAUCCACUUUAUUGGAAUCAUAUACGAAAUCUUUCCUGUACUCCAUACUCUCAUGCAGCUACCGUCUAAUCUGAUAUUGUUCAAUAGACACACGGUGGUCAUCCACAAGGAAUGUGUCCUCGGAAUUUCUUAAUGGGAACUAUGUGGUAGGUGUGAUGGUCAGGUAACUUGAGAAACAGCUACAUUCUUGACCUCAGAUUUGGAGUUUGAGACAAAGCUCUGUGAUUAUAGUUCUCUUUGAACUCUUGAAAUUGGACUAAGUUUCUUAAGAUCAUACUGGGUCUAAAGGGGAAGGAAUCCUGUCUCAGUAAAAUAUCAGAAGGUUUUUUUUAGAUUUUUGUAAUUGGGACUUGCAAAGCUUGCACAAAUCUCUUCCAUCUAUUGACAAUAUAACUGUUCAUAACUUGACUCCGAGUACAGAGAAAUCAACAACAUUUUGAAAUAUAUUCCCGUUCUUACAGCAGUUGGCAUCCUAGAUCCUAAGCAUCUUUCAUAAAGUCUUGUUAGGAAAAUAAUAACCAUCUAGUUGUCAGGUCUUGUGAAUGUGAUUCAAAGUCACUCGUGCACUGCGUUUUAGAUAGUGAUCCCAUUAUUUUGUCCCCAUAUGAGGCAGGGUUUUAAACUUCAACUUGCCAAAUAGGAGGAUGCAAUAAACGGUUCAAUAUUAAAAAUAAAGCAGUGCUGGUCCUGCUUUGAAUAUGUUGCCAGAAUCAUGGACAGAAUGGGAAUGAAGGUUGCUUUGCAUCUUUCCAGAUGGUUUGCCCUGAGGUGGGUACGUGCCUUUUUUUUUUUUUUGCCUAUAGAAUGAUGUCCCGAUGGCAACUCUUUGGACCUGGUUUUUGGUGCAGCAUUUUAGGACACUUACUAGUAAGUUGGUACAGAGCUUCCCUGGACAGUAAACUCUAGUUGGCAGUAAAACAUAAACAGACGAAACUAAAUCGAUUUAGCAAAGAGAACAAAACAUGAUUUGUUAUGGAGUGUUGCAAUUUUUCAAACCAAGGCUGCUGAGGAGGAUAUGAACAGUAGUGUUGAAGGGACACUAUAGUCACAAGAACAACUACAGCUUAUUGUAUUUGUUCUGGUGAGUAAAAUCAUUCCCUUCAGGCUUUUUUCAGUAUACAACCCCUUUUCAGAGAAAAUGCAGUGUUUACAUUACAGCCUAGUGAUAACUCCACUUGUCACUCCUCAGAUGGCUACUAGAGGUGCUCUCUGGGGCAGUGCUGCACAGUGUCUCACUCCUCAGCAUGGAGACACUGAACGUUCCUCAUAGAGAUGCAUUGAUUCAAUUCAUCUCUAUGAGGAGGUGUUGAUUGGCCAAGGCUGUGUUUGGUUUGUGCUGUCUCUGCCCCUAAUUUGUCUCCUUGUCAGUCUCAGCCAAUCCUAUGUGAAAUCAUUGUGAUUGACUCAGAACACAACUUCUGAAGAUGUCAGCCAAACAGGCAGAUCAGGUGCAGAGGCAGCAGCUGCAGACUAGAAUACAAGUAAGAUUUUGUUAUAUUUAGGGAGGCAAGGGGUGUGGUCAGGGAGGCUAGAUUGUGUUUUUAACACUAUAGGGUCAGGAAUACAUGUUUGUGUUCCUGACCCUAUAGUGUUUUUUGAUGUGAUGGGAUUGCCUCAUAGUAGAUAGUCGAUUAGAUGGGUAGGCUCUGAUCUGAUCCUUACCUCUCUUCCUGGCCUUUCUUUCUGUUUGUUGAUUUGCUCUCUCUUUUUAUGAGUGGUUCUGAAUGAAACUGUACCACAUUGCAAGAGAAUCCGCUGAAUCCAUACAAAGCAACACAAUGGUCAUCAAAACCACAGACAAGUCGGUGCUGUAGUUAUAGUGGAGAAAGGUGACAAAACAUGAGAGGCUAUAAAAAAAAAACUAAUACAGGGGAAAGAAAUAUCAUGAAAUAAAAAUAUUGCCAAACCUCUUGUGUUUCCGACAAAUCCCCAGGAUUUACAUCUUUUGCAGUGAGAGGAAGCGAUUGAAUCUGAUCAGCCAAUCCUAGCCAUCCCAUUUAACACUCUACAGUAGCUUCAUGAAUAUAAAUGUGAUUGUUGUUUGAAACCUAUGAGGGUGACUGUCAGAGGAGGUGAGGGAGUGACCUACAUAGCAUGCAGCGGUCUCGUAGGGACAUUCAAUGCAUGAUUUGUGCUGGAUGGGUUGCAUAACAAGAGGAUGACUAGAGCCCUAGUAUUGAGUUCUGGAACGUGGAUUGUAACAUAAAUAGGGGCAUAAAUUCUAGGGAUGAAAAUUAAAUUUUGCCUCUUUAUAAAUCACUGGUAAGACCACACCUUGAAUAUGCUGUGCAAUUCUGGGCACCUGUUCUAAAGAAGGAUAUCAUGGCACGAGAAAAAGUGCAAAGACGAGCUACAAAAUUGAUAAAAGGAAAGGAGCAUUUUAGUUCCGAAGAACUGUUAAAGAAUUUAAAUAUCUAUAGUUUGGAAAAAAAACGGUGCCUCAGAGGGGAUAUGAUAACAUUAUAAAUAUAUUCGGGGCCAGUACAAACCAUUAUCUGGAAAUCUAUUCAUAAACAGGGCUAUACAUAGGACACAAGGUCACACAUUUAGGCUGGAAGAAAGGAGAUUUCAUGUAAGGCAAAGAAAUGUGUUUUUUUUUACAAUGAGAGCAAUAAGGAUAUGGAAUUCUCUGCCUGAAGAGGUGGUUUUAUCAGAGUCCUUACAGACAUUUAAACAGCAAUUGGAUGAAUACUUUCAAAAACACAACACAAUUAGUGGGGUAAUAGCUGCUUGAUCCAAGGAGAUAUAUGACUGCUAUUUUGGGGUCAAGAAGGAAUUUGUUCCUAGUUUGUUAGUUUAAUUGGAAGCGCAUCAGACUCUGUUUUUUGCCUUCUUUUGUAUCAACAGCAAAUACAUAUGUGAGGAAGACUGUACUUGAUGGACGCAAGUCUCUUUUGAGCUAUCUAACUAUGUAACGUGAACAGCGCUCCCUGAAAUUGUGCUGCCCCUCCAUUCUAUACUUUUUUUUGUUUUAAGGGGAGGUGUUGUUGGGUUUGGCAAGGUAGCCGGUUCAGCUCUUCUGCAACUUUAUUUCAACAUGGCAACACCGGCUGAGUAGCUCUGCAGGUAAGGUGCUCAUAAUCACAGCUGAAUAUGGCUGUAGUGGCAACCUGGCCUUGCUAUCAGAGCCGAGAGCCGAUUUAAUGAAUUCCUACAAUGGAAAUUCAAUUGUUGCAUAAGAAUUAUACCCCCUCCCCGUGCCAGGACAUAUUAAAUAUAGGAGCCUAACUGAAACAUUUUAUUUUAAUAGAGCAACUUGAAUCACCGUGUAUCUGCUGUUUUAUCUCCCGUAUUAUUCGAUCAUCAAUUAGUGCCAACAAAUAGUGUGCAGAAAUUGAAGGUUGGCUGCUCGUUUAACCCGUACAAACAUCUGAUUUCUGAUUCUACCUAAAAAUUCUAUCUUGAACUCCCGAACGUGACAUGUCGGUGGGUUUUAUUGCCUUGCGGAUAAUGAACAAUAUUCCCUGACUAUUGUUUAGUAUGUAUACUAAAGUGGUGACUGCAGAACUAAUAGAUCAUACCUUACAGCUUUUAUCGCCAGGUUAUCAGAAUAAGGUGUCGUUUGCCCUGUGAUUUCUAACCACCGUCCCACAUUCUGUUUUAAUGUAAACCUCUUAAGCGAUGCUAGCAGCCAGUUACUCUUUGUGUUCUCAUCAAGGCUACUGUUAUAAAUGGCACGCAUGCAUAUUUAUGUGUAUGAUUCAAAGACAUUUGGAAGUCACAUCCUUGCAUUAUAAAUGUAUCCUGCAUAAACAGAAUAAUGCUUCAGGACCACCAAAGAUGUGCAACUUGCAAAAAUUUCCCAUAUCAUUUAACCCUUUGCUAUACUUGACCACGGUAAUUCCGUUGAUUAAAUUGUGGAAACAAUCUCGUUUAUUAGAAGUAACUUUUGUUCAACCUUUUACAUUUUUAGCAAGGUGUUGCUGUAGCUGCUUGCUGUGUGCAUUAAAUCAGAGGGUUCGUAUACUCUGUCUAAAAAGUAUGGAUCUAUAAAAAUUACACAACACAGAUAAGAGGAAAAAUAAAGUUUUGGGCUUGUUUAGCCCAUAACGUGCUCAGUCUGCGAACUCUAUAAAAGUUAUCAAGUUCUGGCUCAUCCAAAUCAAGUGUAAUUACAUUCACACAAUUUAAUUUAGACUCUAUAUAUAGAUUUAGACUCUCCUGAAAUGGAGAUUAAUAUACCUGCCAAGAAUAACCAAUUGUGUAUUGUCUUAUUUGCACACCAUCAGUGAGGGACUUGAGAUUAAUAUGUAAUGCAUAACUUUGGUCCUGUCAAAACUGGGAUGCUUUGACGUAAUUGGCAGGUUUAGUAUUUUUAUGUCCAACUACGUGUUUUCAUGGCCAUAAUAUAGUACUAAAACUCCAAUGUUCAAUGUUUUGUGUUAUGUUUACAGAUCCAUAGCUUAUUUAAUAUGGUAUGUACCGAACCUAACUCCUUAUUAAUACUUAAUUUGUUGGGCCACAAAAAAAUUCUAUUUAAUAGUCAAGGUUGGCAACAGAGUGUAUGAAAUUAAAACACUACAAAAUAUUAGAAAGAAAAUAACAAUAGGUGUAUGAGCCACCCAAAAUGAAGAGAGGUCUCUCUAUAGAUAGUCCUUAAAGCUGCAUCAUCACAGAGCCAGAAAAAUGGCUCCGAUAAAUGUGAGCAUAAAAAACCCCAAAACAUAAGACUUAAUUUUCCUUGCAUUAUUUUUUUUUUUAUUUAUUAUUAUUUUUAUAUAUAUAUAUCUUUCCCAGAAAGGUACACUAGUAUUUAUUUUGAAGACCUAUCAUCAUGCUGAAAAAUAUACUAGUACUUUUGUCUGUUGUUUUUAUGUAAAAUACUAGGCUACAAUAGCUAAUCGUGAAAUAAAGUGCAUUGCAUUUAUGGGCACAAUGAAUGUAAAGUCUCUUAAAACUUAACUUUGGCAAUAAAUGCAUAUAUUAUACAUAGAAAUUUUGAUAGUCUUGUGAUUACGGAGUAUUGCGGGACUGUUGUUCGGAUUUAUGGACCAGGCGGAGGAAUCAAAGGUAUUUCACAAAGUAUUAAAAGCCUUCGGGUGAAAGGGCUAGAAGAGAAAAGGGGAAAAACUCAAUCAAGAAAACUGCCACUGAUCCAAAUUUUACCAACCGAAAUAUGUACAGAGGGUAAGGAGGCUUUGUGUGAAAUCUUGUAUACCUGAAGACGUCGAUCAUCUGAAGAUUUUUGUUUACUUCUUGUUUUGUUUUUGUUUUUUUGUAGAUGACACUUUUCUUAUUAAAUGAUCAUUUCUGUUUGGAUGUAUAACCUUUUUGGAUUGGCACUAUCUUCCUCUUUUCCCCUUCUUCUCUACCUUGCUAUUCUUUGAUCAUUCUGACAUUUUCCUCCGUAUACCUACACGGUCUUUAAAUAGAGGGUUAGUGCAAAUUGCACUACCAAGCGGCAUUGUAAGAUGUGUGGUUGUGAGAGUGUUGGGGCCUACCAACUGUAAGCCUGUUGUAGCAACCCAGAUUGAAUGAGUUUGCAUUUGCUAAUGCAGAAGUGUAGGGAGGGGGUCUUGUUUUUUUCUUUUUCUUUUUUUUUUUUAAUUACUUCAAAAUUGUUUAACAGAAAACCUGGGAUGGUGCUUGGUGAUUCAUAGCACCAUAACUACUACAAUCUGCUAUACUGGUUAGGGUGCCUGUAAUGCCAGGCAGCAGCGAUUUUGACUGCGAUUUUCUUGCUGUUUUGUUUGUUUUCCCCAGAGGAGAGAGAUUCACUUGGGAUAAAGAGGAGGAAGGUGGUAUGAUCUAUCAUUCUGAAGCCUGCUCUCCUGUGAUGGAUGGAUAGAUUGCGAAAGUAACUCAAUAAUCUUCAUUUUUUUUUUCCAGGUUAUUCACAGAUCAGUGAACAUUAUCGUUAAUAAAGCUAAAGAAUGCUCCUAUGCCCUUGUACAUGUUGUUUCUCAGACUACUGCGGGAGAAGACUUUUAAUUUCAAAACCGCAUUCUCAUAAGAAAAUGAAUAGAUCAGCAUAUUUACUUGUGUUUGCAGGUGUGUGUUUGGAAAUGUGAAUGUAUUAAGGUGUGUGUGUGUGUGUGUGUGUGUAUAUAUAUGUAGGUAUGUAUCUAUCUACAAAAGAGGAUGCAUGACAGUGAAUCAUGUAUUGAAAUAAUAUACGUACAAGACUUAUGAAGACGUAAUAAAAUAUGAGCAACAUUAAUUUUUUUCCCCCGCAAAACACGCUUCAGCUUUAUGUAUCUUUUUUAUAUUGCAUGACUUUUUGUAAAGUAAAAUUUGGCUAGGGUUUCUUUAAUUGUAAGGUACACCGAGGGCAGUGUUAGGCAACCUUCGGCACGCCAUAUGAUGUGGACUACAUCUCAGGCUAAUACUUUGCCAGCAUUAUUGGUGUAAGAGCAUUAUGGGAGAUGUAGUUCAAAACAUCUGGAGUGCCAAAACUUGCCUAACCCUGCCCUAGGACAUACAUUCCUGUGCAGUACCUGCUAUUUAAGUCCUCCCUCCUGCCCCUCUCUCUUUUAGUGAGCUAGAGAGUUAUACUGUCUGUCUCCCUAACCACUCUCUUGGCAUACCAAUAAGGGGAGAGGGGACAAAUUAAUGAUGGCUCCUGUUACUCAGAGUAGCACCAACUAUUCUUGGGCUCAACAGAACGUGAGUGCACUGCACAGUGUCAGUCACAUUAUUUGAUGCAGUUUUAUUUGGUAUAGUUUUCAACAUUUCUCCAUUUGUUACAUCUACACGGGGAACUACAUACAUUGGUUAAUCCCUCUCCUUUUUGUUUUGUUCAUAUUAUUUUCACCUUGAUCACAUUCCAGAUAUUUUUAUCUAAAGAUGAUGCGUAUAUCACAACCAGCAUUACUGUAACUUAACACGUUUCUCCAAUCUUGUGCAAGCCUGGAGUGAGCUCCUUUAAGUGAGACACUAAAAGUUCUAAGUAAUACCCACAUAGUUUGUAUUUUGUUUUUGUGACUUAUUGAAGUCCCUUUUAACUGACCAUCAGCAAAUGAAAAAAGCAAAACCGCCCGAGACGCUUCACGCUAUAUGUUUAAAAAUAAGCUGAGAGAGUAAUGUAUCGAGUCAGGCAUUUUCAUGCCUUCCGGCGUCUGUCUUCUUUGAUCUUUCCCCGAAGGCUUCUUGUGCCAAGUGUGCAGGAAUCAUCUCUAGCAAACAGAGCUGAGAAAAAUCUAUAUCUAUCAUUACAAAUAAACUGUCAUUUAAGCAGAAACCAUUCAUUCACAUUUUCUGGCUGCGCGUUUGGGGAAAAUGGAAUUGGAAAAUCGACUUUAAAUCAGUGGUUGCUCAAAGGUAGCUUUCUUUCUGGCAGAGCAUUAUGGGAGUUGUAGUAUGGGGGAUGGGCUACUUUGUUACCACCUCUUGUUCUUAUUGAAAAUGUCAGUAAACAAGAUUUUAUUAUUUUUGCUUCUUUAUGUAUCUUUUUGAUCGUUAAAAUUUCACGUUGAUCUCUUUGCAGCUUGACGUUUUGUUCUGUAGGACUUAGAUGUAAGAUUGCAAGUAUUUUUUAUUUAAUUUUUUAAAUAAUUUAGAAAUUUGUAUCCGAUAAGAUUUAGAACAUUCGCAUUAUAGGAAAUUGAAAAGUAUACUGUGCUAGUAAAAAAAAGUUUUACGUUUCCGAAAGGAUUUUUCUUUUCGAUUCUUUUACUGACUACCUGCAGUGAUCUGAAAGAAAAGCCACAUUGGCAUCAGCACAACUACACAUGAAUUAUGACAACAGUGAAUAUGAUGCAACAGGCUCUUACAGUUGUGCAAAAAAUAGAAAUAUAUAAAAAUAAAAAAGAAUUGCUACCAUCUAUGUGUACAUUUCAUUCACAUUUACACAACAAUAUAAAACAAAUAGUUCUUAACUGUGUGGCUACACAGCUCUUUUGUUCUUUCCAAUUUAGGGAACGUAUUAUACCCUAUAGCACUCCAGUAUUGACUGGGGUGGGUGAAUGUACCACACAGUUACCGUUCUAUUUACAUGUAAAAUCGAAACAAGUCUGGUAUAUUCUCAUUUUAGAGAAGACAAACCAUUUUGGUUUCUCAUCUGUUGUACUGGCCCAAAGAUUCAGAUCGUAUUUAAACAUUGGCCUUGUAUUUCUGAACAGCCUGUGCUUGAUUGUAUGUGUUUACCAAUUCAAUCAUAACAGUUCGAAAAUAUUGUUCACAUAUUCACAGGUUUUUUUUUUUUAAGUACAUUAUGAUAUUUAUUGUCAUUUUUUGUUGUUUUGUUUUUAAGGCUUACUAUUGCAAUCACUAUCAUUGUCUGCUUAGUUUAGAUAAACAUGUUGAAAGAUUAGAAAACAUCAGGAAGAUUAUUUAUCCACCAGCAUUUACAUAUUUCAGAUUCUUAUUUCUUUUUUUUUUUUUAAAUUCUUUAUUUAUUCCAGUACAAGACAUCACAAGCAAUUCACAUACAUCAACUCGUCGAUCAGCAUAAAUAAGCACAUACACCGAGAUUAUAGCACUUUACAUCCGCAAAAUGAAUUAACAAUCAAGGUCACCCAAAUCCCGCCAUUAGAGAUCACUAAGUAUCAGCAUGUUUCCGAUCUCCUUAGUGGACCGCAGUCCAAAGUAAGCUUGGAUAUCCAGUCUGGGUUUUUUACAAUAUAUAAAACAGAAAACUGAUAACAGACAUUACAGAAAGACCGCGUUAAUAAAGCAAAGAGGAUAAUAGGGAGAAAACACCCAUACACUGUGUAAGAAGUAUAGCCUAUCCCCCCACCUUUCCGGUAUUCCCUAUAUAUUGCCCACAUGUGCGGUCGUGGCCAAAAAAAAAUAAAAAAUAAAAAUAAAAUAAAGAUUUAAAAUUUUUAACAGUGAAUAAGAAAGAAAUAGUGUAAGGUGCCUCGAGAGUCCGAGGACUUAGAAAAAGAGAACAAAGGGAUAGAAAAGGGGGGGAGAUGGGGGGGGGGGUCGGCCGAGAAAUAUUGCCCAAUAAAAAGGUGAUUAAGAAAGUUUUCGAAUUUGCCUCCCGUCCCUCUCAGGAGGCAACGUUAGCUUUCCCUGUGACCAGCUCAAGGAACUAUAACCCGCCGCCCUUCAUAUAUUACCUUAUAAACUCAAGUGGGGACCCUAAAUCUCCCUUCCCAACUCAGGUGUUUGCAGUGCUAUUAAUCCAGGGAUCCCAGAUUUUAUCAAAUUUCUUCUGGGUCCCUCUGACCUGAGCCGUUAGCUUAUCCAUCAGGAAAGUAUCUUUGAUUUUCUGUUUGAUCAUCGCAAUGGUAGGUGAUCUACUCUGCAGCCAUACCUGCGCCAGCGCUCUUCUGGCAGCCAGGUUUAUUUUGUGAACGAGUGCUUGUUCCGUUUUUGUCCAGCCAUCCAUGGAUCUAGAUAAUAAGUACACCCAUGGAUCUAAUUUUACCUCUCUGCCAAAAACUUCUCGCUGCAAAGCCGCAAUCCGUUUCCAAUAGGUUUGUGCCUCUACGCAAUCCCACCACAUGUGCAUAUAAGUACCCCUUAGACCACAGCCCCUCCAGCAUAGGUCUGAUGGGUUUACACCCAUUCGGCACAGUUUCACUGGGGUGGCAUACCACCUAAACAUUGUCUUGUAAGACUGUUCCUGCAAGGAAACGCACACCGAAGACUUUGCAGCCGCCUCCCAGAUAUCUUGCCAUUCUAUACCCUCCAAUACCUCAUUGAGAUCAGCCUCCCACUGGUCCGUAUACACGAGAUCGCCCCAUUCCAGAGUAUGUGAGCUCAAAUGAGAGUACAAACAAGAAAUGAGGCCUGGCGGGAACUGUUCCUCCUUGCACAUCUUUUCGAAGAAAGUCAAUGGAGUCAGUGCUGCUGCUUUGAUCCGGGGAUCCCUGGCAAAAUCCCUAAGCUGGAGAUACCGAAAAUAGUCACAGGGACGUAGCGGAGCUCUGCUACGUAACGCAUCAAAUGUGAUAAAGGAGCCAUUUUCAAACAAUUCGCAUAGUCUUUGCAAACCCACGUUCUCAAUACCCUUGAAAUCUCGGGGAUACAAGCCCGGCAGAAAUGCCUUGUUUCUUAAGAAAGGGGACAUGGGCGAUGGGGCAGAGGUCAGUCCAUAUUUGACGGCAGCAGCGUCCCAGAUCCCAAGGGAACUGUGUAUCGUUGGGCACAUCACUUGAUCAAUAGGUCUUUGUUCUUUAGGGGUCCAAAUAAGGAAUUGGGGCAUGUCCUGGCCCAUCAUAGAGGUUUCCAAGUCCACCCACCUCCUUUCCCCCGGGGGAGAGUGCCACAAAGCUAUUUGAGCCAACUGUGCCGCUGCGUAAUAAUAGUAAAGGUUCGGGAGGCCCAGGCCACCCCUAUCCUUAGCUCUGUAUAGGACGUUGCGAGAUAUUCUAUGUCGCCUAUUCUGCCAGACAAACCUGCCUAUACAGAUUCUUAUUUCUAAAGCCUCUAGAACAGUAUAGAUUUUGGCGUUUCCAUUAAUUUAAAGUAAUGUUCAUUAUAAUAACUACACUACGGAAUUUCCUUAAAGAGAACGUAACUUUUAAAGCCCGGUUUGAGAUAUAAACGGACAUGCUUGUGUCGAAAAGUCCUAUUCCUUCCGAGUUUCCCCAUUUAUAUUGUCAUGACACUUAAAAAAAAUAAUAAUGCACCUCUUGUACGCAUCAAUUAAUAUAUUAACUUGCAAUAUGUUUGUCUCUUUUAAAGAAUGAGUGAGAACUCGUAAGGCUGUACAAUACACUGUUUUGUUUUGUUUUUUUCCUUGGCAUGUUUUCAAGGGAAACAAUGUUAAUCUGUUUAGAUCAGAAAGCAUGAGUUCUUUGAACCUACAGAAAUUUUCCUGAAAAGUACUCUGGAGUCCUAGAUUUUGUGAUUGUUACUAUUUAGCAUGUGUAUUUCAUGACCACAAUCAGAGACAUAAAAAUACAUAUACAAUUUACAGCUUUUGAAUGAGAUUUAUCUAACAAAAGACAUUUUUGGAAUUAUUUCCAAGCCCUCCUCAAUCAAUGACCACAUUCUUCUCGCCGACAUGUUCUGUCCUUUUUUUUUUUUUUUUCUGUCAGUGGUAUUUUUUUGGACAAAGGUUUAAAAUUCAGGACUGUUCCUAAAAAUGUAAUAGCUAUAUGGUAAUUUUUAUAUAUGCACACCUAAUCAAACAUGCGUGUAUAUGUAGCAUAGAAUGCAGUGUGUGAGAUUUCUGAAUUCUUUUGACCAUGUCAAGGGAUGAAAUGUGUGCGUGAUUGGUGGCAGAACACACUGAGAUGGCAUUCUGCGCGCCGCGCUUAUGCCACUGCCUUCUCAACAGAUGCGUCAAGCCCGAAGCCUAUUUUCUUUCCUGUUACAUUAGUGUUUAAUUAAAGAAAACAACUAGUUGCAGGCAUUUACUUUCUGUGAAACGUAAUGAAGAUUUAUUUUGGGAGUGACCUUCAAUGUAUUAGCUGAAACAGUAAUCAGCAAAAUUAAUAGAAUAAUCAAAUUAUACACAAACUCAUAAAUCAUCUUGAGUAUCGCUGUCAGGAGUUCAGCCUUUAAUGGGGCCUAUUGUUUUGCAGCUGUAUUAAAAAUUACAACUGCUGAUUCUGGCUUUGAUAGAAACUGAAAUGGCAUUUAAAGGCUACGCAAGAUAGACCUAACAGGCCAAACAUUUUCACAACUGUUAAUUUAGCCGUAAUAUGAUGUGAAGUCACCGGGGCAAAGUUGAAGCGGAGUACACAGUAAUUCUGUCUUUCAGCAAAACUCUGCUCAUUGUUGGUGACAGCCGCAAGUUAAUUAGAGUGCAGAAUAUCAGUUUAACCGUCUGUCGUUUGGGGUUAAUGGCAUCAAAGCCUUACCUGGUACUUCAGCUGUGGCCAAAUCAAACUGAAUAGUCUAUUGUGUCCAGAAAUUACUAUGAAUUCUCCCUGACUUUGUCACUACUACGUAUCAGAAUGAUCAUUCGAUUAGAUUUGUCCUUUCUUUCUUUUUUUCUUUUUUUUUUUUUUUCUGGUGUGGUCCUUUACAGUUAAUGCUCCCAUAGAAAAUCAUCCUUUUAAGCUUCAACAUGCCGCAGAGCCUUUUCUCCUGUCACAUAUCGAUAGCAAUCAGUUGUUCUGUGUGUUUGCAGCGUACGUUACACCUCGCCGCUGUCAACGCCACGUUCUACAAUUCUAUCUCUUCAGCAGACAACAGGCUUUCGUGCAGUCAAGCAUCACAGCUCUUACAAGCUUAUUUGCAAUACUAGUCUCCUAGAAAUAUGAUAAGAAGAAGACAUUAGGGGAUUAUAGCUGGUUGUUUUUGAAAAUACAUUUGAAGUGGCAAUUGAAUAUUUUAAAUACUAGUCUUUAUUGUAUAAUCAGAUUUGUGUUUUGUCUUUAAAAAAAAAUAUAAUCUUUAACUAUGGAAAACACAAGUUGGCAGAAGAUAUGUGGGUUAAAAAAAAGUUUAAUUUGCACUUUGGUAAACCACAUGCAACAGCACCUCUGCUACUAAAAUGGAUGCCAAUACAUUACUUUGAACUUUUUACUAAAAAAUAAAUACAUAAUCCAUUGGUCUGCUUAAUCUUUUAUACAUUCAGAAAUUUAGAAAAAUCUUAUAUAAGUCAGGCAUAAAGUGCCAUUUUUCUGUGACUUAUUUAGGAUCAGAGUGAAACAUAGAAAAAGUAAGUAAGUCUCAAAACGUGGAUCAGCACUCAUUGCAGACUUUAAAGAGGAUUUCCAUGAGCCUCUAAACGAUCCACUAACUGGCCAAAUAAGAGAGUAAGUGGUCCUGCACUCCUCUAUAUAUUCCUUUUAUUGUGCACUCCUGCAUCAACGUUUUGAUAGGGUCUUUGUCAAGUCAUAAAGGGAAAACAGCCUAAUUUGUUGACAUUUACUUUUAAUUCCUGGCAGUGCUCACUUUAGUAAAUAAUUGUGUUAGAAACAUGUAUGUCAAUUCUUCAUUAUUCUUUGUAGUAAUUAUUUGAUCAAUGGUCAAUGACACACACCUAGUAUUUAACUAAUGAAAAGUAUUGUUUGAAGUAUAUAAAAAUGACUUCCCUUGAUUGCAAUACAUCCCUUGACAGCACUUCUUCUACAGUGAUGCCCUUUUAAUCCGGAAGCAGUUAUAGCAUCUGCGCAUGUAGAUCUGUUUGCGGUAGUUUUCGUUAAUGAACAAGGUUAUAUAAACUGCUUGUGCAAUUUAACAGAAGUCAGAGAGGUCGCACAAUCGGCUUUGUUUUUCUUUUUCUCUUGUUGCAAGCAUGCAACGUCACUGCUGUUGUACUUGAAUCUUAAAAUAGAGCAAAAUACAAUGUGCAGCUGCAUUUUUCAUUUAGCGGUUCACCAUUUCCUCUUGCAACUACAAAAUCCCUGAAUGAAACUAUCAUGUUUGUUUUCUUUGCCAAAAACCAUGCAUCUACCAUAAGGAAAAACAAACAACUUUAUGUAUAUACAAGAGAGUGACAACUCGGGAGUCUUAAAAAACGAAAUAAACCUUAUUAAAAAGCAGAUCAACAUUUCAGUCCAAUCCAUGAGGUUUUAGCAAGACUUUCUUUGAGUCCCUUGAUUAUGGUGGAAAUAGCACUAGGGCAUGUAUGUUACUAUACAUCUUAUAUAUAUAUAUAUAUAUAUAUCCUUAAACCUAUUUCACUUUUUCUCUCCUCUUUUCUAGGAUGUGUGCUGUGUUCGGAGGAAUCUAUUGUCUUCACCAUUCCCUGCAGUGCCUGGUAGUUGAUGCAGACUCAAAUCAGUAAGUGCUUUCUAAGUAACCAGUUUUUAUUUACAUACUAAAUCGUACAAUAAAUGCUUAAAAAAAAAAUAAUAAUUAUCUUGAAAGUACCCUGUUGGUAUUAAUGACAUAUCAACCUUGAUUAAAAGUAAUCUGUGUAUUGGUCCUCCGAAAUGAAGAAAGUGGGGCCACAGUAUAGAAAAGAAAUUAAUUUCCCAGCAAUAUUACUACAGCUCCUGAUCACCCAGGCUCGGAAGACAAAUCAUUUCAGCUGCCGGGGGGCUGGCGAUGACUGAUGUUCGUUUUCCUUGUGGCCUUACCCACUCUAAUUGAUUUUCAUCAGAUGACACAAAGCCCUCUCUUAUUGCAUUUUUAAAAAUGGAACACACCUAAAGACUCAUCAGAUUAAUCUCUGCUGAUAAUGUGUGUCACUCUAAGAGAAAAGACUUUAAUGAGUUUUAGGUAAAUUGUUGUCAUAAACUAUCAUGCCCUUUUAUCCAAGUGCAAUCUACUUUGAAGGUUGAAUUAACCCUUCCUUUGCUGAAAAGAUUAUAAAUAUGGCUGAACAGACGUUAUUUAUUUUUGUAUAUUCUCCCUUCCCCCACCCCCCUUUUUCUUUUCUUUUUUUUUUUAAUAAGGUCAACACGAUUUCAGAAUUCCACAGUCCUUUCAUGUAGACUGAAUAAACUCAUUAAAACAUUAUAGAUCCAUAGCUCUUUUCAUGUUGUGUGAAUGGCUAUUUUGUUUCUCUAUGUUAUGGCCUAAGCAUCCAUGCAGAUAGGAGAAAAAAAAAUUACCUCCAAAAAAAAAAGAAACCAGCCAGGUUACUUUGCAAUAGGUAUGUUAUAUUUCAGGGUGUAAAUCAAACACGGUCUAUGUGAAUGGCUUUUAAUAGUUGGAAUGACCACCUGCUUGGUACAUUGUUCGAAUUCCAGGUAAAUUAGGUCAUUUUAAGCUUUUUGUUAUGGUGACAGGUUAUUAAACUUGGAUUGCGUAUCUCAGCGAUACAUCUCGCCCUCCACAUAACCCUUCUACGUCCAGACCAGACUGCCGUUAGGGUGUAGUGUCCCACAGACCCCCCUUUUAGUAAUGUAAGUCGGAAAGGAACAUUUUUUGAGAUCUGUAUAGGAAUCGUGCAAGGGGAAUGGUAUUCAGGUAUCAUGUGAAAGCUGUGAUUUCAGAUACAUGUUGGUUAAAUAACAAUUAUAAUUAUGUGAAAACCGACUUAACGUAAUUCCACUUUGUUGGAAGGUUUCAAAUGAACAGUUUAAUUUUCAAAUCUUUUGCAUUACUUUGUGAGUUUAAAUUAAUCGGACUGCGUUCUUUUUUUCUUUUGCAUGUCUGCUUGCCAGCCAGUAGAGAGGUGCAGAAAGAAAACCGUGUUUUUCUUAGUCUAAGCACUAAAUCACUUCCUUACGAUGAAGUGGUUUUGGUGCUUAGAUACAAUUAUUUCAUUUUAACUAUGACUGUUUAUUAGGAUGUAACCCCAAGACUCACUGUAUUCUUCAGCUCUCUGCUAAAACAACAAUAAAAUGUUUUUUGGGGGGGAAAAAAAUAUUUCACACACAGGAUACAAAGUAGUAAUGCAGGGAGAACACAAACCACAACACCGGAGCUCUGUGACAGGGGCCAUCAAUCCCCAAAACCAAAAAUAGGAGAUACAGUACAUAGGCAUCCCUGGGUAAAGCAAAUAAAGGAACAUAUUGGAUCACAUUAACAAAACGAAAAUAGCAGACAACGUUGCGGCCCAAUUAUUAUAUGAUGAAGGUCAGUGGGCCGAAACGUUGUCCGUUGCUUUUGUUCAUAUAAUCCAUUAAACUAUCCCUUAUUGCUUUACACCAUGAUGCCUCUGUACUGCUUCUUCUAGUUUUGGUGCUUAGCCUGUCCCUUUAAAUGACAAACACAGCAAUGUCAUAUACAACAUUACAUCAGGCAGUAACAUGAGUUGCCCACUUACGAUAUUUCAGGUAUAAAAUCACCAACAUAAUAAUUAUUGCGCUAGGGCUGCUGAGAGAGGAGUACCAGUGAUAAAAUGUGUGCUUUAUGUGGUCUUUCUAGUGUUUCCACAAGUGGUAUAAGAGCACUCGUAUAAAUAAAAUUGUGGACCUGGGUUGACAGCGCUCUGAAACAUUUAAUUAUUGACUUCUUCUCUUCUCUUUUUUUUUUUUUUUUAUAAGUUCUGUUCCAUGGAGUAUUUGCUGAGGCUUUGUUUAAUUUAUUUUUACCUUGGCCUAAUCCUUGUACCUCUUUGCUGACAUUAUUAUUAUUAUUAUUACUGGUAUUUAUAUAGCGCCAGCAUAUUCCGUAGCGCUGUACAAUAUUAUCAGAGGAGGACAUUUAACAAUAAAUGAGACAAUUCUAAAACUUACAGGAACGAUAGGUUGAAGAGUGCCCUGGUCAAACGAGCUUACAGUCUAUAGGAGGUGGGGCGUAACACACAACAGGACAGGAGGUAGCAUAUAAAUAAGGUGGGAGUGAAGCAGAGCUGGAGGAGAGAAUAGAGUGCUGCCCUUUAGGAGAAAGCUAUGGACAGGUAUGUGAGGUAGAGGUUACUAGAGAGAUGGGUUUUGAGGCACUUAUUCAAUGAUUGAAGAUUAGGGGAGAGUCUGAUGGCGGUAGGCAGGCUAUUCCAAAGGAAGGGAGCCGCCCGUGAGAAGUCCUGCAAUUGUGAGUUGACCGUACGGGUGCGAGCAGCGGACAGGAGAAGGUCACGGGCAGAGCGGCGAGACCGAGAAGGGACAUACCUAUGGAUCAGUGAGGAGAUAUGAGGGGCUAGAAUGGAUCAGUGCUUUAUAGGUAUGGGUUAGUACCUUGAAUUGGCUCCUAUAGGAUACAGGAAGCCAAUGUAAGGACUGAUAGAGGGGAGCGGUGUGAGAGGACCAACUAGAGAGUGAAAUCAGUCUGGCGGCAGCAUUCAAUACAGACUGUAGCGGGGGCAAUUCAACUUCUGGGAAGACCAAUUAGGAGACAUCUUUAAGAAAGCGCAAAUAGUAGUCAUUACAAGUGAUAUACUUUCAUAAAGUCAUGGCAUCACACACCAUCACCAUAUGAAGUCCAGGCGGUAUGUUAUAGGAGCAGAGUGAGAUUCCGUGGGUGCAUUGAUUGGUACCUGGUGCCAGAGGGAUGAGGUCAGUUUGUCAAACUAUUACCAUAACAAAGUAUUUGCGAAUCAUUGCAUUGUUUUUUUUUUUUUUUACAUCUUCUAAGCAACACUAGUUAAAAAUACAUUUUAGUACAAGUUAUAACAACAUAUGUUAUCUCCCCUCAGUCAUAGGAUUACUUUGUUAUUCAAACAUUGGUCAACCAAACUUUCCUCUGCAUAAUUAAAUAUUGGAUUGCAAUUAAAUUGUAUUAUUAUUAAAGUCAAAUGUCGGGAGUUCACAUGUGGAGGAGUUCAUAGCCCCAUGUUAUAUACAUUUCCCAGAAAUUAGUAUCAUUCUGGGAAUGCUUUUUCUCCAUAAAGGCGUAAAAUGUAUUUUGCAAUAUAUUUAAACAUAAUUCGUACAGUUUCCUUUGGACAUCAUAAAGCAUGGCUAUUUUUAGGGAGGAUGGUUGUUUUGUGUGUGUGUUGCAAACACUUUAGUUUAAAGGGACCCUCCAGUGCCAGGAAAACAAUCCGUUUUCCUGGCACAGCAGGUCCCCUCUCCCUCCCACCUCCCAUCUCCGGUUGCUGAAGGCUUGAAAACCCCUUCAGUCACUUACCAGAGGCAGCGACAUGUCCCACGUCGCUGCUUCUUCCUCUGCCGCCGCUCCUCCCCUUCAUUACGUCAGCCGGCAAGGGAGACUGAUCCCGGCCCGCCGGCUGGGGAGACCUAAUGAAAACUGCAAUAAUUACAGUUGCAGGGUUAAGGGUAGUGGGAGUUGGCACCCAGACCACUCCAAUGGGCAGUGGCAGGCAGGGGUCGGUAUGUCCCCUUUGUGGCCAGCCUCUUCUCCUGGAGGGCUGGCCCUGGUGUCACCUGGCGGGCAGGCUGGCGGGCACGCGAGGGAGCACUCUCCCCUGUGUGCUCCCUCUUCAGCUCCCUCGCGCGCCGCGUACUGAUACCGGAACCGGAAGAAACGUCAUCUGCCGGCUCCGAUAUCAGUACGUGGCGCGCGAGGGAGCUGAAGAGGGAGCACUCAGGGGAGAGUGCUCCCUCGCACGCCGCCAGCCUGCCCGCCGGGUGACACCACUGGACACCAGGGAAUCCCCCAGCUCUCCCAAAGGUAAGGAGGCAGGGGGGAUUAAUUUUUUUUUAAAAAGUGUGUGUUAGAGUGUGUGUGUGUUAGUGUGUGUGUUAGUGUUAGAGUGUGUGUGUGUUAGUGUUAGAGUUUGUGUGUGUUAGUGUUAGAGUUUGUGUGUGUUAGUGUUAGAGUUUGUGUGUGUGUUAGUGUGUGUGUGUUAGUGUGUUACUGUGUCUGUUAGUGAGUCUGUUUGGUGUCUGUAGUGAGUGUGUGUGUCUGUUAGCUAGUGUGUAUGUGUCUGUUAGCUAGUGUGUAUGCGUCUGUUCGUGAGAGUGUGUGUGUCUUCAGCACUUACCUUUCUCCAGAGCCGGACUCCCUUGGCGCUGGGGAUCUCUCCGCCCCGAUCCGCCUCUCAACUCCAAAUGAGGUCUCACCAGUGUUCUGUACAAUGGCAUGAGCACUUCCCUCUUUCUAUUGCUAAUACCUCUCCCUAUACAACCAAGCAUUCUGCUAGCAUUUCCUGCUGCUCUAUUACAUUGUCUGCCUACCUUUAAGUCAUCAGAAAUAAUCACCCCUAAAUCCCUUUCCUCAUGUUGAGGUUAGAACUCUAUCAAAUAUUCUGUACUCUGCCCUUGGGUUUUUACGUCCAAGAUGCAUUAUCUUGCACUUAUCCACAUUAAAUGUCAGUUGCCACAAUUCUGACCAUUUUUCUAGUUUACCUAAAUCAUUUGUCAUUUGGCUUAUCCCUCCUGGAACAUCAACCCUGUUACAUAUCUUAGUAUCAUCAGCAAAAAGACAUACCUUACCAUCAAGACCUUCUGCAAUAUCACUAAUAAAAAUAUUAAAGAGAAUGGGUCCAAGUACAGAUCCCUGAGGUACCCCACUGGUGACAAGACCAAGCUUCGAAUAUACUCCAUUGACUACAACCCUCUGUUGCCUGUCACUCAGCCACUGCCUUACCCAUUCAACAAUAUUGGAAUCCAAACUUAAAGAUUGCUGUUUAUUGAUAAGCCUUCUAUGUGCAACAGUGUCAACAGAUGAGUUUGAAAAAACAUUGAUUUGCUCAUCCGAAUCAAUGUUACAGAAUCGGUUGGACCGACCGAAUUCUGACCACACUUUGCUUUAGUAAAUCUGAGAAUUGGCAAGGUGGUCGAAAUUCGGACCUGGCAGACCCCACAGAGUGAUGGCUGAUAACAUCACCGUUUUGUGCAGGGAGUGAUUCUACUUAAGUGCCAACAAAGGUGUGUGAAUAUGGCAGAGGGAUCUAGUGUUCUGUAAAAGAAAGAACCCGAUUUUUAGGUAUUUUUACAUAUUUCAAAAACAUAAUAUCUUUUCAUUACAUGCUGCAAACAUUCUUAUCAUAAAAAAUGGAUAAGAAAAUUCUGGUGACAGUUGUGAAUAUCAUUUAAUAAAGUGUGGCCAUUCAGACUUAUGACUGUUAUCCAACAUUUGUUCCUCUAUUAUUGUUUCCCCUUUUUACAUACACUUUACUGUUAAGGACAUAAGGUUUUUUUUUUUUUUUUUUUAAACAAAUACACAUAAUGCUCUAUCUUGAUAUUCUUCAACAUGCUGCUCAUAGUCUGCACAGAAUGUCAGGAAUUUCAUUAGUAUCCUCUUCUCUACUAUGGAAAGCUGUUUGCUGGCAAACACAUCCGCCCUUGAACAGGGAACCUGUGGAAAAACACGUCAUAGUUAAUAGAGAACUGUAAUUUAGAAGAAUACUCCAGGCAGCACAAUGUUAAAGAACCGUUUAGCCCCAAAGUUGAAUAGAAAGCACCCGCCAGCUCGGCCCCUAUUCUACUGACAAACAUUUAUGUUUUAAUAAGGGUACCUGUGGUAGGCCGAAGUUCUCAGCCUAUCACUGGUGUCCAGUCGAAGGCUCAUCGAAGUCUUGGAGAAUAGAGGUUGAGCUGACGGGUGCCAUCAACAGUUGUAAGCGGUUUAACCCCAUAUGGUACAAUUAUGUGUAGGACCUCGAGGCACAAUAACACGGUCACUGAAAUUAAGUUGGUAUGGUGUCCAGUGUUGCUUUAAUGUUUGCUUAUUCACACAACUAUUUUACUUAAAGGACCACUUUAGUGCCAGGAAAACAAACUCGUUUUCUUGGCACUACAGGGUCAUUAGUUCCCCCCCACUCCUCAGGGACCCCCUCCCGAUGGGCUAAAGGGGUUAAAAUCACAGUGAGAAUCGCGGAAGCGCCUCUAGCGGCUGUCAUUGAGACAGCCACUGGAAGCAGGAUUAACCCUCAGUUGAAACAUAGCAGUUUCUCUGAAACUGCUAUGUUUUCAGCUGCAGGGUUAAAACUAGAGGGACCUGGCACCCAGACCACUUCAUUGAGCUGAUGUGAGCUGUCUGUAGUGGUCCUUUAAGUGUAUGUGUAUCUGCAUGCACUGGUGCAACCCCUGCGACCAGGUGCCCGCCGCCAUGUGUUGCGGCCCCGGCCCGCGCAGAGUAAGCGCGCGGGGGACCCGAUGGGUUGUGUGUACGCCACUGGUGCCUUUAAAGCUUGCCCUUGAAACACUCUCUCUUUGCAUGCACUUUUUCCAUCUACAUAUCUGCAUACAUGUAUACAAUAUAAUAUAAUUUCCAGUCAAAUUAUGCAAAGCCAAUUAUGCUUCCAUUUUGACUAAAAAUUGAAAAUUCACUUGGAAUUCUCACUUUAUUUAAUAAACCCGAAUUUGUGUGUGUUACCCAAAUCACUGAGGUGGUCGUGGUGCUUAGAAUAACUAACUUUUGAACCUAGAUCCGGUUCCAAAAUAAUUAAAGGAUAAUUUGUUCAUCUUGUCACACUACUGGAGAUCUAUAACUUUAAUAUGAAAAUGUAGAAUGCGCAUGUUUGUAAUCAGUAUUUGUGCACAGCUGCAUUACAGCAAGUAAACUGUUAAAAUAACUGCCUGCAAAGAUGCGUUUCACAAAUUCUCAAGCAGCUGGUUCGUCUUUUAAGAAAUAUGCGUCUAUUGCUCAUUCCAUACUUGCCUUGCUAUGAUAGGUGUGGGGAUUUACAUCUUAUUUAGUUGACGAUUAUGGACACGGAGGCGUUUUACUGAAUAAGAUCCAUCAAUGCGACAUAUGAUUAAGUUAUAUUCUGCAGCAAUAACAGAAGGUUAAUGUUUUGCAUUUUCUACCAAUGUCACCUAUAUGAGCAUGUAUGAAAUGGUGUCAUCUGCAUAAUGUCACUAGCACCGACUUGGUAGCCCUGCUUUACGCAAAAACGUGUACUACUUCGCUUCGAUUUUAUUGGGCAUUAUUAAAAUGUAGCUUAUUGACUUUAGAGGCCAUCAAUUUCUUGUGAUAUGCAGCAAGUAAUACAGUUUAUGUACAUUAGAAAAAAAAUGUCAUAUAAUGGGAAAUAAAGGAUGCUUUGUUCAUAUAUUUUUAUCUGCAACCCAGGUACUUUACGUCUCUGACAAAAUUUCCAUACUAUAUCACCGUCCCCUUUUCAUAUUUAGCUCUGAAUGAGGCAACAAGGAAUAUGCACAGUUCUUUGCAAUACGCAGAUAUCCAAAUAUGAAAAGGGGUUUAAUAUGCAGAUAAAUAGAUAUUUUGUAACAACCCAGUAAGCAUGAAUCUGCCAUUAGUAUGUUCUCGAUUAUGCAUAAUAUAGCAAAUGAGGACAUGUAGGAAGCCAAUACUAGAUUAAGAGUAUCUAGGACAGACAUUAAGGGAUAACCCUUGGAGAAAAUUUGUAAAUAGGAAAACAGAAAAACGUGACCUGUCCCAAAAGUACCACUAUUAUAAUAAAGAGUUAAAAUAUAACAUUUGGGCGACAAUCCCCCCUUUCCAUGGUUUACCUAUCAUUAUUAUCCUUUGCUUGCUAUGUAUGAGAUAUGUGGUAGCUGUACUGACUACUGUUGCAGAUUGCUACCUUUUUCAAUUUUGUUACCAUUCCUAUUUAGGGACUUGGUCGUAUUGUUACAAUUUAUCGUUACAACAUAUCUCUGGUAUGGCAGUUUGGGUAUAUUUGAGUGGUUUCUCAUUCUGAUUUUUACCACUUAGAUUCUUUUGACUAUAUAGCAAUUGUAUAGCAAAUUUUCAGCAAUUUCUUUUCCCUUGCUUUUAGGUUAUUCUAUUUUUAAUUAUACUUAUUAAAUGUUAUAUUGUAACUCUUUAUUAUAAUAGUGGUACUAUUAGGACAGGUGACGUUUUCCUAUUUAUAAUAUAGCAAAUGCCUGCAGUUUGUUUCCUGAUGCAAUUUCAGUAUAGUUUUUAACCCAAUACACUUUUACAGCCUUGUUUGACUAGUGGCUCAGUCAUGAGAUAUAGUUUGUGCACCAUCAUGUAGAUUCUGAAAAAGUGCCUCAUAUAGAGUCCAUGAUUUCACAAUUUUCAAAGGAUGUCAUACUGAAUAUGCAAAUACGCACAUUCUUUGGCAAUGUCAGUUUACGAAAAGGAAAAGAAAGUUAUUUUAUCCAAAUGGAUCAAUGGCCAACCUUUGACUGCACAACUUUCUCGUUUUGGGUACAUCUUUGGUCCAUUAUGGGUUAUUUUGGUCACCGAGCAUCAUCAGAGAAAACCGAUAUCAACUGUAUUCAGCUCAAUGGAAAGCUGGUUGCUUUCCCAAAUGAGACUAUAUUUGUUGACAAUUGUUUUUGCCCACUUUUUGAUUCACAAGUAGAAACAGGUAUGUGAACGGUUGACCUGCCAGAUUUGAGCCUUUUCAGACUUUAUAUCCAUGUGACAUAUGGACAUGUUCUCUACAUCCAUGGUGGCCCUUAUCACAUCAAAAUACCGUCUCUUCAAGUGGUAAUUCCAGCCUGACUUACUGUAGCUUGGUUACAUGAAAAUGAAUGUUAAUUGUUUGCAUUAUUGUUUUGAAUUGAUAUAUGUUAAUAAUUUUCCCGGUGACGUAGCCACUGUAAAUCAGUACACUUUGUGCUCAACAUACAAGUUUUGGAAUAUAUGUCCAAACUGUUAAAGUGAAAUUUCUCACGAAGUCUGUAUUAUUUAGGGCUUUUCAAGAUAUAAGAAACGCUGUUUGUUCAUAGUACGUCCAUAAUUGACUAAAAGUUAAGCGGUAAUGAAAACUUCCCAACACUUUUAAGAAGUUUUAAGUGAAGGCAGUAAAUCACAGUAUGAAAUGUAGCCUUCCAAUCAAUUUGUACAUAUUUUCUUCCACCAUCACUUGAACCUUAAAUGCUUGUCAUACCCUCCCUCCCAGAGGAUGUGUCCCUCAAAGUAGGAAGGAAAAAAUACAGUAAAUUUAUAUUUCCCUAAUAAAAGGAUGGCAAACUCAAAAUUUACAUAUUUUGUGUUGAAAUAUUACACCAAGACUUUGUCAGUUGCGAGCAAGUCCAUUUCAAGGAUGCUGCCCGUAGUCCAUUAGUUUGGAUAAUGAGGCCUAUAAAGUACAUUUAUAACUCAUGGCGCUGUACAGAGAUGGAUCCUACUUUUCAUCUUUUUAUCUAGACACUUUGAAAGAAGGUCAGUGGAGGGCUGAGUGUGAUUCAUUGUCCCCACACUGGUCCAAGCGGCAAUGACAGCACAUAGGUGUGUGACUUUGACGUGAAAAAAAUAAAUAAAUGCACAAUAACUUGACAUAAGCGUUGCGUUUUUUUUUGUUUGUUUUUAUGGACUAACUACAUAUAUGAAUUUACCAUUACUAUUGUGUAUUCACUUGUGCACAAAUAUGCAUUUUAGAUAAAUAAUUUUUGCUGGUGAUAUAAACAUCACUUGGAGUGCACAUUAAAAAAUGCUAUGUGAAAUUUUGACUGUUAAUAUGCUCCCCAACAGCUUUUGUAAUACAAAAUUUAUAGAUGUAUUCUGUUGCAGUGUUACUCUACUAUAUGCAAACAUUAUAACACAGUCAAAGAUUGAAUAUUUUCUUUAACAGCUCCCCAGGCAGCAAAUAUCAUCAUGAAGAUACAUUUUAUAUUUACUUGCUUUGGGAUCUAUGAUAGAGUUAUGUACAUGUGGCCCCUCUGUACAGCAAAACCAUACCUGUAUUGGCCCAUGCUUUCCUUAGCUUUGCAAUCCUCACUGACGAUGCCAAAAGGCUGACUUCACUGCCUUCACUUUGGCAUCAGAGUGCCCUAUACUUCCCAAGCAAGCAUGACAGGGAACAGACAACUACAUUGAGAAGGGUUCUCUUGUUUCUCUCUGUCAUUCAAUUCUCUGAUUAGAACUGCUGUGCCUCCGGCAUAAAGUAAUGAUUGACAGGCAGGAGAGCGGACAUAUUUUUAAAGUACAUUAAACUUAAAGCUAUACAUUUGCCAGCAUUUCUGUUAGCACAGUAAAUCGAUUAAAUGUCAUGCUUUUUAAUUUAAUCCCAAAUUGUAAUGGGUAGGACAGGUGCCCUGCGUCCUCUGUCCCAUUUCCCCAUUGUAAAAGGUAUAUGAUGUCACAGCAAUAUAAGCCCACUCUUUCUGUCUUACACUCCUUACCUGCAGUGUUUCUCCAGUAGAACAGUUGUGCAUGUCAUCAGGAAGCACAACAAAGGUUUCUGGGAGUUGUAGGGACUUUAAUACAUAGAAAGCCGGUUACUGAACUACAACUCCUCCCGCUGCUCUGUCGUGCCAAGAUGUAUAAGAUAAAGAUGUUAUUGGAGCGUUCUGAUUGGCUUAUCAUUUACAUCUCUGGGAAAUGCUCAUCGCAUUACCCAUAAAGUCUGAGUAUUUAUUGAAGACGUGGCGGCUUAAAAUAUGAAUAUCUAUUUUUUUCAAUAUUUAUUUUUUUUUUUUUUCAAUUCAGAUUUUUAAUGUAUUUUAUUAUAGUCAUUAAAAUAGUGCUCCAUUAACUGUAGAGUUGUUGUCCGUCUAUAUGUUCUGUGGCUUUUACGUCCAUUAGCUCUAUUUACCCUACCAGUGAUGGCAAACAAUGUAGCAUUUAAACUACUUUUCACUUUUAUUCAACUAGGAAAGUGCUUUCAAAGGGUGUCAUUGUUUCACAUUUAUGAAGAUUUCUCCUUUAAAUUACCAACUUGAUAAAUAGCCUUCCACAACACUUUCUUUCUUUACAGGUAAAAUAGCAUUAAUUUAAAUCACUAUUUUUCUUUCUUCGCACAUUAGAGUAAUACAGAGGAUCAGGUGCUAAAACUGACAAACAAAAAGUGACAGCCAUAUGGUUGUAUCCAUUGUUAUUAUAUUAAGAUCACUGUGCACACUUGCUGUAUUCCAAUUGCAGAAGAUAUAUAAAACCACAUUUUGUGAAGAGUGAGUUCAUUAAUAUUGAAGGAAGAAAAAAAAAAUAAACUUCAGCAGAUUUCAUUUCAUUGGAAAUUGAUGGAAUAUUAUAGAUGAUUGAUUUUACAGUCUAAUUUAUAUGGAAAUGCAAUCUAUAGUAACGGAGAUAAGUCUUUGACAUUGGCAGUAUUUAAUUUUUUUUUGUUCUACAAAAUAGAUCUUGAUCCUUUUAAGUCUACAGAUUAGAUGUCUAAUUUUAGACUACAUUUCCCAUAAUUCUUUGACAGCUUUUGGCAUUUGUCGUCCAACUUGGCGGGAGAGCCAAGGUUGCACGUCCCUGUCUUAGGUAAAUGUGCUUGAUGUUUCUCAAAGGGUUAACCGCAAGUGUAGGAGUCUGGAAUUUGUAUGAAUAAUAGAUUACUAGACUAGUGGUCACAUUUGUAUUUUCAUGUAAUAUUGUGUUCCGUAAAUGCUAUUAAUAAAAAGGAAUAAUUUACCAUAGCAUGAGCCACAAUAUACGUUCAACCUGGCUUGUGACUUCAGCUGUUAAGUGAUAUUUUGAUUAAUCUAAACAUGCAAAGAAAAAGUACAAAACAUGCUAUGACUAAUCAUUUAUUGAAUAAUAAAAUAUGUAACUAACCUUAAAAAACAAUCAAAAAAUAUAUAUACUUUGACUAAUCUUCCUUUUCAAUUAUUAUUUUUAUAUUAAAACUGCCUAACCACUUAAUGAACCAUAUAGUUAAUGUUUUGUUUCUUAUCUGUUUUUUUUUUUUUUUUUUUUUUAAGGUGUAAAGCUGUGAUAGACAGUAGAGGUAAACGGAUCAGUUGCAAUUACGUGGUAGUUGAGGAUAGUUACCUCUCCACAGAUGUCUGUGCAAAUGUAUGUUACAAGUAAGUAAAAAUCUCAAAAAUUAUGUAGAAUAUAGAAGUACAAGAAACCUUCAAUGCCUCAAACAAUAAAAUGUUAUAGGACGUUAAAGGGAUACUAUAAGCACCAAAGUCAUUUUAAUUUAACGAAGCCCUGUAUAGAUCAUGCCUCUGCAGUGUCACUGCUUAAUUCUCUGCCAUUUAGUAGUUAAAUAAAUUUGUUUGUUCAGCCCUUGUCACACCUUUCCUGACUCACACAGCCUACAUUAAAAACAUUGUUUAAUUUCAAUCAGAUCUUACAGCACAGUGUUUUUACUUUAGGAACCAUCUCCUGCUUUGUUAAUUGAACUUAAGUCACACACAUGAGGUUUCUGCAGGUUCUAACAUACACUUAACAGAGCAGAAGAUAAGAAACUCUAAAUUAAACACAGUGUGCAAUAAAUGAAGUUUAAACAUGAUAUCUCUCUUUACAGGAAGUGUGUAGAGACACUGUUUGUGUUACAGCGAGUGAUUUAAUUCCUAAAUGGCAGCGAACUGAGCAGUAAGAUUGCAUUGGCAUGAUCUAUACACCAAAACUGCUUCAUUAAGCUGAAGUUGUUUUGGUGCUUAGAGUAUCCCUUUAAUCACAUUACAGAAUACAACAGGGCUGUAUAAUAUAAGAACAUAUAAUGAUGAUAUUGUUAAGUAUGCAAUGUAUGUAACAGUUUGCUCUUUUUGCCCUCUUUAUAGGCAGAUCUCUCGAGCAAUCCUCAUCACUAACCGUUCUGUUUUGAAAGCAGAUUCUGAUCAACAGGUAAUAUAUUGGGCAAAUCCAUUUGAUUUUCAAGUAGAAAAUGUUAUUUCUGUGGGUUGAAUGCACUGAAGCUAAAUCCCCCCCCCCCCCUUUCUAUUGAAAACAUGCCUUUAUCAAACAAACCCAUUUAGUGUAAUGACCCAGGUUACUCACAGGUCAUCGCUUGUCUAACGUUGGCUGCAAUCUGUCUCCAAUGUGGGGAGAACCUCCGAAAUUGGCUCAUGCUCGUAAACAUGCAAAUAUACAUCAAUAACCAUGAGUUUCUCUCGUUCCAGCGGCAGGUCAUGGUUCUCAUUUCAUAACUAAUUUCAUUUUAAACUGAACGCCAGUCUAAACGUUGCAUCUUGUAUUUCUUGUUAUGGCUAUAGCUUUGAACAUUUCCCAUCCAUUUCUCAAAAAUAAGCAAAUCUUGGAGACAACAGGAAAUGCAUAUUUAUUUACUGCCUUAAAAACUCUUUUUAAACUCUUAAUUUUUCUAAAUCUGCGGUAUAUACCUUUACACUGUCUCUUUUCUUUUUAUAUUUUGGUUGACAAUCCUUGUGGCAACAGAACAUUGAAAUUAUAACCAAUCCACAGAAUAUCUAAUUAGAGUACUUUAGGUUUAAGAUCGGAUGCACAUUAUUUUAGACACUUGAGAAUUUUUUAUUUUAUUUUUUUUUUUAACAAUGACAGGUCUGUAUUUUAUUUAUUUAAUUUCACGCUUUUCUUAGCACUUAUCCCAGAGUGCUUUAGAAAUAAUUUCUCAUUGGUAAAAGUACGUGCGUUCUGUAUAAAUGCUUGUUACCCAGUUUGAGGGUUUUUUUUGUUUUUGUUUUUGUUUUACUUUUUUUGAUCUUCAUUUGUAGUCCACAUUGUGACCUUGUGUCUUUGAUUAAAUAGUUCUGACCUAAUGUAAUAGAAGGCUAAAAAAGACUGUCAGAGAGCUUUGUUGUGGCACAUGUUGGCAUUUUAAAAUUUAAGGAUGAGAGAAGUGAAAUAAAUAAAGUUUUGGUCAUACUCCGAGCCAAUUAUUAGGUGGCUUUACGUAGUGUUCCCUUGUUAGAAUGACCUUGUAUCUAGUACACACUGAUCAGAUGAGGGUCAUACUGCCACCAUUAAGGAGCACGAACAUGGACAAUGCUAAAACCAGCACUUAUCUGUCAGCCAUUGCAGAUAAUUCUCUCAUAUUUGCAGAUGCCAAUAACUAUCACUUGGUAUUCUUUGCAUACGUCAGAUCUCCAUCUGCAUUCACUGAGAAGUGGAAUGCUUUACUUUAUCCUUUGCAGAAAUCUCUCUAGAAUUGUAUUAAAAUUACGAACAUGUGCCACCAGAGCAAACAGAGCCUUUGCAGAAGGGGGAGAGCUUUCUGCUUAAUUUGUUCUGUUUUGUUAAGAAGAUACCAGAUGGUGUAAGAGUGUGGCUUGAGGUUUCAAAGCAGCUGAAAUUUAAUUGGCAAGCUAAAUUGCUGUAAAUAUUAGUAAAUAUUUUUUCAGUGUAACAAAUAGAAUUAGUGAGCGAGUAAAAACCAGCAAUUUUGUUGCCUACUGAUGUUUGUUCUCUGAAUCUUUAGAUUGGCUUGUAACCUGAAUGGGAAACAAAAUUAUCAGGAACUAAGCUGCUCAUGACUAGUACUGUGAAACAGGUACAACAAAAAAGGUGACUGGAUGCCUGGAUCUAAUGAUUGGAUGGAUAGCACCAAAACAACCCUUUAUAUAUAGGGAGAUUAUUAUUCCGUUUCUAGGAAUACAAAUAAAUAUUUUAGUUCAUAGGCUGCCAGUUCUGUGGUCAGUAGAAUGAAUUACUCCAAACCCUAUUGGCUGCCCAUAACAUUACAGUUCACAAAACGUGUUAACCAGUUUGCAGUAGUUAAAGGCAUCCCAAUGUAAAACCUUCCAGGUGAGAGACGAAUCAUCCAACCAUAUUCUUUAUUUGCUCUAAGGGUUUACGUUUUGUGAGCCUCAGAUCACUUUAUUUAUCAUAGCGCAUGUAUCAAAUAUACAGGUAUUUUCAGAAAGGUAAUCCCUGCCUUAAAUUUCAAGUUUGCAGAAGUCACAACAGAUUAUGUUGGUUUUCAGUUUUAAAUCUGUACAAUUAUACCAUAGAAGAUCCUUUGUAGUAUCAGUCUACCUCUAUGGUGUGCUUUGACGUGUUACUGUUGUUCAUUUUAGGAAAACCCUCAUAUCCUAAUGUCAGACCUCAUUUAUAGUAGAUGCAUACUGCUGCUAACACUUCCUUUUACUUACAUUUAUUAAUAUUGUUAUUUAUGUGUAGCCAGCAUGUUCUGUAUCGCUUUACCAUUACAAAAUGGGGAUAUUUGACAAUAAGUAAUUUACAUACGGAAUAUAACAGAGACAGGGGGUGAAGAAGGCUCUGCUCAAACAAGCUUACAAUCUGUGAGGAAGGGGUAAAACACACAAGAGAAAUAACAGCAUGUCAGGGGAUGAGUGAUUGAUUGAUAACAUGCUUGUGUUGAAAUAAGCUAGUAAAAGUUUUGUGUGGAAGGAAAGAGAGUGAGAGCUGGGCUAUGGAGGCGAGGGAAUUGAUGAGGGCAGUGAAAUCAGAGAAUUGUCACUUAGGAAGAUCUUAUGUUUUCCUAAAGAGGUGUGAUUUCAGUGACGUUGUAGGAUUUGGAGACAUGCUGGAUGUGAGGAGAAAAGCGAAGACCUGAAUUAAAAAUAACAUCAAGGCAGCGGGCGGGGUGGAGUCCCCCCAAUGCACUUCCCUCCUGCCAAUACCUCCUAUCUUGCCUUAAUGGAUGCGCCGGCCCAGGUAGUGCUGCAGCCACCUGAGGCUCUCAAUAGAGGGCUCAGGCGGCUGCAGCAUUUGAGGGGCCAGUGCUCCUGGCGGCGCCCCUUCCUCACGGCCGCCCUAGGCGACUGCCUAAGUUGCCUAUAGGAAGUACCGGCCCUGCAUAUCAACUAUUGUAUUAACUGUUAUUGCCCUGUGUAUUCUGGUUUGUAUAACAUCAUAACAGCUGUGUGCCAUUUCUACUGCUGCAGUUAAAAGUUAAUAUUUCCUUUUCUUAAAUCGGAAUGGUUGAUCUCUUGUAUUUUGUGUAGUGUCGUUAAUGAACAGGUCUACAUAGAGAUGGGUCAGUAUAUGGUCUCUGUGUAUAUUUGUAAAAUGUUAUAAUUUCCCCUCUGAAACUUUUGGUUUUUCGAGUAUGAGCAACAAAAUAUUCCAAUGUUUUCUUCACGACUAACACAUUCAACUCCUCUUAAACUUCAACUCCAUUUAACUGGUUUAAAUACACAACAGAGACAUAGCUAUCCACAUGGCUUUACAGCACCAAUUACAAUACACAAUUUUGCAUAUCGUUUAAUGUGCAAUUAUUAUUUUUCCUCAAAUCAAAUUCUCUGACUUAGCCUUGUUAGGUUCAGUAAUCAGGUGAACUGUACGAGCCUAGAUCUGAAAAGUAAUAAUUAAAGGUUCUGUGACAAUAAAUUAUGCUAUGUUCUUUCAGAAUUAAUUCUUCUCUUUGUUUUAUAUAUUUGUUUAGAUUUCUGUCCUGACUGUUCCACCAGAAGCAGAUGGACAACAUUCCAUCCUUGUGACUGAACUGUGCUCUUCAACAAUGACUUGCAUGAAGAACACGUGUAAGUCUCCUCAUAUUAUGCACAUGUAUGACCCUUCUGUAUGUUACUUAGUUUCAGGGGUCAACAUGAAUUUCCUAGUUGGACUAUCCUAUAUUUUCUGUUUUCCUAAUGGUUUCUCUUGGUUUCCAUUUUGCUAUUGUCUUGAUAGGAAUAAUGAAGAACAUUUGUUGUGUCACUUAAAUUCUGUUUGAUCUGUUUAUCAUGCUGACUUUAUGAUAAAAGAUAAAAUUUAAAUUCAUAUCCAAAUCAUGUUAAAAAAAAAAUAUAUAACCGCACAGCUGACACACCAUCUUCCCUUACUGGGGGUUAUUGUAAUGUAAAACUUUUUUUUUUUUAUUUUUUUUUUUCAGAGGUCUGAAAGAAAUAUUAUAUUAAGUGACAGACAUUAUUAGGAGGUGCCAAUGUUUUCUAUAGUAGAUCAUGCUGUAGAACCGAGUAUUACCUGCCUCUGCUGCUCUCUAGUACAUGGUUGUCUGGCCUUGGCCCUCCAACUGUUGUAGAACCAUAUUAUCUAUAAGCAUUUCUCAGCCAAAGGCUGUUUAUGCAUUGCAAUUCACAGAAUUCUGGGACAGUUAUCCUGGUCACACAUUAGUGCCAUGAACAGAUCAAACUCUUAUCAGCUCUGUAAGCCAUAGGACACUCCUCUCACAAAAUCUCAUUAAAUUAAAUAGCAGCAUUUUCCAUACACACAUCGAAAAUUAGUGGCGCGCUAGGCUAACUUCAUCACAACAAGUUAGACCACGGAAGACAUCUAGAAAAUCUUGCAGUGCUUGUGUUAACAUAAGUUCCAUUAUUCAAAAGUAGUAGGUUUAGCCCCAAAAAUCAUUGUUACCUUCCACCCUUACCGAGAGGACUUCUUUAUAACAGGCAUGCAAAGUGAGUACUUCAUGUGCAGCAGUUAUGGUGUUUACUAGUGCUAGGUCUAAAUUGGACCCUCUUGUGCAACCAUAAGUGUAAGCACCUAAUUUUUAAACAUUCAAAUUGGAGAUUUGUUUUUCUCUACCGCUAUUUUGUGAUGUCCUUUCAUGUUCAAAUUAUUUUGUGCAUGGUGUUUCUGGUCUGCAUAACCCAUGGUACUCAGCCAGCAUUAAAAGGAGACUUUUAGAGAAAAGGCAGUGUUUACAUUGCUGCCUUCGAACACCUCUUGUGGCACUCACUCAGAUGGCCACUAGAGGUGAUUCCUAGUCCAGUGGUGCACAUUGAAACUUCAGGUUGUCUCUACCUUGUGGGAAAUGCAGUUUAAAAAAAAGUGUGCUCUAAAGUGCCUUAUGACUGACUUAGCAUUAAGGGAAAUUUCCAAGACAGCUGGAGUGCCAAGGUUAGCCAUCACCACUGUAAGCUCUCUCAGAAGCAUGAAUAUGAAUGGCGCCAUUGUUGAGUCUUCAGUAUAAUUUCAUUGUGCAAGUCCUGCAGUUCAAAUCAUGUUAUUUUAUUACAGAAUGUUCCUCUAGACCAUCACAAAUCUACUUAGGGACUUGGUGUGAGAGCAAUGAUUCUAAAACAAUGAUCACAGCGAACCAAAAAAAAAAAAAAAAAGUCAGAUUUUCACCAUAACUAUUGUAUUCCAAAGCUAGAUCUCUGCAGUUGACAUGCUGGAUUGCGUAAUUAUUGCUCCCCGGUCCCUACUUGUCUGCUUUUUAUUGCAGUUCCUCAGAACCUUCACGCAUUGACUUCAUUACAAAUAAAAAGCUCAGCCAAACCAGAAAAAGAAUUGUUCUAUUUCCUGUUGAAAUUGUAGUAGAGAGUCAGUGUAUCCCUUUAUAGAUUCUGGUAUUCAACAUUAAAAGCUUGAUGUUGUAUCUGAUCAGCAUUCUGUUCUGGAAUGAUAACAUUGCAUUGCUGUACGACUGCCAUAAUACAAAACAUAAUUUCCUUACAGGAAAUUAAUUAGGAUAAUUAUUAUUGUAUGUUGUGGAUUAUUUCAACCCUUUAUUAUCCCACAAAUUUCCCUUGCAGACACAUUCCAAAACGUUCCAUGUUUUUCAUAUGAAGGUCAGUCCAUUAAUAUUUUUGCAGAACAAUCCUAAUUUUGGAACCCCUGUCCAGCCACACCAGGUUUUGUCUCGUGAGCCCUAACAUUGGGGAGUUUUCCACCCAAAAAGCACAGCCAUUAGGUCAGUUCAGGGCAAUUCUGCACUCAUACCCUACAAGCUGACAUACCGUUUUCCACCAUUCUCUCUGUGUCCAUAUAUUACCUCUGAUUUAUAGCAAGGGUGGUCUGUGCUGUUUUAUUGUUAGUAUAGUUUAUAAUGUUUUAAAUUCUAGUGAAAGUAAUACAUAUUUGCUUUCCUUAAAUUAGUGACAGUGUUAGUACAUCUCCUUCUUUCAUUGUAAACAGGGGUUCCUAAUAGGUAAUGCUAAUUUCCAAAGAAAAUACCGUAGAGAAAUAAAAUCGAGAUGUAUUUUACAUUCAUUAAAGGUCAAACUGUGCAUGUAUAUUAUCCCGCAAAGAAGUGCCAUUCUUUAAAGUAGUUAAAUGUACUUUUUAAUUUUACUAUCUCACCCUUCUAGACUAACAUAUUAUUAUUAUUAUUAUUAUUAUUUAUAAAGCGCCAAUAAGUUCCAUAGCGCUUUGCAAUGGGUGGACUAACAGCCAUGUAUUUGUAACAAGACGAGUUAGACACACAGGAACAGAGGGAUUGAGGGCCCUGCUCAAUGAGCUUACAUGCUAGAGGGAGUGGGGUAAGGGUAUGGUAGAAAAGUAGGUUGCUAGGAUAGUAUUCACUGAGGGCUUAGUGUUUUAUUUUGAUGAUAGUUGCAGUAGGGUGCAUGGAGGGAAAGCUGUUCACAGUUUAAUUGAUUUGCUUUCCUAAAGAAGUAAGUUUUCAAGGAUUUUUUUGAAGGAGUAAAGAUUGGGUGAAAGUUUAACAGAGAGAGGAGAAGAGCGUUUCAUAGGAAUGGUGCUGCCCUGGAGAAGUCUUUAAAGUAAGCAUCAGAGGUAGGAUUACGAACAGAGCGUUGGGGCCUAGAUGGGACAUAUUUGUGUAUUAGUGAGGAUAAGUAGGUCGGAGCAGCAUUGUGUAGAGAUUUGUAAGCAAGUAUCAGGAUCUUAAAUUGGGUCCUAUAUCUUACAGGAAGCCAAUGUAGGGACUGACAAAGGGGGGAGGCGUGGAAGGUGCGGACGGACAGGAAGAUGAGCUUUGCUGCCGCAUUCAUUAUCAUUAAAGGCUGUAAAGAGGCAAGUUGGGAACACGCAUGACCACUGAGAAGCGGAUUACAGUAGUCAAUAUCUAGGCAGCGAGCCUUAGAGGUAAAGCGGAUGGUAGCACCAUUGAAUUGGAGGGACACAGACAAAGGAGUAGCAACACUUGAGGAAGUGAAGACCAGAAGUUCUGUUUUGGACAGCUUCAAUUCAAGGAAAUGAGCAGCCAUCCAGUUGGAAAUAGCAGAGAGGCAGUCAGAGACACGAGUCAAGAGGUGUGGUGAGGAAUCAGUGGAGGACAGAUACAUUUUCGUGUAAUCUGCAUAGAAAUUAUACUGGAAGCCAAAUGAGCUGAUGAGUUUACCAUGGCAGGCAGUCUAGAUUGAGAACAAUAGGGGACCAAGGACAGACCCUUUGGGAACAACAACAGUGAGGGAUUGGGGAAAAGAGGCAGAGCCAGAGAUAAAAACACUGAAUGAGCGCUGGGAGAGGUAGGAAGAGCACCAGGAUAGAGCAGUAUCUCGUAGACCGAGAUCACGGAUGAUGAGAAUAAGCUGUUGAUGACCCCAUUGAACAGCGCCAUGGUAUUUUGCAGGCGCUAUAUAAAUAAUAAAAUAUUAUUAAUAAUCAACAGUGUCAAAAGCAGCAAAAAGGUCGAGGAGAAUUAGGAUAGAGUAAUGGCCAUGGUAUUUUGCAAUGAAAGAUCAUUGGAUACUUUGGUCACAGCUGUUUCGACAGAGUGACAAGUGCGGAAUCCAGAUUGAAAUAGGUCAAGCAGAGAGUUGGAUUCGAGGAAGUCUGUCAAUCCCGAGGGAGAGAUUGAACAUUUUAGUGAGAGGCAGAGCAAGAGAAGGAGACAAAGUGCGGAUGAGAUACAAAGGAAUAGGACCGAGGGAGCAGGUGGUGGGGUGGGAGGAACGGAGAAGAGCAGAGCAGAAAUCGCUUCUUCUUCAGCAGGUGCAAAUGAGCAUAGGACAGCUGAGGGAGUGUGCUUAGAGGAAAAGUUGGUAGUUGAUGGAGAGAGAUGAGAGAUUUCUUCCCUGGUUGUAGAAAUCUUCUCAGUGAAGUGAGUUGCAAAGUUUGUGGCAGUCAAGUUGGUAGGAGGAGGCGGCACGACAGGGCACAGAAGAGAGUUAAAAGCAUGGAACAGACAUUUGGGCUCGUGGGAGAGUGUGGUUAUGAGUGUAUUGGAGUAAUUUUCUUUUGAAGAGGAAAGAGCCAGACUGUAGGAGCGCAGCAUUAAUUUAUAGUGGAGGAAGUCAGACGCACAGUGAGACUUUCUCCAGCAGCGUUCAGCAGAUCUGGAACAUUUUUGGAGGUAUCGGGUCAGCUUGGAGUGCCAGGGCACUUAGUGCGUUUAAGUGUAGGAGGUGCCAUGAUGUCUAGUUGAGAGGAGAGAGUGAAGUUCUAGAGGGAUGUUGCAGUGUUAGGGCAGGUGAGAUUUGAGAUGGGUGAAAGGAGACUUUGGAGGUUGGUGGAAAAUUGCUGUAGGUCAAGACAAUGGAGGUUUAUGCAAGACUGAUGUGGCGAGGGUGGUGUACUUUGGGUACGUGGUAUGCGGAUGUCAAUGGACAGCAGAUGAUGGUCAGAUAGAGGAAAUGGAACAUUGGAGAGCUUAGAUGUGGUACAGAGAUUGGUGAAGAUGAGGUCAAGAGUGUUUCCUGCUGGAUGAGCUGGUGAAUUAGACCACUGUGUGAGUCCAACGGAGGAGCUUAUAGAGAGCAGACGAGGGGCAUCAGGGCAGUUAGGGUUUUUGAUUGGGAUAUUAAAGUCCCCAAGAAUGAGAGGAGUGCUAGAGGAGAGAAAAUGGGGGUAGCAGAAGAAAAGUGUUCAAUGAAUAGCCUAGGAUGACUGGGGGGUGGAGGAGGGCAAUUCUUAGGAGUGGGUUUAAAUAGAUGGACAGUGUGAACUUCAAAGGAAGUAAAGGAUAGGGCAGGGGCAGGGAGGAUAGGUUGAAAGGUACAUUGAGGGGAGAGAAGGAUGCCUACACCACCUCCUUUGCAGUUGUUUGAUCUAGGAGUGUGGGAAAAUUGUAGCCCACCAUAACAUAAGGAAGCAGGAGUAUCCGUAUCAGAGGGGGAAAGCCAGGUCUCAGUGAGUGCAAGAAGUGUGAAAGAAUUUAAGAUGAAGAGGUCCUGUAUGGCUGUUGAUUUUAUAUUGCUACAAAUGAAGCGGGGUGCACAUUGAAUAUUGGUAGAUGGGGAUAGAACUUAUGGUAUUGGGAUGAGGUUUGUGUGGUUUCUGGUUGACUUAGUGUGAGUAGAGGAGAUGACGGGCCCUGGGUUGGGAAAGACAUCCCCAGCUGCUAGAAGCAGGAGGAGAGAUAGAGGCAGAAGGUGUGAACAUACAAACUACCCAAGCCGAAAAAGAGUACUCUUAUAUUAUUGACACGCUAGUGCAGUAAAACAGACACAUGCCUUUAUUGUCAUCACCGUGGUAGUUAAUCAGGUUGGGGUUAGCUUCUAAUAGCGGAUUAUAUUGGAUGUAUCGCUUAUUGUGAUUACAUAGCAUUGCCAUAUAAUAGUGAUCUAGAACAUGUCACUAUGGCAUUAUGUACAUGAACAUGUCCUGAAUUAGAUCAUGCUGUGCAGCCAACCAGGGGAAAUUACUGCAGUUCAUUUGCGAUAUUUGCAGUACAUGUUAAUCAUUUGCCAAAAUUUACUAGUAUUGCUUGAAAGCAGCACUGUCAGGCCGAACUUACCUUUCCCCAAUCGCUGUUCUCCGUUUCUUCCUAUCUGCUCUAGUUUUCUUUGAAACAUAAGACAAAGUAGGGACUAGGUAAUAUUGGGGGCCUAGGGGCAUUUGGGGAUUACUGGGGGGGGGCAAUUAGAUGAUGUGUAGUCGGGAGGGGGUUAAAUAGAAAACAGAUGCGGCCAUGAUAGUGCCACUUUAACUAUCAAAAUAAAAAUGCAACAAACAUACACAGUGCCAUAAUGUAUCAGUUAAAGUAUUUAUUGAAAUAAUGUUCAUUAUCACAGAAAGCAUAAAACUGUAUUGCCAGUACAGUUGGUAAGAUAAAUAGAAACAUAGUGACAGAUAUGUGAGGCAAUCGAGGAGAAAGAAGCCACAUCAUAUGAGUUAAAGGACCACUCUAGGCACCCAGACCACUUCAGCUUAAUGAAGUGGUCUGGGUGCCAGGUCCAGCUAGAGUUAACCCAUUUUUUCAUAAACAUAGCAGUUUCAGAGAAACUGCUAUGUUUAUCAAUGGGUUAAGCAUUCCCCUAUUUCCUCUAGUGGCUGUCUCAUUCAGGCGCUUGCGUGCUUCUCACUGUGAGCAUGUUUUCCUGGCACUAUAGUGGUCCUUUAAACAGUGGGGGAUUGUAGGGGACAAAAAGGUCAGGAGUAGAAUUGAGAAAUUGGAAGACAAAAGAAAGCAUAGAGCCCAAGGGGAUGGGUAUAUAAAAUUCAUGAGAGUAAUAUACAAGUCUUAUAGCUGGUUUAAUUUAUUAAAUAUUUAAAUUCUCAAUGUAUAUAUGUGACAAUAUAGUGUAUUUAAUCCUACCUGUUUAUGUUUAAAUAUACCAAUUAUACCUAUUUGUGUGAUCCCAUGCAUCUAAAAUGAAAAUAAAGAAACUGCUUAUUUCCUUUGUCAUAAAACAAUGUGCGCCCACAAUUGAUCCAUAAAUGGCGGCUCACAGUGGACUCUUUAAUAGAAUAACUCUCUAGCCAGAUUUUUACUAUGUCCAUAGUAAUCCAUACAGUUUAGGCCAGUGAUGGCAAACCUGGCAUUGUGCGUUACAUUACCAAUGAUGCUUAUCCAGUUCAAAGUUGAAGUAUCGUUUUAAAAUCAAGAAAUAAAUUGUUCAGAAACCUCUUCUGUAUAAAGUUCGGCCAUCACCAGUUUAAGUAGUGAGCAUUGGGUGGAAAUUAAUAGGUUAACAGAAUUAAUCCCUUUAUCUCUCUACCAAAAUCCUAUACUUCCCCACUGUCAAUCACUGCAGCCGUCCUUACUUUGUUUUUGCAAACCAGUCAACCAAGAGAAUAUUUUCGGUUCAGCUCGAUUCCAGCAGCGAUCGGCGUUCCAUAAAUCGUACCUUGUAUUUUUACUUCAUUAGCUGCAAAUGAGAUCUGAGUGAGUGAUUUCCCCUUCAAACAAUUGCUUAAGAUAAAUAUACAAAUACAUCUUGCUUUUGAUCACGCCACGUAAAUGACAGUCACAUAAUCGGUAUUGCCAGCUGACUGGAACCAAACUCCUUCACUUGCCCUAAAAAUUGAGACUCUAAUGAUGGAAUCAUAGACUGGCCUCAUCGCUCUUUCUCUCGGGAGAAUUACCUGAAGACAAAUGCUGGCAACGACUGUAACUAAUGCAGCUAUACCUAAGUAAAUCAAACUUAAUCAGAAUAUCCUCUGAUGAGCCUUUAUGACUCAGUCAUCCCCUGAAAUGAUAAUAGAAAGACCUAUAUUGAAAAUAAAUGAUGAGAACCUUGAUGAUUUUAUAACCGACUGGAGCAAAAAUCUAUAAAACCUAUUUUAAUUCAAUUAGCCCUCCUUUAAUGUUUCUUAUUUAAUGAGGUGUUUUUCAUCCGUUGGGGGAUUUAUGAAAAUAUUAAAAUGUUUGCAGUGGCAUUGGAAACUUUCGCAUACAAUUAGUAACAAAGCUUGCUGUCACUUACUCGACUGCUGCACUGUACAAAGUAGCUUAAAUAAUAAUAAUGUGUUGUUUACUGGUAUUUGAGUAUAUCUAGGUGUAGAGAUUCUAUUACCCAAGCAGUUGACACAACCAGGAAUUGAACCUGUUAAACUGAAGUUUGAACGGGUAUUAAAGGUACUGCAGGACACGUUCUAAUCACUCAGCUCUCUCAUAGUCUGCCUCAUUAUUUUUGCAUCACUUUAUCAAAUAUAAAUAUGAUAAAAUUUCAGUUGCUAGUUUGAAUGUGAUGUGACAUUAAAGAACUCUGAGAAAACGUUAUAAAUCAAUUGCUAUAGGAGAAAUUUAAUUUUUAAACCACUGAAGAAGAGCAUGUUUUAAUUUUUACCAAAUGGUUUAAAUAAAAAAUAAAGAGGAAGACUACAUCUGAGAAUAUUUUAGUCAUUUGUAUGUAUUAUAUAUUUUUUGUUCUUAUUCAAUAUUCACUCAAAAAGUACCAAAGGUAAACUGCAAUGCUAAACCAUAAAUUGCCAGUGGUAUAACUGUUUAUCCAUUGAGCAAAAUGAAGAUAUUCUAAUAGUUUACCACCAUGGAUGGGCACGUCCACAUUUUCACACCCUUUUUUCCAAGGAGCUACGAGCUACUGUUGCGUUCCUCUUGAAGCCAGUUUCUGCUUAACACCAUCAUGACCAUUGAUACACCAUUAAUGUCAUGAUAGAUCAAAUGCCUAAUUCCUCGGGGGGCUAAUGCUCUAAUUAACUUGAAUUAAGGUUCAAAACUAUUGCUUAAACAGUUUUGCACAGGACACUGAAUUAACCCUUAAUCUGAGUAAAUCCUGUCCUUCGUCUUGACUAAAGGGUUAACGGUGUCAUUUUCUUCUAAGUCACAGCUAAGAAAUAUGGGAUCGCAAUGAGAAUUCCGGUUAGUGUUGCAGGUGGUAGUGAUCACAUCAGUCCCGUGGGACGCCUCACUUUGAGGAUUGGCCUUGCAGUAUGUGUGAGUGAAUGAGAUAAUUGUCGAGAUGCAGAAUACACAGGCCCCACUGUUUCCAAGCCCUGCUCAGAUUACCACUAUCGAACUAGUUAAGGCUAAUUAUUAUUAGACUUGAAAAGGAGAUUGUACCUUUGUUAAGACUUUGAUCUUUUAUAAAAAAAGGAAGACACGGUUCAUUAAAAGUUUGUGGACUUGCGUACUAAAGUGGUUUGAGAUGUAAUGCUCCCUUUGAUUACUAAACUCAAAAUACCAUCCUACAAAAUAUCACUUUUGUAUUACUAAAGUGAUUGGUGGGGGUUUGUUUGUUGGUUGUAAUUAUUUUCACAAUAGCAUGAUCUUUUGUCACUGGCUUUAUAUUUAUAUGGACAAUAGGUAUGUCUUAUGAUAUCAGUAAAUCGAGGGCACUUGUAUAUUUUACACCCUCCACAAUGUUCUUCUGUUGUAGAAAAACAACUCCCAUGGACCCUUCAUGGACGAAGGCAAUUGUUCUGAAUCGAAAACAAAACCUAGAAUUUGCGCUAAUUUAAAUGUUUCUCUUUAACUGCUCUAUACAUAUUAUAUAUUGUUUUUUUUAAAUGAUAGAACCCAUUAUGCUUACACCAAUGCUAACCAUAUACCUGCCUCUUAACCAUAUACAAUCUCUAAACCAAUACAGCAUUAAAACAAGACCAGCAUUAACCUUUAUCUUACCAUAACUAUAACCCUAUUCCUACAGCUAACACAACACAAACUCUAACCCUACUCUUUCCCAAUAAAUUUAACCUUACCCUAACCGUAACCCCACCACUAACCCUAACCCCAAGGAAACCCUCUACGAAUAUCAAUUCUAGUAAUAAAAGAUGGACUUCAUAGUUAAAACAGUAGAUAGUGGUCUAUGAUCGCCAUCUUCUGGCUGGUUUCAUAAUUACAUUGUUAUUAAGAAUGGAGCCUCCUUCCCCGUGCGAUCGGUGCACCAGCACCAAUUACAAUCUGCUUGGGGACAAAUCGGGAGAUUCCUUUACUACAGCUGAACUUAAACUGGUGGCUUGAGUAGCAUUGUUUGCUCGCCGAGUAAUAAACUGGUGGUUUGAGUAGCAUUGUUUGCUCACAGAGCAAUAAGGGAAUUCUGGGACUCAUCUGAGGUUCCCACUUUAGCUACGAUUAUCUGAAAGACUGUGCAAGCCUUGGAAAUAGAUAAACUCACCGCCCAGAUCCAUGAUACACCAAAAUCAUUCCAUAUAAUUUGGGACCUAUGGUUUAAUGAAAACAUCCAAGAAAGUUGAGAUAACUCCCUUAGCCACCAAACAUGAAAAGUUAAACUUCCUAUGGGACUUUAAUAGCUAACUUCCAGAGAUACUCUUUUCCUCUCGACACACCUCCUCUUUACCUUUCUUUAAUCUCACUCCACUCUAAUUAUACCGUUCUCAUUUCCCAAUACGUACAUAGUUUUACUCUACCCUGAUGUUUCUCUCGCUACCCCUACUCCUGCUUUUUCCACCUUUUUCCUGGAAGCAUCACCCUCCAUUAUGAUCACUGAUACUUAGAAUAACCAUAAUUCACCACAAUUUUUCCUGAAUAAAGCUGCUCUCUUUGGAGUGUGAACCUUUGUUACCAUCGAAAGCCUUUGUACAGUUUGGCUUCCUCUUUUUGUUAGUGAGGUCAGAAGGCACCCCGUCCUUCCCCCACCUGUACACCUGACGCAUUUCAUGCGAUAGUCAUAAAAGUUGUCUGCUGAGGAGCGCUAAUACCGAAUGUUCAGAAAGUAGACACCUUGACGCACUGUUAAUGUUUACAUUGUGACAGCAAAAUGUAGACAAUUAAAAAUUUUUUAAAUAAAAACAACCAAGCCAGUCUAAUCCACCAAAUGAAGUGAUUUUGGUACAUUGAUCUUGUCCCUGCAGUUGAAAUCAGUACUGUUUCAAAUCUCCACGCCUCUAGUGGCUCUCAAUCAGACAUCCACAAAGAAUUACAAUGCGAUUGGACAGUCAUAGAAAGUCUGGGCUGGUUUGAAAGGGGAGAUUUGCAAAGGUUUCAGACAAAAGAUUUAUACCCCCAAUUUAAAAACAAGCAUAAUUAAAUGCAUGCAUAUUUUAAUUGGUGAUAUAUCUACUAAACAGUGAUGUGCAUUUCUCUUUUUUCCCCUACUUGGGUGGUGGAGUGUCCCUUUAAAUACUAGUGCAUAACACAAAUAUACAUGAGAAGCAUGUACCAGACAAUGGUUGAAAGGGCCUUAUGAGGGCAUAGUAAUAUGUGUGCAUUUAUAUUUUCUAUAGUUCUGUAAUGGUCACUAAUUAGUUACUGUUCUUUAUUUUGUUAAUAAAAUUGUUUCACAUUAGAAUUUUAUUCUUUCAAAAUUGUCUUCAGAACAAAUUCAAAAUCAGGCAGAAUAAAACUAGCAUAAUAAAAACGACAGCCGUGUAAAAACAAGGGCCUUUAUCCUCGUUAGACAUUUUGCAAGUACAAUGUAAUAAAUGAAAAUAAUGCUGCAUCAAACAGGUUAAUUUAUGCAAGAGUAAUCGAUAAGUAUUUCUAAUGCAGCCCCUGUGACCCUCAUCUGUACUGUAUGUGCUUCCACAGUAGCUCUGGUGGUGCCUGUCGGCUAUGUUUAUUCAUUUAGUAACAGUUUCAUCAUCAGCUGUGAUCUGAAAACUGAUUUUUUUUUUUUUUUUUUUUUAAAGCUGUGUUUGAGGAUAAAAAAAAGAGUAACCAGCACCAUUUUACUUUAAUAUAUAUAUAUAUUUAUUUUUUUAUAUAGGUUUUAGCCUGCACGGAUCCAACCUCACAGAUUGAUACUGUAAUUAUGGCAAUGCUAUUAAUGAUAAAAUGUUGUGAUUGCAGAUUUGGUCCAUCUGACUUGUCCCUCCACUAAGACAACUGCCAAAGAAGAUCUGGAACCAGUGGUACAGAAAUUGUUUACUGUGAACACUGAGCCUGAAAAAGGUAAACAAACACUCGGACCCUGUGGCCAAAGACUCACCUGCAUUGUCUUUAUCACCUGACCAUUUCUUUACAGAAAUCAUAUGAAUUAGAUUAAUAUUUGUGUCUAACGAAGCUAUAAUAAGUUCAGCUGGAAUUAGCACUGUCCGUUUUUCAGUGUGGAGAUGGCUCAGAGUAGCUUUGCUGCAGGGGACAGUAAUUGGUUCUUUGAACUCUCUGAUGAUGCUGUGAGUCUAUUGUGCUCAAUUUUAGCUGGAAGUGUUUUUUGUUUGUAUAGAAUAAUGUCCCUUUAAGUGGCUCCUAAUGUUAACUCACGCAAUAGGAAGUGUUACUCUCAGUGUACAAGAACCUCGUACCAGUACCAGAGUUUCUUAUUUUCAGUGAGAUAAAAAUUCAUACAGUGAAAUCAUAUAUGUAUGUACUUUUAAUGAAUUAAAAUGCAUAUUGAAAACAUACACAGUAAACAUAUAAAAAAAACUCAUUUAAAAAAAAAAAACCUCUUAAAAAUAUUGCUUCUCUCCAAUGAAAUGUUGCAACUUCCGGCAUCCACCUUUUGCCUGGUCCAAAUGUCGCCAUGGAGGUCAUUCCUGCGUAGUGACCUCACUUCUGGCUCUUCAACGUGGUUGCCACAUUGUUCCACUAUGCUGCAGGUGGAAGAAUGUUAGAGUUUCUCCGGGCCUAACCCAGCAAAUGUUUAGGUGUACUUAUUGGCAGGCAAAGAUUAAUUGUGGACAUGUGCGGUUUUCAGCACAGACAAACUAAGCAAAGAAAGUUAAGUAAAUUAUUCAGAGAUUAAAACUACCAGUUGGUAAAUAAUUAAAGUUGACUUGAUAAAUUCCCAGUUGCUUACUUUAUUGGCCGUCUUUUUAUCAACUUAAUUUGCGUGAUUAUUCCUCCCCAUUAAUUGACUCAACCACUUAGUGAAAGCUGUGAGUCUUGUCGUCUUCAGUAGGGCGAUCCAUCCCAAGAACACUGAUAUUUAGUCACAAGUGUGCUGUAAGGUUAAUAUCUUUUAAUAGUAUGUAGUAAAUAUCAGCCUUUUCUAAAGUGGGAACUGAAUGUUUACUUUGUUGCAGACUUUAAUGUCCAAUCCACUCACCAGCAGCACAUGCAGUUAUCUAGUGCUUCAAAGCCAGGAAAACCAUUUUCUGUUACAGCUACAUUCUUUCAAGAGUACCUGAUCUAUCAUCGUUCACAGUUCUACUCGGAUUCCUUCACAAGAGCCACAUAAUCAGAGGGUCUCUGAAGCACCGAACAGCUAGUUUUCCUGACACAGGUCUUUCUAUCAUCAGGAUGAGGUAGUGGUCGUAUUUUAAUUAAAAUGUCAGAACAAAUACUGUUGGAGUUAUUGAAAAUGAAUCACCAGAUAAAGUGAUCACUGGUCCAUGGCAGGUCGGAGAGACAAAGUCACCUGCUGGAGAGGACUUCAUUCAUUUUCCUGCUAAGUGAAGAAGAAGUAACUUCGCUAGCGUCAUGAACUUUUUAAGGAUUUUUUGGAAAAGCAUUUUGCAUUUUAUCAAGAGACCAUUUUUUCACAGGCUGUUGGAUUUAAUUAGCAUUUUAAACGAUUUCCUAACCUUACAAAAUACGUGAUAAAAGGGUGCUCAGUUGACUUGAUAACGAUGUUAACGUGUGAGCUGUUGUGACUUAUUAGCUGAACAAUUUUCAAUUUUUUUGUUCUCUACAUUUUAAUGUAUUUUUCCUGUUAAGUUAAAUAGAAGUAUUUUAUCGGAUGGUCGUGUUUCACUGUCUGGUGUAACAGUGCUCCCCCAAUUUAAAUGCAAGAAGUCCUUUCUCUAUUUUUUUUUUUUUUUUUUAGUUAUUUAAGAUUUAAUUUGAAAGCUCAGUUCUAUGCGGUUGUACAGAUGUUCUAACUAAAUAUAGCUGAUUUUAUGUAGAUAAAGAAAGCACUAUUAAAGGGAUUCUAUAGUGCCAGGAGCACAAAGCCGUUUUCCUGGCACUAUAAAAUCCUACAGUAGCCCUCCCUCCCGCGGUUAUAAAAUCCUACAGUAGCCCUCCCUCCUGAAGUGGUUAGAAUGCCGAGGGACAUCAGCGCUGGGUCAGGCUCCACCCACGCUCCUCCCCGCUCACGGGGGAGACCUAAUGUGUGGCAAUGGCAGCGCUUGCAUCCAGAUUUCCCCAUAGGAAAGCAUUAAUGAAUGCUUUCCUAUGGGGAAAAAUCUGACACUGAAAUUCCUCAUGCAGAACGUGAGUUCGUCCAGCAUCAGAUACCAGACCAAAGGUCAAUUCAGGAAGUCCCUCUAGUGGUUGUCUGGCAGACAGCCACUACAGGUGCAGUUAAUCCUCAGAGGUAAUUAUUGCAGUUUCUCAGAAACUGCAAUAAUUAGCACUGUAGGAUUAAGGGAUAAGGAACAUUGCAUCCAGACCACUUCGAUGAGCUGAAGUAGUCUGGGUGCCUACAGUGUCCCUUUAAUUAUCCUUAAUUAGUUAGAUUUCAGUUCUGAAAUUAUUAUUUCAAGGGAUAGGAUGCUUUCUGACUUCACACUGGUUAGGUUCAUCUGGGCAACAGAUGUGACCGCUGCUUGCUAGUGGUUUGUCUGCCAACAUGUCAACAGUCAGAACUGGGGCUAUUUACUGCUGUGCAUGCACACAAUUUAAUCAGAAGUCAAGAAUUCAUGUUGUUGGUGAAUUUUACAAUGUUCCUGCAUUGAUGAAAUGACACUAUAUCUGCUAGCAGAAGCAGGGCUUCUAGUUCCUUACCGUGUCGCAGGUUGACGCACAUACAAUAAAAGCUACAUAUCUCGUUGCCAUAUCAAACUCCUUGUCCUGUUCCUUCAAAAGAAAUCCCAAUGAACACACUUCAUUAGGUAAACCUAUAGGCUAACCAUUUAACUCCUCUCUCUGUUACACGGUACCUGUUUUACCUGGCUUACCUUCUUAAGCUAUUGCUUCCGUACAACAUGAAUUUAUCUAACUCAGGGAUAGUUGUGGAUACAUGAUUACUCGACUUUCUGUACCCAAAGAGGACUUUUCAAGUCCAACUUGAGAUAUGCAGGCGAUACACAACAGUAAUUUUUCUAUUUGCUUCCUUUUGGUACCUAGCUAUACACUCUAUACACAGAGAGACUUCAAAUUUGCUUUUGCCUUGUGAUACCACGAUAUUGGUUGAUUUCUAUUGAUUCUGUUUAUAACCUUCUCUGUAUUGAAAGAAUAAGUCAUCACAACACAAUCAUUUCAUGAGUGUGAUUCGUAAACAAAACUGCUGCAGUCUGAAGACACAUUGUUGAGAUCUUUAUUGCUGUGGACCUCUGUAAUCCACUCGUGCAGAACUUAUUGCUGUGCAAUUCUGUGUUACACAGAUACAUUCUUCCUAUUGCUGUGAGCUUUACUGCCAUGGAGCUCUGUGAUACAAAUGACUGUAAGCUUUAUUGGUGCAAAGUGCUAUGAUGCACUCGCAAGCUAUAUAACCUAUCUAAAUCUAUAUACGUUUUACUGCUUUGGAAUUCUGUGUUAAAGUAAAAGCAUUGUGUUAUCUCAGAAAAGAGGUGCACACCAGAUCAGAAAAAGGAAUGGGGGUCCAAAGAAAGCUACUUCGCGUGUAUCAAAAAUUAGAUUGUGCCCAUGUCUGUAAUAGCAUAACAGAUAAUACAAUCUUGCAUGUAAAUAGUAUUGCUACUUAGUGCAAUUCCAGCCAUCAUUUAUUGGUUUAGUAAGUUAACACCAAACUAAGAUUUAUUUAUUUUUAUCCAAGAAAGUGAGGCGUUCUAUAGAGCCACCAGUAAUGCUAUGUCAGUAGGACAUUCAUUUCAAAGUAGGGUCUCUCAGGACUAGAUGCUUCUUAUAAUAUGGACAGCGAUUGGUCCUUAAUGGGUUAAAACACAGAAUAACGGUAUAAGUCUGUGCUUAACCAUAAAUAUGAUUGUUCAUCAUUUCAGGCAUGAAUUCUAUGUAAUAUAUAAUAAUCAACGUAGCUUAAUUUAAGCUAAAGUCAGCAGUCUUAGUCAUAUUUGUGAUAGCCCUGUCUAGCAGUAAAUAGAUAAUGUAUAGAGAGUGUGAAUUGGUUUUAGGCAGCACUGUCCAGUAAAAGCUGUGUUAGUGAGCGCUCUGUACUGUGAAACCUCUCAUCUGUUUAGUGAAAUCCAUUAGUCUCUAGUGACUCCCACAUCAUGUUCAUUACCAUCUUCUGACAUUUGUCUUAAUGACUUUCUUGACAUUUCAGCUUGACACCUUGUCCGCGUUCCUUAUAUCAAGGCCAAUAAUACAAACGCAUUUACCCUUAUGUCGUUUCCUCUGUGCAAAGCAAAAAGGUGACCAGGAAUAUAUUCUAAACACAAACCUUGCCUUCAUGUCAUGAACAAGUUUCUAGUUCAAGGCUUAUAUAGUGGUGUCCCCUUGUUGUUUGCAUUGAAAUGGGGUGAUAGUUUCGCUUUUUUUUUUUUUUUUUUAAAUAUAAAAAGCAUGUCAACUUUAAUUAGAACUUAUAUAUUUAUUUAUUAAAACACAUGAUCAGGGCAAUUCUUAUAUAUAACACAUGAAUAUAACAUUGCACACAGGAGUUCAGUAAAAGCACAGUAUAAAACUGGUUAAAUAACAUGAAUGCAAUGGCACUGUAUACAAACUAGCAGCUGAUAGAUGUAAAUUAAAAACAAUGCUAUCAGUAUAUUAUAUAUCAUAGUACUUCACUACUCAGUUGUUAUGUUUGGGUUGCUGUCUUUUCUUAAUUUAUGAAUAUAUCUUGUAUUAAUUAUUACCCAUAAUCCUAGUUGUUGUGGGGUUUUUUUAUGCUUUAUUCAGUUUUUUUCAAAGAAAUCAGGGGUACAGAAAGCAAAAAGGGGGGAUAAAAGGGAUACAGUCCUUAAGGCAAUCCAUCCACAACAUUUAGGUAGCAUUGAUAUCAAUACAACAAUACAUUGUCAGUGAUCAACCAUUAUACUUUAGAUUCCCUGUAAGAACCUCAUCUUCCUGAACCCAUUAUGGAGUCCUAGGUGGUAGAAUUACUUGGUUGGGUCCUCCGCAACUAAUACGGAUCUGUAACCCGCAGUCAUUGACUCUUCUCAUUGUGUCUGUCAUGGUUUGAAAUGUGAUAUAUUGCAGCAUUAGAUAGUCAUGAGUGGGGGAAGGAUUGGGGGGGGUGGGAAGAGAGAGACCCCGGAGAUAUAGUCACAGGCCUUCAUGCCUGCUAGUUUUAUACCGUCAUAUAAGGUGGAAGCUACACACUUUUGAACUGUGUAAAUGUGUCUGGUUUUCGUAAAUUGGCUUAUGCCGCAUAUGCGUGACUAUUAGGGUCUUGUCGAAUGGGGUUGAUUAACAGUAUACUAACCUAAAACAUAGUGGGGGGUGGAGGGGAAAUGGUGAUAACGACUUGUCAGUAAUAGUCCCAUGGCAAGGUUGUGUAUAUGUGAUCCACUCCAAAUUCUCUAUUUCGAGGAGCGCCCCCAUAGCAACCUCCCUCAAGGUUACACAGCCUGCUGUUCCCUACUUUCGGGCGAAGGUCAUUGCCAUUAUAUACUGGCAUAUCUGGGAUGCUGUGUCUUCUGGUUUCUGGGGCUUAAGUGUUUAGCCCAUUUCCCUACUAGAUACAACAGACAGUCUUGUAUUGACCAUGUCAUCCCUGUAUCUGUAGGGGUUUUGGGGUUUUGCUUUUUUUUUUUUUUAUUGUUUUAGAUUCACUGCUUUAUGGCUCUGACGUGCUUUAGUACUGUCUGGCUUCUUUGUUUUGUCUGUGUUGAUUUGGUGCAGGUUAGUGUUUGUUCAGUAUGUUAGAGGUUUGACACAAGGCCAUGUUGGCUUGCUCGUAGUUCUGCCUCCACUUGUAGUUUUCUCACUAACUAUGUGCAGUCAGUCAGGAUGGAUGUGCAGAUUUGAGCGAUGACUACCUAAGUCCAGACACUUGAUCCAAUUAUCUGUUGAAUGUCUCAGAAAAUAGUUAAGUCUCGGAGAGACAAAAGUUAAGUUUCCCAUUGUCCAUGAUACAUCUGUCUGACUAAGACAUAUAUUUAGAGAGCUUGUGUGGUUUGUAGUUGGGCAUCACAAACCUGUGCUAAAUAAACACUAUUAUAUAUUCUUGGUAUCUCUUUUCCAUAUAUAGUUUUAUAAUAUGAUGUACAAAUGUCAUAAAAUUCCAAAAUUCCUGUGUGACAGAACGCCCAUUCUCUGAUUGACUACCUCCGCCUAGUCUACUUCCUAGCCGCUUUCAGGCACCCUGGAACGCUUGAGCUUCAGUUGCUGGGGCUUGACUGUGGGCUCUCAGAAACUCUUCCACCCGACCAGGAAUGCAGCUCUCUCCUUCCAGGCAGGUCUGAAGACUCUGUUACUGGGAUCCCUGAACAAAUCCAGCAGGUCACAUAGUUCCAAAAGGAACUAGCACACACAACUUUAUUUUUUAAACUUAGGACUAGUCCAUAUGCACAUUACAUUUAACUUAUGGUGACAACUUCAAUAAAAUACAAAUAAUCAACUUAUAUAGGAAACACACAAAACAUUUUUUUAUAAAGGGGUGGGAAGAUAAACAGUAACCGAAAAUAUCUCCCCUGCCUUCAGAAAUCAUAAUACGCAAAUCUACCUCAAUAUGCAAAUUAAAAAGCCUUGCCAUUCAGGUAGUGCAUCUAGCUGUUUCUAGAUCCUUACAAACAGAUGGCGCUGUACAGGCUCCACGGCCAAAUCCACCUAGUUGAUUGCAAGCAUCAGCAGGACAGGAGAGCACACAAACAUUUAACAAUAUACAAUACAUUAUACACAUCCUGCAUCCAGAGUGUCAGCAGGACUUAAACAUAGGAGUCCUCCAAGGAGCUAAUUUAAGUCUCCAUCUUAAGCGACUGGUGAUGGUGACUACCGUCACAUCCAGUAUCUUGCUUUGAUGACAUGACAAUGUUUUGGUUGCUUUUGUGUUGAUGGUUUUAGAAGUUUAGAUACUAAGGAUGUGCUAAUUUACCCUGUUUGUUUGUUUUUUGUUGUUUUUUGGUUUUUUUUGUCUUUUGCUUAGAGUUAAACUUCUAUAUUAUUGCAGCUACAUGAAUUCAAUAAUUAUUGCAAAGUAUAAUGGGAGUCCCAGCUAUUCCAAAUUCUCCCUUUUCUGGACAGGGGCCUAACGUUUGGAUACUGGGCUGAUUACCUAUGCUUUUUUGUAUAUGUAAAAAAAAAUCACCAUUUUCUUUCUAGUACGCCUGUAUUUAAUUACCUAUGUUUACUCCAGAUUUUAAAUUGGAAUUAAAGUGACUUACAAGAUAGCAAACCAAAUAGAGUAUUUGAGCUCAUUAAAUGCAUAACUUUUUACAUUUUCCAAUAUUUGCAAGGCAAAUUAACUAUACAAGGGACGCCAUUUACUGCGGUGUUUGGUAACACAGGAAUGCUUGUGCGCAGAGGCCGCUUUGAUCAUGAAAUAGAGCAGUAAUUAAACUGCUCGAGCUCAGCUUAAAGUGCGGGCCAUUUAUGUAUUGUACUGUUCAUUAAUUUUACUAUGUUUGUCGGAGGCCAUAUUAUGGAAUGCAUGAACUGUAAUUUAUUCCAUGAAAUAGAAGAUGUGAAGGUGGUGCGUACAUGUGAAGACUUUUAAUUUUUAUGUUAUUCAAUAUCUUUAUUGUUUCAACAAAAUAAUUAAAAUGAUAGCAAAGCGGGUAAGUAAACUAUGCACUAAGCUCUUAUAAAUUGUAUGUUGUUCCUCGUCUACUAACCAUAAUUUGGCAUUAUUUCUUAUUAUUCACAUUUUUACUCUCCUCUUUGAAGCUUUGGACAAAUAAUCAAACUGCUAAUACUUGAGAUUCCAUUGUCCUAAUUAGUUGAGAUAGGCUGUAAUUCUUUAAUGUAACUGUUUAGCUACUUUGAUAAAGAAGGUAGGCAGGCAUCAGUAGAGGAGGGCAGGUGAAAAUCUAGAUAGAUGCACCCUUUAAAGCAUCCUGAAAAUCAGCUUCUAACCUUUUUCUUUCAAAUAAGUGUUUCGUCAAGCACCAGGAAGAGGUGAAGUUUAUCCCAGAUACUCAUGGUUAGGUUUGUUAAUAUUUUUUUUUUUUGCUUGUCUGUGUAAAAUUAUCUUCUACUACUUAACGUUAUAUUUUUCAGUAUGGUUUCAGUAAAUUACACUCUGAUCCAGUUGCCCUCUGAAAAGGCAGAUACAGUGAGAGAAUCACAAGGAAUUUUAUGGAGAUUUUACUUCUCCCAUUUGUCCCUACUGUAGUGGAAUUAGGACGGUUUCUACUUAUUGCUUGCCCUUCUUUGACAUCAAGAUUGCACUUUUUUUUUAAUGAACUGAGUUUAGAACCUCUUCGAACCUCAGAGCCACAGGUUCUCUCCAUAGCAGGGCCAACUCCUUUUUCUCCUUUCAAGGACAGUUAAUUAAAUAAGUAUCGUCGUGAUUGAGUCAUGAUAACAUCUGUAUCUCCAGGGCUUUUUUGAAAAUUAGAGAAUCUCAGUGGAUCCUUUGUUUAUUUGAUCAUUUACUUUGUGUGUUAUAUAUUUUUUCUUAAGAUUCUGAAGAUGAGGACCUAGAAAAGCCAAGAGUCCUCUGGGCACUAUAUUUCAACAUGAGAGACUCUUCAGGCAUUGAUCGGCAGUGUUAUGUUGGACUUCCAGAUAACGUGCAUGUUUGCAGUGGCCCGGAUCCGAGCUUUGGAAAUGACCGUGCAAUCCAGCAGGUUAGAAAGAUUAUACAGUACUUAUCAAGCAAGUAUGACAUGAGAGUUUUAUCUAUGCAUUUGAGUGACCAACACAGUCUGAUUGAGCCCUUAUGCAACAGAUCUACGUAGCCAUUAUAUUAAAGGAUCACUGAAGGCAUCCAGAGCACUUUAUCUCUUAAAGUGAUACUGUAGUCCCAGGAAAACAAACCCAUUUUCCUGGCACUAUAGGCUUUUGGAGUGCCCCCUUCAGCCACUUACCUUAAUGCAGCGCCGGGGUCCCUCUGCACUGGUGACCUCUCCUCCCCUGCCGACGUCAGCUCCCGAGUGGAGCCAAAAAUGCGCAUGUGCACGUGCAUUCAAACCUGCCCAUAGGAAAGAAUUACUCAAUGCUUUCCUUUGAGGAUCCUAUUUGAUGCUGGACUCCGUGAGGACGUCCAGCAGCAAAUAAGUGCGAUUUACUCAGUGUAAAUCGUGAAAGCGCCUCUAGUGGCUGUCAGGCAGACAGCCACUAGAGGCUGGAUUAACCCUGCAGUGUAAACAUAGAAGUUUCUCUGAAACUGCUAUGGUUUCGGCUGCAGGGUUAAAACUAGGGUGACCUGGCACCCAAACCACUUAAUUGAGCUGAAGCAGUCUGGGUGCCUAUAGUGGUCCUUUAAGUGGUCUAGCCCUGUAACCCUGCAAUGUUGCUGUUUAGCAAAUAUGACAAUGUCAUGGUUGCAGGUUUGUCUCACCUCUAGUAGCUGUCUUCCAUGUUGAGAACAGACUUAAACUCUGUUCUAAAUCAGAUGUUGCUUUUAGAGCAUCAUUUGGUCCGUUCAGUGCAGCGAAUCAUCGAACCUGCGCAUUAGCCUUUGGAUUAGCUGAGAUUAUCAGGAUUAGUGAUCUCAACCAGUUAACAAGUGUGUAGGAAGCAGAUCUCACAAGCCAUAUUAGGAUAUCUUAAAAAUACUGAAUAUUGGAGAUAUUUAUCCACUAAAGUACUUUGUAUGUAUGUUAACAGGCGGAGAAUAUUUUCAGUACGCUUUACCCAACUGAAGAGUUUUGUCCACCGGCUCCUAACCCAGAAGACAUUAUUUAUGACAGUGAAUGCCCGCCACAGGAUGCUGCAGAUUCCGGCACUCCCACCGAAUCGAAGGAUGAAACCUCCACUGAAAGUGAGACGAUAUUGGAGGCUGCUGAAGACUUAAAAGAGCAGAAAGAAGAAUAAUUAAAUUCCAUCUCUGUACACUGGAUAUACUCCUCAUUCCUUAAUCUGUACCUAGGUCAAUGGCUACCGAUACUCCACUUCACAUGUUUAAAGCAGUUUAUCAACAAACUCUAUGGCUAAAGAAUGGCUUGUGUAAUGCAGUCUGCUAUCGUAUUUAAAGUGCCCUUGUUCAUUUUUAGAAAAUGGCUAUCGUAUUGUCUAGUUUUCAUAUGUCUUAUAUCAUUAAAAUAUGUUGAACGUUACUUUGUCAAAGUUUCCUGACUGAACUUUAAAAAUUUUGUGAAACAGAGUCCUUUAGAAUGCCCAUGAGUGUAUUUACGUAUAAUUAAAAGGCCCUCACAUUGUAAACCCAUGCACAGGAGGUGUUUAUUAACUAAAAGGUCAUAUUAAUGAAAUUCAAACUAAAAAUUGUGGAUACAGGGAAAAAUCCAAUGCCUCGACUUAAGAACAUUUUAUUUUAGCCUUUGUUACUUUAUGCACAUUGAGGUAGUUUUAAUCUUAAAGUAACUUUAAAUGAGCACUAUAGGGUCAGGAACACAAACGUAUUCCUGAACCUAUAGGGUUAAAACCACCAAGUAGCCCCCCUGAUCUCCUUAUGCCUCCCUAAAAAUAGCAAAAUCUUACUUGUAUUCAAGUCUGGAGCUGCUAGCUCUGGCUCUGUUUCCUUUAGACCUGCCCACUGCCUGCUGACAUCAUCAGAAGUGGUAGCCUGGUCCAAUCACAAUAAUUCCCCAUGGGAUUAGCUGAGACUGACAAAGAGGCAGAUCAUGGGCAGAGCCAGCACAAGUUAAAAACACCCCAUGCCAAUUAGCAUCUCCUCAUAUAGAUGAAUUGAAUCAAUGCAUCUAUAUGAGGAAAGUUCAGUGUCUGCAUGCAGUGGAAGGAGACACUGAAUGUUUGGAUGCAUUUUAAGCAGCCAUGACCCAGGAAGGAUCUCUAACGGCGAUCUGAGGAG